Molecule: messenger RNA, 98133 nt
Organism: Xyrichtys novacula (pearly razorfish)
Lineage: Eukaryota; Metazoa; Chordata; Actinopteri; Labriformes; Labridae
Source: the annotation of a GenBank genome assembly
GUCCCGCUCCCCCCACCCCUUCUCCUCCGUGCGCACCAGCUCUCUUUCUCUCUCCCCCCUCCACAGUCACAGGGUGCAGCGAGAAGACAGCUCAGGAUCCCGCUGCUUCUUUGCCGGCUCUGAUCUUGCCCGCUUCUUCAUCGCUGAGGAAAGUUUGUGGACUAUGUGUUAGAUAUAGCCUGCAGUUGGAAGCCACUCGCAGCAUCCACAGGGUUUGGAGCGCUGUUGAGCCAUCUUAAAAAAACAGAAAAGAAAAGGAAGAAGACAAGAGGCGCGUUGGCAUGAGAUCUCCUUUGCAAAUCUACUGGAUUUACUUUGUCAUUUUCUGGUGAAAAAAAGUGUACCCUGACAAGAGGACAUGGAUGUUUUAAUGUCACAUGUUGGAUGAGACCGCGGCGUGGAAUCCAGAGCAAGGGGAGGAAUGGUAAGACGCAAAGAAACAACCCAACACUGCAUCAGUUUCACACAUUUUUGUCUUAUUCGGAUCAUGUCGAUUUUUGUAGUAUCGGGUUUGUUUGAGAGAGAGAGGGACAGAGGGAAAAGGGAAUAUUACUCAUAAAUAGCUGCGCACAUUUGUCAAAUAUUUAGCAUCCUGUGCGCUAUGGGAUGUGAACAGUGUCCCGAGGCACCUGUUUCAUUCCCUGAAAUUGUCACUUAGAUUUAAAUAUGAAAUUUAAAAAGUUGAUUUAUUACUUGCAUUCCCUUAAAUGCACCAUUUUGGAAGAAAACAUGAUAAAUGUGGACUUAAAAAACUGCCCUGUAUCUUGGUCUGUGGGGGUCAGUAUACUGAUGGUGCAUUCAUGUCUGUGCUGGCAGGCAGUGUCGCACGGAAUAAACCUGCUCUGCUUCAAAUGGAGGACCGCUUGGAGACGAUAAAUCGCGUGCAAAGUUGUGCGGCGUUCUGCUGAAGGAGUUUUCCAAAAUAAACAUGGGUCCAGCUCGAGCCAUGGGGCCAAUUCAGUGUGUGGGACUUACUGCGCUGCUCCUGUGCACAGGUAAGACAACACAAAGAACCAGCCAAUGUCAAGGAGCACUUCUAGUCAUACUGCAGGGAAGAGUUAUGGCAAUGAGAGGCAGCAAUCAUAUAUUCAAAGCACCAUAUAUCCAUCAACCUUCAUAAAGUGAUUUCAUUCAGUGUGGGACAUUUAAUGAAAUGCUAAUUAUGUCCAUUCAGCCAAGAGGACAUUUAUGAUUUAUGAGAUCUAUAAUAAGCUGUUAGCUGCAGUGGCAGAAUACAAAGUGACUUGUAACAUGAGCGAACUGACAGUUGCCUAGAGAGGGGGCUGGUUUGGGGCUUGUUGCAGCGCUUAUAUGUGAUGCAGUGUGUGUGUGUGAGAGAGAGAGCAUGGUCCUGCAGAGCACCUAGAGCAAAGAUAGGCUGCAGACACAACCUAUAACACAGAAGUACACCUUUAUGUCUAUUAGAGUGAGCAGUUCUGCUCUAGAAAUAACUGGCAUCUUAGGGAAAUUGAUUUUUGAGUAUGCGCACUAUAAUUAGAAGUACCAAGCUUACUGAAAUGUGUGUUUUCUGAGUGUGUGCGUCGCUUUUUUUGGCCAUGACAUCCCCUGAGAGAUCUUAUUUGACCAUGUGAUGGAUGAUUUGCAGGAAGUUGUGUUGCAUCUACCCUUACAUUUGAUUAUUAUUGCUUUAUUUUUUAAAAGAAAACUCUUGACUGUCCAUUACCGAGCAGCAGUCAUGAUUGUUUUCUCUAAGGCUCUUAUUUGCAGAGUUGGGUAGACUGGUCUGAAACUGUGCUCAUGUUAACAAUUUCUUUAUGGGAAGCAAUGCAGUGGUGAAAAGUUCUCUCACUGUAGCUUGACAACCUCUCUGUGAGCAGGAGACAAAAGAAAAACACUGCACACAGCCAAGAAAUGACCCAGCACAUAACCCCUGAAAAAGGCAAACAGUUGUCUCUACUCCUCAGUUUCGUAAGCUUGGACAAACCAGACAUAACUUCUUAAUGAGUGGACUUCAGAUAUGUGUCAGAGGCAGGCCAGCUUCUCCUCUAUUCUCCAGUUUUAAGCCGAAGAAGGUUAACCUCUCAUUUUUGUGGCUUUAGAUUUGAGUGAAGUGAUAGUUAUUACCAAACUGGAGCUAAGAGAGUGAGAAAAAGAUGUGCUUUUAUUGGUUAAAUGCUGAAGUAAAUCCGCGGUUGUUGUUAUCCAUGUCUGGUUCUUUGGUGGCAGAUACAAAAUUCAUGAACUUUAGACUCAAGAUGAGUAAAGUGCACAAAAGUUCCAAGUUGACAGUUUUACUUUGCGCUAAGUUGGGAAAUUUUGUCUCAAAGUUUUGAACCGUUAACUUGUCUUUUCAUCCUUCAUGGUUUCUCCUUUUAUUUUAAGAAAAUUUAAGUACUUGGGAGCAACUGGAAAAAAGUGAAAUCAUGAAAGAGCCAGAUGAUCUAUAUGAUCUCUAAAAUCUGUGUUGAAAGUACAUUAAAAAAAUAGGCCAGAACAGCUCUCUUCAUCGUGCGAAACCCACCCCAGAGGCUUAAAAUUGAUCCACAUCUCGCUGGUUCGAGCUGCCUUCUAAUCUCUGCAGGUGAAAGUGGAGAGGGGGGAAAAAAUCAGAUUCCAUCCUGUCAGUCAGCCCCCACUUGUGUGCAGCAUCUCAGAGGAUAUUACAGCUCCCUGGCCAUUUGAUUGCUUUCACAGAGAGGUUCCACUUUGUCUCUAUGAGUAACACACACUGACAGGCUCACAUGCUUACAGACAGACCAUCGAGAUGAGGCUGGUAUGCUGUAGGAUCUGAUACGGUCCGUUUACAAGCUAAAUUUGGAGGGUUUUCAUUUCUUGGCUGUAUAGAGAGGGGUUAGGAUGAAACAUUUCAAAGUUAUCACAUCACAGUGAUGCAAUCUCUUCAAAGUUGCAGAAUUUGUUAUUUAAGCCCUGGACAGAACAAUUAGUUUGUGUUGACUUUGGCGCCCCCUGUGGACAAAGUGGUACCUCUGAUAUCUUCACUGAUCUUGCCCUGUAGAUGCAUAGAUAGUUGCUAACUUAGAUGCUAUCCUUUAACACGAAAAGGUAUCACUCAUUGUACAUCUUUAUUUUGGAAACUUUACAUACAGGUUGUGCUGGGCGAUAUGGGAAAAAGUUUAUCACGAUAUAUUUUUUUCAUAUCAGUCAAUAUCGAUAUAUGUCACGAUAUAAAAAAUGAAAUUUAAAAGUAUUUAUUGGUAGCCUGUCCUUUGCAAUAUAAUAAGCUUCUGUGAGAUCUUUGUGUCUCUUCAAUGUUUUGUCGUAAGAUACGAUGAGAUGUUCCUUGAAUGGUGAUCUAAAGUGUACAUGCGCCGCCCGGGAAUCGAACCCGGGUUGCAAGAAUGGGAAUCUUGUAUGAUACCACUACACCAGCGGCGCCACAGAUGCUACUGAAUGGGGACUGAAUUGUCUGCUGUUUCAGCUGCACGGGGGCCAUGGGUUCCUUGCUCCUCUCAGGGUUUGUAACCUUUUGAAUUGUGCGUGCUCUGCCACGUGGCGCUGCUUCAAGCAGUGAAAAACAUUUGAGGUAUAUCCUGACUUUGGGAGAACAUGUACUCGACAUAAUUUGCAGUACUCAUUACUUUGCUUCAUGUCCAAUCUCAAAAAAAACCAAAAUACCUCCACACCACUGUCUUUUCGUGCCUGUGUUGUCGACGAUGCCAUCAUCUGUUGAGCCUUCUUCCGGGGGUAGCAUUUAUUUCUUUUUUCUCUCACCAACAGUGCUGUUGGCUUCACGGGUUAAAGUGCUAUAGUUGUGUGUAGCUGCAGCCUGCUACGACGCAGUUGUUUGCUACUUGCAGUAGCGGUUCUAGGCACGGGCGAACAGGGCAGCCGCCCGGGGCGGCAUUUGUGUCAUGACUCAUGGGGGGCGGCACGAGCACUUCCAAAAAAAUAAAAUAAAAGAUAAUAAUAAUAAAUCUUAACCGCAAAGCGGUUUUGUAUUAACUCUUGUUGUCAAAUUGGCGCCCCCCCCGCUGCUGUAGGCGCCCCUGCUUGCUCCGAAGGUGCUGCACAGAGGCUGACAGACUGUAGGAGACGAGGCGGGGAGAGAGUCGCGGGGGGACAGCUCUGCUCUGUGUACGCAUGUCAGCAUAUCAGCGGGAGCGCGGAUACAUCAUUUUGUAGUUUUUUAAUCAUUUCUGGAGUCGCGGUGAAUGAAAUCACCGUACCCGUCUGCCUUUGAUAGGCGAAUAAAGCGCUCGGGUUCAUGCUCGGAUCUUGCUACGUGCUUGAUGAGCUUCAUGAGUGAAGUAAACAAAGACGGAGGCAAAGAGCAGCUUCAGAGGAGAAACAUCCAGCAGUGUGAGCAACCUCUUCAUAUGGAGUGCUGUGGCUCACACUAUCAGCGUUUUCUCUGAGUGUUGCAUGACUUUGGGUGAGAACAGAGAUGAACACACUGUCAGCCAUGUAUUUAUUUAUUCAUUUUUUAGUUUUUAGUUCUGCUUUUGUACUGGCACUAUACUGGGGCAGCUGUAUACCCUUUCAACACCUUAUUUUCUAUAUUUACAUUUGUAUUGAAUGGACACUUUGUCAUGACUGCCACUUGUUUUACAGAAAGCAAAUUAUUUGUCAUUCUCCAGUGCAGAGCCUCUACUUUUAUUUAUACAGCCGCUUUAUUUCAUUUGAGUUUGUUUGUUCAAGGUUUUCAAAAUGUGAUGAAGGUUCGCAAAACUAAAGGAGAGCUUUCUUGAAAGCCACGUGUUUAAGCUCUCAAAUACUUUUUGAAUUUUGUUUCUAUCUACUACAGAGGCCGAGAUAUCAGCUUUUUUGUAAACCUUCACACUUCAGAAAACCUCAGGAUCUGGGGGCCCUUCUCAAAAUGGCCCUCAGGAUUGUGUUUUUUUCUAUUGAAGGAUUUCUGCAAUUGAGAAAUAUAUUAUUUUUGUUGUUAUAAUAAUAAUAAUACUACAUAGUAAUACAAAACUAUCUGUUCAAAAUUCUCUCUUUUUGUGUUUGUGUGUGUGUGUGUGGGGGGGGGCACUUGGAGAGGUGCUCGCCCGGGGAGUAAUUUGGUCUAGAACCGCCACUGGCUACUUGGUUCUAAUUCAGCACAGGAUUGGUUCUGCGACGGCGGCCCCAGAGCGACUCCCCUUUUCAGUGGCUAUUCAUGUAGUCUACUAAAACAUGGCAGAAUGCCGACUAUCGAGAAGCACGUUGACCAUGUUUCAUGUUAAUAUUGGGACAUUAAUAUAUAUCGUUAUCGUUUUAUCACCCAGCCCUACAAACAGGCUCUCUCUUUAUUGUACUGUAACUCACCUCUGGUCCUGUUUGCUUCUUCAGACCAUAUGUAAUUUCAUUGCGAUUCAUAAUUAGCUGAAAUCUCCUCACAGGCGCUUUAAUGGCCUUACAACUUUGUUAACACAGAACCAUAAAGAUUCUUCCAUUGCAACUUAGGUUUGAGUGUGUAAACCUUAAAACUAGCUGAUAAUUAUUCCAUUCAUCCUCUUUUGCUGGACUUAUGAUGACUGAAUUGUGGAAAAUUAUUAAAUAAUUGAUUCCUGCACAAUGAGAAGAUGUUAAAUUCAAGGAAAAAAUGCGUACAAGAUCAAAUUUAUCCGUUUCUGUCAACUGCAGAGUGAUAUUUAACUCAGCUGUUGCAGAAACCCUGGUAGAAAGGGCACACUGCUGAACUGGAGUAGGAGGAUUCCUGCUCUGAGUGCUCCUGCUCUUUUGUACGUGUGUGGGCCCAACCACAGUGGAUUGGGAUAGAGAGGUUGAAAAGUUAAAAACCCAUAGCGCUUUAAGCCCUAAUUUAACAGUUGUUCCCUUGGUUUGUCUCCCUCUCUUAAUCACACAAAGAACCUGAGCCAAAGUGUUUGUAGCCAGAGGCAUCCAGGCCGACUGAAGGAGAAUUUGUUUUGAUGUUAAUAAAAGUUUAUUGCACAUUUUGAUGAGGAGAGCGUUUUUCACAUCAAAAAUCACUGCAGCAGCAGGUAUUGAACAUUUUGAACCAGCUUUUAAUUUGGACUUAAAGGAAGAUUACUUUAUUUGCAAAUAUGGGCAAAAGUGUGCUGGUUUUGAGUCUUUCUAGUCUGUGUCAAGGUGCCAACUUGCCAACUUGCAUUGAUGGUGCCCAAUAAACGUCUACAGCACAGAGAGGGUACACAAAAACAGAGACGAAGCCUCAAUAGUGGGGAUGAAAGACUCCACACAAAACAACAUUUCUGAGGUCCAAAACCCACAGGCUUUGUUUGAAGCAGUAUCAAAAUUACCAAAGUCAGCGCUCUAAAAUAUGACAAAGGAAGUCAGCCGAGGGAGAAAACGCCUAGGGAGGCUAAGAUUAGGAUUCAAAAUUCCUCACCAAAAUCAUGCUGCCGAGCAGAAACUCAGGUGCAGAGCAGGCAGAGAGAGGACGGACCAGAAGGACAAAGAGAGAAACCCUUUGAGGUUCAAGGGUCCACUUCUGUCCACCUACACAGCAACAAUAAGCGUUUUUACAGCCUGGUUAGAAAACGACUCCCUGUAAUUUAAAUAACUAAAUAAUUUUCAAGAUCAGGUUAUGAGUUUUGCGUAAUAAAAGACAUGGUGGAUUUGUACUUACCCCCACGCAUCUAACUCUGCAUCUUUGCCUUAUCCCAUGUCAGCUAAAAGUUAGGUUGAGUCACUCUGCAACCACCACCAACAGACUUGAAAAUUCUGCUUCAGAAACUGAUGGCUGACAAGUAGGGCUGGGUGAUAUGACCUCAAAUUAAUAUCCUGAUUUAUUGAACAGUUCACCUUAAUAACGAUAAAUGGAGGAUAACUAAUCCACAAGCUGCUCACCCCCCUCACAUAAACUUAAUCUACUUCAGUCGCCGCUCCAACUUUUGAACCGUCCUCCAUCUCCUCACCUGUCUUUCUCUCUUUGUUACGGACUGAAUGGGACCAUAGCCUACCUACACACUUUCAAAACCAACUUUUAUUUAUUUAUUUUUUUGACACCAAAUACACCGAUAUGGGCAAAAUGAUGUUGAUUAUUGUCGUAAAUUUUGGUCUCGGUAAAUUUUCGGUUUAUCGCCCAGCCCUCCUGACUUGCUCCACAUUACAUCCCCAACAGUAAACAAACACCUGUUCCAUGAGUGCCUGUGAAGAUCUAGAUUAUCUCCAUUUCCAUGUCUUGAUUUCUAGCGUGUUUUUUGCAGUUGUUCUGGAUGUAACUACAGUAAUGGAUUGGCGAUUAAUAUUUUAUUUGCAGCCUCAUAAAAUCGUCUCCUCUGAAGACUCAGUUUCAGAGUUUUCCUUUCAAAAUCGAGUCAUUUUAGGAUCACACUCAAAUAUUGGAGUGGGAUAAAAUCAUCAGCUGAAGAAUAUGACUUUUCAUUUCCAGCUGCACUGUGACAGUCAUCUGCACACUGAAGAGGCUGUAUUAGCCUCUAAAGAGUGCUGAAUGUUUUACACUGGAUGCUACUGUAAGUGUUCAACAGUCUGCUGAUAAAAAUGCUGGAAAUUUUAGGACUGAGAGCAGAUUAUCUCAUGCUAAUGUUAGGGAAGAGGAAGUGACCCUGCAGAGGCGUUGAGGCUGUGAAAUCUAAACUGCUUUCUGCCUCCAGGAGAACAGAGUCUCACGGGGUAUUACUUGUUGACUUAGAAUGUCUCUGGGUUUAAGGUUGGGUGGAGUUAGCAGAGCUGUAUGUUUCUGGGCACUGAUUCUGUUUUAAGAAGAAGCAGCCUGCAGAAUGAGCUGACUUUGGAGAAAACUCAAAUGUAGAAAACCCUUCCCAUCUCUUUUUUUUUCGUGUUUUUCUAAAUCCUCCAAUGGUCCAAGACACAUCUCUGUGGGUUGUAAUGCUCAUUACCAUGAAACAAGCAGCAGCAAGACACUCAUUACUGAAAGCGUUGACCUGGGAGCCAAAAUGCAUUCGGAACAAAGUAUUUGACUUCCUAGAAGCAAAGUCGAAGUUUAUUAUACUGACAUUUUGUCUUUAGAACAACAGCCCCACGGACAAACACACCUUCAGUAAAAGCUCAGGGGUGGAGUAAACCUUUUCUCAGUAAAAAGAUGGGGGUUCAAUCCCUCAACUUUCUAACCACUGUAAAUGGGAAAGACAGUGAACUCUGAAAUGCAACCAGCGGCGUCAGUGUGUAAAUUUAGCAUGAAAGGCUGAGUGUAACAUGUAACGUGAAUGGUAACAUGAUCAGAGACAGUGUCAUAGACCAUUUACAAGAGAGAGACACCCACCAUGCCCUGGUACCAUUUGUAGAAGAAGAAGAAGAAGGAAGAGAACAAGCAGGGGAAGAAGAAGAAGAAGAAGAAGAAGAAGGAGGAAGAGAACAAGCAGGGGAAGAAGAAGAAGAAAGUGCCAGUUAACUAGCUGUUGUACCCCAGUGGAUGAUUGUCAGACAGUGAUGUUUCAGAGGUUGUCCUGAAUUGAAGAGUUUGUUCCUCCUCAUGCAGUGCUAAUCAUUGAACAUUCAGAUAAACAUUUUUUUUAAACUGCUAUUAGUGUUAUUGAUAUUACCUUUAUUAUUUAUUGAAUUUAUAUAUUCAGGACAAUGCAGCUUAAUCACCAUCCUAGCGGCACUCAUCAGUGGACAUAAAUGCGCCAGAACCAGCACAGUAGCUUCAUUUUCAUCUGUAGUCCAAAAGCAGAUAUAUACAUUAAACAGAAGUUACAAAACACAUCACAAAAUAACACACUAACAUUUUUACAUAAAAUGGACUCACUUUAUUUUUUAACUGAUCUGUAGUUAUGCCAGGUUUUCUGUACACUGCUAUAUCAUUAUAAGUAAAUAUUUCUUGGCCAUGGUAAUCCUUAGGUGUAAUUGUGACAUCCUGACAACCCAAAUUUUGAACCCCGGAAAAGUAUGAGCAUUUUUAUUAGAUUUGCGGUUGACCAGAGUAAUUCUCACUGAUUUAGCAGCAUCAACAGAGCUUUUAUUGUCUAUUAGACUCAUAGAGACACAGUCAACUAGUUAUUGUCUCUAGUUUGUAUUGCAUUCUGGAUGACAGGGCAAGGUACAAUUUGAAGACAGGUUUUGCAGACCUUGCUCUUGGGAAUAUAGGGUAAUUGGUUUUGCUAAUGUAAAAGCUGGUGAAGCAUUUGUUUACAACUGGAUCUCCUAAUUAUGACAACAGUGCAGAUGCCCAGCUUUAACGUGUAGCAUUUCUAUUCAAAAGUCAACCCCAUGGACUAAGGACCCUUUGGUUGUCCUGCUGAGGACUCAUGCGGGUGCUUGUGGACAUGCAUAUAUGACAAGGUGAUGCAUCGCUGAGGAUCACAGGAAGUGCUUUGUUUAAGGAGCAGUGCUAAUUAAAUCAGGAGGUUGAACUGGAGAUGUACUACUUUUUGUUAAAGUUAAUUUAAAAAAUGGAGUGGAAUUAAAGCAUUUGUUAGCAUAAUGAGGGAACAUUUUAAUAUUUCAUCAGUAGAGACUGACAUCUGUAGCACCAAGCUUGAGGAGAUCUAUGUGAAACUGGCAGUGAAGGUCCUGUUUUUUUGUGGUUAUCUAAUGGCAUCACUUAAUGUUAUUAGCUGGGCUAGCUAAGUGAUUGGCAGGGAUUUAAUUUGUUGUGGCACAGUGACUUUAUUGCACAAGGACAGUCCGGCUCCUCUUUUUUUGUGUGCAGGAAAUCCAAUGGUGGCGUGUCCACUCUGCUUAUCUGUGUUUUCUUACAAGUAGAAUUCCAGGAAGUAUUAAGAAAAACUAUUAAAAAAAAGAAAGAAAAAGACAGAUUUGGGGCAGCUUAAAUGAAACAAAAAAGUCAGGCAUUUAUAGAGUGAAACCGAAUAAUUCAGAGAGGUUUUAAACAUGAUGAAAAAUAUGGAGAUUUUAUCCCUCUGCUGCUUUACUUCUUCAGUUGCAGAUCAUGGUCAUAUGCUUUACCGAGAGGUAUUCCCUAGGAGAAAAAAAAGCUAAAAGUGUCUCUCUGUCCCCAGAGGUUUUCCUUUAGUAAUAGAUUUAGAAACAAAGCGGAUGAAAAGGAGAAUAUUCAUUAUAUGAUUGCAUAAAGAUGGCCCUUCUUCCUGCCUUCAAUCGGAAUAUUUGGAAGACUGGGAAUACAGUAGCUCGCCUCACUGUAUCUGGCACAUGGAGAUCAAGCUGAUACACUCCAACACACACAUAAUCAAACACAAACACACAUGUAGACCUGCUAUAAAGCUUCUGUGACACAUUGUAGCUGCGCGUUGUAAACACACAGAGUAUCGCACACAGAUUCAUCUUCCUGUGCAAACAGCUUCACAGCCGUCCAACUGUGAGCGUAUCGCACUCAGCAGGAGGUCUGGAGACGAUUACCAUAAGUAACUGAAUGCUCAGCUCACACCCAACAAAUCAGAAGCAAAUGAAAAAACAAUCUACACCAUCGGAGCAGAGAGAGAGAGAGAGUUAACAGAAGUCCAUCACUUUCAGUAUGGAAGAUUGAGCCUCAGGUUUCACCAGCAUUGAUUUCACAUAAGGAACAGAGCACGUUCUUCCUUGAGUUUCAGCCUCUUUCCUCCCCUUUAGGAUAGAGCAGAGAAAAAGUUUCCAAAAAGUUCUGAAAAACCAUUUGUCUUGUAUUUCUGACGAGAGCUGUACGAUUUAGUUUCAGUCGUUUUGUCCCAGUUUUUCGGUGUGUGAAUGCUGCAGGAGAUAGAGUUGAUGGCAGGGUUGAUAGGAGAGUUCUCAGAGAUUGUAGUUAUCUUCUGAGGUCAGAGCAGAAAGAUAUUGCCUCUGUGUGUUUUUUUUCCCAACAUGACUGAUUACAGUGGAAAUGGCCGUGAUGGGCGGUAUACUGCUGUGAAGUCUUUUUCUGUCUUCCUGUCAGGGAAAAGACUCAACAGGAAAGAAAAGGUGGAAAGUUCAGCCUAGCACAACAACGAAAUAUCAGAGGUGAAUUUAAAUUUUAAACUUGAUAGACACUUUUAAUUGAAACCUUGGGGGGAAACUAUUCAGCACCUUUAAGAAGAGGUUUCCAAACCCAGACUCAAUUCCCAUACCAAUUUUCAGCAACACUACCCCAAGAGAGGUAACAUUGCUGAAAGAGCCAGCAUAUGAAAAAGCACCAGUUUCCAUAGUGCUAGUAAUGAAUACACUGGAAAAACUCUGUGCACUUUUCUUACUUCUUAACAUGUAUUAUUUGCUUUAGAUUUAUGAGUGUGAGAUUUUCUGGUGUAUGCAUGCAGAAUGUGAGCCUGUCUAUGCACACAUGCGGUGCUGGCUCAAAUAUGCAGGACAAUCCUUAUUAUAAGACCUUCUCCUUUUCAAGACGUAUUCUUAAAAAAAGACUUUCAGAAGACAAUUCACACAUUUUUUUUUAUAGAAAGCAAUCAAGUUUUAUUGUCAUGAAUGAGAAUCCCAAACCAUUUAAUGUCUUUUGAAAUUAAACAGUCACAUUUGAAUGUUAUGAAAUUGAAAAAAUUGAACCAUUUAUGGUGUUAAAUAAACAUGGGAAUAAAAUAACCUGCUAUCUAGUUGAUGGACGACAGGUCUAUUUAUAAAUUGUUUUACAGUUGAAUAUCUCUGCUGCAUUAAUAACCUUUUUCCAAGAACAAUAUCAUAACUACACCUUCAUUGUUGACCACCUUGCUCGGCGCUGUGCAGCUCUAUUUAUUAUGUAUUUCCAUUUUUUUCAUUACCUUGGCAUCAUACAGUAGCUCUGAGAAACUGUUGUGUGUGCGCAUGGAGAUAUUCGUGUAUGUAGGUGUGCAGGUAUAGGCAGGUAUGUGGGUAUGUGCUGUAUGCAUCAGCUGCUCUUAUGGAUGUGCGUCUGAAUGGUUUCCUGAGCUGACUAAUACAUAAGCCGGGAGAAAGAGCUGUCUGAGGAGAGCUAAAACUGUGAGCGGCCUCCAUCAGCUGUUAUUGGGCAAUUUCUAUUCACUAUUAAAUGUUCUGAUGGCCAGUUGGUAAGCCCUGUUAGGUCAGUAAAUUGUAAUCUGUACAGCAGUGGAACAGAUGUUGAUCUGAAAUGAGAAAAAAGGGUUUUUCAUCAACUGUACCGUGUGUGUUCGUGUGUGCGUGUGUGUUUGUGUGUGUGUGUGUGAGGGAGAGAGAGAGAGAGAGAUAGAGAGCGAAGGCAGCAUCGAGACACAAAAUGUCAGGUUCUUAAUUUUGGUGUGGCCUGCCAAAAAUACAAAUCUUUAAUCAGAUUCAUGAUAAUCAGAAAUCCUUGCAUAUGGUCUUUUUUGGGCUUGCUCUCCUCUCCCCUCCGUUCCUUCCUCUUCUUAUCAUUCCCUGUGUUUCCUUUCUUCCCCUCCACCGUUCAUCCUCUCUCGCAGCUCUGCACGUUCAUCAUCUUUCUUUCCACCACCUUUUUUCAAUAACUCUCACACAGUUUGAUAUCUGACCCAGGCCCCAGGAAGGGUGCAGUAGGAGGCUCUGUAGCAACCCCUCCACAUUAUAAUGAGGCAGCCUUUGCAGUGUAUUACACAAACAAAUAUGAAAUUUCACAGGCAUUUGCAUCAUGCCCAGACCCAUGAAAAGCUUGGGCUCUUAUUAAAAAAGAAAGUGGCAUGUUUUGAGCAACUUAUUUGCUCAUAUUUUAAUCAACUUCUCACACUUGGUGAAAAUUGACUCUGGCUGUGGUAUCAUCCAUGUGGCUUUUGUUCUCAUACAUCAUAAUAAAAAAAAAUAAAAAAAACAUUUGUCCUUAUUUACAGCGUUUAAAUAUACACUCUGGAGUAUAUAAAUACACUCCAUAUUUCACAUACAUUAUCAGAUUCCUGUCCUGAAGAUGGGAGAAUGGGAACACAUUUGCUGGGGAGCACAAGAAAUGUGCCCAACAUGUACGGGUUCUGGACUUGACAGAUUUACGUUCAAUAUUCAGCUGCUGUCAUGGUGCCACCCAGUGGAAAUAUUCCUGUAUAAAGUAUUCAGUCUUCUCCAAAGUCUUUGUGCAGGACUCAAGGCCCAGCAUGAACAGUCUUGCUUAUGAGAAACCUUCAAGUUUUAAUUUUUGACCAUUAAUUUAAAAAGUGUUAACUUGAAAUACUGCAUUUUUACAGAGACGUACUGUAAAUGCCAGGCUCCUACUUGGCUGGUCAUAGAAUCCAGUGUUUCUCCAAGGUUCUUUGAUUUGGUGGCCGGGGGCUUUGAUAUACGUCACUCAUCAUACGUGGUGGCGGGAGAUGAGCUAGCGCUGUUUUGGGGGCUGGUAGAGAUGCUUAAGCUAGCAUCCACAAGAGAAUGUGUGGCGUCCGCACCACUAAAUGCCGUCUUUUUGAAGAAUGUAGAUAUUUUCAAUUGGGGUGCUGAACGUUCGGACAGUUCGGUGCUCAAUGACCAGUUUUUUAAUUGUAUUGUUGGCUGUAAGCACGAUGGAAAGGAGCCAGAACCCGGGUUGUCAAAACCAUCUUGUGCAAAACUGGCAGGGUUUAAUACGUGGUGCUGACAUGCCACGCCUCUGAACCAUGUGUCAGCACGCGUGUAUGUUGUGAGAUAGAGAGAGGAGCGAGCAGGGAGAUACAUUUUUCUUUAGAAUAAUGAAACGAUUGCGAUUGCGAGCUAACCCCCACAAUCGGAUAUCCCCACUCAUUGGCACGGCGGGGGUAUCCAUUGGCAGGACGGGGCGCUCUGCCAAAUACAUUAUCGGGGAAACACUGGUAUCUUUUGGAGUGUUUUAGUCAUGGAGGUUUCACAGCGAAUACAUAAAACUUAUCCGAACAAAGAAACUUUUACUGUAAUUGUUUGAAGGGGACAAACAAAGACAAACACACCUGGACAUGAGUGGGAUAUGUUUGUUUGCCAACCAUAAGAAAGUAGUCAUUUCAGUCAUUCACUCUGGCAACAGCAAGUGCUCUCCAACUGUGGUGAUCAAUUUUUUUGUUUCAUGCACAAACACUGUCAGUUGUUUUUUGUUCUGUUUGCUGUAUUUGGUUGUUUUCCAAGUUUUAGUAUUUUUGGCAACUACAAUUUUCCUACAUGCUCAAGUUUGGUCUCCCUACAUGUAAGCUAUGAUUUCACUGAGCUCUUAGGGCCACUGGAUAUGAAGAGGCAAUUAUUCUGGGUUUUCUCUAUUGAUUGAGCGUAAUCAUUUUAAAUUGUGCCUAAUAUCAUGUGAGGAAAGAAUGAAAAGAAAUCCAUCCAUCUUCCCUUAAAUACUUCAAGGAAAUGAUUUAAAAAAAAAUACACAUAGAUGUCCCUUCCAUCAGCGGUAAUCUACCAGAGCAACCUGUAUUGAUCUCAUGUUUUGUCCUUUUUGCCAUUAGCUGCUCUAAACGGCCUCGCCUCUGCUCUUCAAAGACAGGAUGCAGUAACAGCACACAGGGAAACUCAGAAAAAUGCCUAAAAGUUUUAAGACUGUCUAGACAGAAAUGUUGGGGGUAGAUCAAUGAUCAAAAACUAUGAUCCCAAAAUUGCAGAUACUUCUGACAUCUCUACAGGUAUUGCAGAGAAAAAAAGUGCUGUAUCUACAUCGCUGGUGUGUUCAUUGAUUUUUCUGACUUGUUUUUGUUCUCUGAGAACAAAACUGUUUAUGUCCAGUUGUGAUGAAAACCUGCAGAAUGCCUCUUAUACAUUGUGAGACUUCAUUUACUGUUGUUUGCUGUUGUCUGCUAUUGCUGUUCAAAGCCAAACUACUAAAAAUAGCAGUUGUUGCUUGGGGUGUUCCAACAAAGAUACCUCACACUUCUAAUUAAUUACGAUUACAGGAACUUUGAUUCUUUAAAUAUUAUCAUUUUAAUGCUUUUGUCUUCAUCUGCGGCUACAUUCCUAAAUAAAUAGCUGAGAAAUUAACUCAGUUCUUCUAAAACUACACUCAAAAAGUAAAUAAGAAGGUUUAAAUGUUUUAUUUUGACCUACUGAACCUGAGGAGCCUUCUCGGUUUCGCGAUGAAAGUCCACAAGGUGCUACCUCAUGUUUGUGGUGUUGUUGCUGAGUUACUUUUUUGCUUUGCAAAUUGCGUAGGUCUUGUCAGUCAUCUUGUUUGCUCUCUCGUAAAAUCCGAAGUACUUCCACGCGGUUGCAGUCAACCCCGGUGGCGAGAGAGUCGGCCGCUCUUUGGAGGCUGCUGAAGCUGUUGCCAUUUUGCAAAGAAACUAAUGUGCUCUGUUUGUUGUGGUCCUACUUACUAAAAAGUCUAGGCGGCGCGCGUGUUCAAGUUCUGUUUACAUGUUUAUUUGCUGUGGCCUUGCGGCAAAGCAUCAAUGUCAUUAUUCAUAAAUUUAUUUUUUCAUCACGUGAAGCAUCGCCCUGCAUCAACACAUUGAUGAAUUGCACUAACCUCUAGUUAUUGCGCUCUUGUUUAAAAUGUCAGCAAGUUCACCCACAGCAAUCUCACUUUUUGUGGUCUGUCUUGGUUUUUGUCCAAAAUUUCUAAUCAGGCCAAAUUUGACUCAUAUGAUAUUCUAAUGCAGAACAUAAUUGAACUGGGACACUUUGCCAACGAUAAAGCAGAUGUCAAAAAGUUCAAUGUCAACCUUCAUUCAUUUUAAAUCCAAUUUGUUGUUCCUGCUCUUGUCUUUUUAAGCUGAGCUGGUAUUUGUUUCCUACAUCAGGGGACAAAGCUGAAGAAUACCUGAAAUAAUUAAUCCACAUAGAGCCCUCACAUGUAAAGAAAAUCUCUGCUUAAACUGUUUAGGAUUUCAUAUUCUGUGCAUGCUUGUGCGUGGCUUUGGCAUGCUGGUUGAUCAGAUUACCCUAAAUAACUAAUAGGCCAUAAUGUGUAUUUUGAAUGCCUUAUAAUCUAUGCUUAGCAUGUCCCUGCACCCUAUCCAGAGCUAAAAUAGUGAUUUUAUUAAGUCUCUUAUUCAACCAGCCUGUCCCCAUUUUCCUCAUGGGCAAUGCACUGUGCUGCUCGAAGCAUGCCCAGAGCCAGAUCUGGGCCCAGUGUCUCAAAAAUGGAGGAUAAAUCAGUUUCUAAAAGGUCCACAUAGAAAAUCUUUCCAGAACUGAAGGAUUAUAGAAGAGACAUGAAAUCCCCGUUGUUUGGCUGAAGGCAGGAAGCUAAGUGAAUGAGGCUUAUGUGGGAUCUCGGCACAAGUCAUAGGUCUCUUCAGUGCCAGGAUUUCGCAAAUGGUAAUUGUAGAUACUAUCGUUUCCAAAUCCACAGUGGCUGUUCAGGCCCCUCUGUGCGAUAGUAGAGAUUGCAUUUACAUUUGAGGUCACUGAUGAGGAGCACAGCUGGACUGAUGUGGUCUGGUCAUGUCUGAACACUCAUAGCCUGAGGUUUGAUUUUUAUCAUUACUUUCAUUUCCUUUUCUUCUCGUCCCUCUGCUCUGGUCCCCAUCUGACCUUGCUUUAUGGAUUCCUUGAGGAUCCACAGUGCUGUUGAAUUAUGCUCCAAAUUGUUCUGGUAAAAAUGUGAAUGUAUUGUAUCUUGAACUGUAAAGGAGGCUCUGUAGAAAAUGACUUCAAAAAUUGGCAAACUCAAAGCUGCUGUUUACGUAAUUGCUCGAUGAAAUGAUUCUUUAUUUUAGAUUAAUAAAGCCUCAAGAUUGAGGCAAUGAUGAGAAUUAUAUGAGUAUACAGGAUCUGUCAGUAGACACACUAUUUGUUCUAGUUCUUUGUUCUAAGUCUGGCAGAUUUAGUACAGGAUCUUUUCUCUUUGCAGAGACUGUCUGAUGCACAUUUCUGUCUGAAAAAGUAAAUAUGUUUUUUAAACCUCCACAGACUGUCGGAGGAGACAGAUAUAGCUUAAUCUACAUCACUUUCAUGAAGCAUAGGAAACACUACAGGGCAUUUAAACAGGGAAGCAUUUUGUUUAAGAAUUUGAGCAAGGCUAGAAUAUUUUAUAUAUUCAAUAAACUGAUUCAUUUUGUCUUCAACAAUCCAAGGUGAUGCCUCAAAUAUUCCUCAAAUAUAUUCCAUCUUACAAACAGUAAAAGGGCCUUAAAUAUUUCAGUUAGCAGUGAAAUGAAUACAGGAAAGCAAAACAUCCAAAAAGCAUUGAUCAUUCAGUUAGAAACAUGUCUUACGGUCCAGUGGCUCGGUGCUUGGAACUGCUAAAACUUUUAGUCAGCCCUCUGCAAAAUGAAACUCUAAAAAGACAUGGAUUUGCACAAAGUAUUGAUGUUUCCUUGAUAUGAUAUGUACAUUUAUAAUCUUGCUGCCAUAUUUUAUUUUCCGUCUUUUCACUAGUAAUCAGUUUGUUGCCUUAAAAAUCAACCAAUAAUACCAAAUGAAUUUUAAUCAAUUAUUUGCAAAGGGUGAUAAAAGUUGAAAGUAACAGAACCGGUCGGUCCCCAAAGCCCAUUUCAAAGUGAAUAUAAAAGCUCUUCAAGCCCAGGCACAGGUCUGGAGAGGUUAUUUAAGUUCAUAAAAGUUGAGAAUAAGUCAAAGUUUCAUAGAAUUAUUUUCAUACAGUAUGGCUUAAAUUCAAUAUCAGAACCUCUUCUUUUGAUCCCAUGUACUCCCCCUGUGUUACUGCAAAGGUAAUGGCAGCCAUUGUCUUCCCAGUGCAGUGUAAUAUACAGCAACUCAUCUAGAUCUUCAUAUACAGAUACUGUUUAAGUGUGUUUAAGUGUUCUCUUCGCCAUGAGUCCUCAACCAUUUUUUUUGCAAUUUUUGCACGAUGCAGUUUAUUAAUUUCUCCUUAAAAUAUGCUUGAUCUGCUCAAUUUGUUCACCAACUGCAAAUAUUUAUCUCCUCUUUCUUGAGGUCAGAUGUGGUCACAAGCAAACCAAUUACUAACACUUCCAUACCAGCGUUCUGCAGGGCAAAGGUCCUGACACAGAUAUAAUUAAUUCUGCAGUGGUGAGCUCAUAACACUGAUUUACAUUUGGAGGCACAUUUUAGUGGACUCUCUCAGCGUGAGAUCUGUAAAUGUGGGGCUCUUAUGACCUGAUAUCUCCUGACCAGCAGAACCGCUCACAAAGUUCACCCAUCGAAGCUGGGAAAUGGCCCCAUGCUGCUUCAAAUCCAUGCUUAAAGAUCCUCAUGGUUUUGUAAUAAGUCUACUUGGUUUACGGCAGAGAAAGAGAUCAAAGAAUUAUAGACAGUUAUGGGGUCUUGACACUAAUGUGGUCUGAAAUCCUGACUGCGUUUAGUUCUUAUUCACUGGGGGGUGGGGGUGGGGCUUAUUCCUCCUUAUCGCUGUCAAGUUUUGAUUCUUUAUAACUGUUGAAAAACUCUCAUCCUAAAAUUUAAACUGUUGACCUAAAAUGUUUUGACAUUCUGAUAGAAAGUGUGAGUGGCAUCAGAGUGCUUUUCAUCUGGUUCCAAGCUGUUCUGUCCACGGAUAAAUCCACUGACUGUUUUGGGAGGGUUUGUUUGAAGAAAAUUCAUCUGAUCUGAUUGUGAGGAAUUAGAAAAAGUGAGCAGGGUGGCCACUGAUCGUGAACCCUCAUUUUUUCCUGCUGUAAAAUUACCCAGCCCUGUCACACCACUCCUAAUACAGCCUGAUAGAAAACAGAAACACUUGUCUCUCCGGCUGUCAGAGGACUAAGAGACCAGCUGAUUAGGAUGUUAGUGUUGUGUUAGCUAAGUGAGUUUUACUGUUGAGCAUUCGGAGAUGACUGAUCAUCUGCACACCCUGCAGUUACAGCACGCUAAACAUGCACCAACAUGCAAAAACAGCUCAUAUGCUCGGAAGUUAACAUGUCAGACGGUGACAGUAUUUCCAUUUGCUUGCACCGUCCUCCAUAAUUUUUUCUUUUCUUCCGGCAAUUCUGUUUUACCCAAUACAAUAAUUGUGGAAACACAAAAGGGAGGAUUGGGGGCUUAUCUGGCUCUGCAGGUGUGGUAUUACAGGCUCUUCAAUGAGAAUCAGACCUGUGGUGUGAAGUUUUUAAGCUCCUGCGCUGUGCACAGUAUUCUGUACAUAAUCCCAGUGCACACAGUCUGUUGGAAGUGUGGCACUGACAAGUGACCACUGAGAGGGGGGGUAAGAGGGCUUUUUGAGAUGUUUCUGCUGCUCGAUGCUUAUGGAGUCCAAAUCCAAUCUCUCAUGAGAGCAAUUUUCCUUCUGAAAAAAUCUCAAAUGAUGAGCUGAUAAUGCUUUUAGAGUAGAAAAGACUGAUGUAUUACUGAGCUGAGAAAUGGGCCAUUUUCUUCAAACAAGGUUAUUAUAUAUGAUUAGUGACGUAAUACAUUAAGAUGGAACAUUCUACAAAGCAGGAAGAGAAAUGAUUCUAUUUUCAUCUGUUCUCAUUAUAAAAACUCAUCUACUGUAUUUUUGUACUGCACAGUUAGCAGCUCUGCUGAUCAAAAGUCGGUCCCAAACUUGUGUUAUGUGCUCAUGUAUGUAUUUUCUCCCACAUUGUGUUAUAAAUGAAAACUGAGGAUCUGGACCACUGAAUAUUCAAUGAGUCUUUGUAGACUAAUUAUAAUGUGUGUCUCCAUAAACUCGGGGACUGCAUGUGGUGACUGAAGAAAAUAAAUAGAUUAGUUUCUUUGAUGCAGCUGUUUCUGUCUGAUGAGGGCCUGCGUGAAUAAAAGGAAUCCUCCUCUUUAUUUCUUUUCUAUGAUAAUUUAAACCAACCUCAGUACAUCACAUAAAGCCAAAUCCCUGCCUCAGCAUGAUGAUUACAGAAAACAUAUUGUGUAAAUGUGGAAAAUAAAGGAACAUUUUAUUAGUUUAGGUCAUGUUUACUGUGUUCCCAGAGAGUAAUGAUGUUGAGGGUUUGGGAAUGUCAAGGAGGGGAAAUAUUAAAAUACUCUCGACAGGUUCUUCUCAAAAAAAAAUAAAAUGAAAUAAGUCCAACAUUGGAAAACCAUAGACUGUAUGUACUAUGGACAACUUGGUUUCGCCUCCUGUCAUUAUAUGAAUUUGAAGCUGAAUGCUCUCAGCAUUUUCGUUUUUUUUUCCUCCACUUCCUGGAACCACCACUUGCGCAGUACCAUUGUACACAUUUGGCGGGAGAGUCGCUGUGAUGGCUCAAACAGCGAAUCCCACGGGUGAGCUAUGCAAUCUUCAUACGCCCAUAAGCUGUAUCAAGUGUCAAUCAUAGAAAACAAGAACCCCCUAAUAACUUUUAAAAAUGGAGCUGUGCAGAAAAAGGAGGACUUGAGCACAAACCAGUCUUACAGUAACUACAUAUCAACAUCGCAACCAGGGCGGAGAAAAAUUUAUAUUCUGUGUAAUUAAUUUCUAAAGUUUGUCAACAGCUCCAUAGGGAUUGCUGGAGGAGGCGGGAUUUAUGACCUAUACUGCAGCCUGUCACCAGAGGGUGCUGUUCUUACGUUUGCUUCACCUAGAAAGGAGGCAUACUGCGUCUAUUCUAUAUACAGUCUAUGGGAAAAAACUUAAUCAAAACAAGUCAUGAUAAACGAGAGCUUAGAUAUCUUUGAUCCCAUGAUUGCUUAACGAACAUAUGCAUAAAAAUGAACACUCAAAACCUGCAUAGAAACAGAAAUACACUCCUCUAACCAUACAGAGAUAUUCUCAAUCUCCAAGUCUAACACUAACACAGUAGAUGGCCAGUUUCUUUACAAAUUGAAGAUAAAUGCCUGUUUAUUUUUCACAAUUUCCCCCCUGUAUUUUAGCUCUAAGCUUUAAGCUUUAGAGAGAGAGUAGGGAAUUGGUUUCUGCUCACCUUUGAAACAAUUAGCCCCGAGUCCUAUCCUGAUGGCCAAAUAAACGAAACUGCUCAUGUGUGUCUAUGGAGCUCUGUGAACAUAAAUUAAAUCUUCAAAUAGAAAAGGAAACUUUGAAACUGCUGCAUUUGGUCGUUAUAGAUUUGCACUUAAAUUUGCAACAUUAGUGCAAUCGAUUAAAAGAAAUGAGACCACAAGAUCCAGCUACAAGUAACUCCUGACCUGAAUUUUUAAACAGGAUUUGGUACUAACAAGAAAUUGUCUUUUUGCAACUGCAGAUAGUGAAACCAAUGUUUCAUCACGCAAUGAAUCAACUGUGGCAUUUAUUCUUUAUUGUGCAUUUCUUCCUUUAACUAUUUCUGUCAAGCAGUAAUUAUUCCACAGUAUUGCUCAGGUCUUUGAACAAAUUUGAAGCUAGCGAGACGUGCCAAAGGGGAAAGCUAUCUGUAAUUGGAUCAUGACUGAGAUGGAAACACUUGAUGAAAAUGAUUUCCAAGAAUAAAAGACUUGCAGGGCCACUUGCAAGCGCACAACUGAUUUUGAACCAGCCAGUAUCAUGAGAUCCAGAUAGAAGCUCGCCAGCCAACUUCACUUAAUCUGCUAUUUCUGACAGCCCUGACAUUGUUACAGUCAUGAAAGGCCUGUACUAGGAAACCACACUUUGAGCCUUAGAGCCAGGUGUGUCCAAAAAAUGCACUCAUGUAUCUUCUGUGGUGAUCAGUAAAUGUAUUAUUUUGAUUUACUCUUUUAAAUUUUGCGCAAUUCUUAAGAGAAGGUGCUGCAUGGUUGGCAAAAUAUCCCAACUGUUCUCUUCUUCUUCUCUCAUUAUGAUAAGGUAAAAGUUCCUUUGAAGAAAUUGAUUUAUCAUUAGGUGGAUUUUUGGCUUAUGCACUUGUCCACACUUCAGGCAGCCAAUCAGCACAGCACUUCAUUAUCAUAAUAUACUUGCCCAUAGGACUGGGCGAUUUGGCAAAAAAAAGAAAAAAGAUCAUAUGUUUUGUCAUAUCGUAUGAUCUCGAUUAUUAUCACUUUUUUUUUUUAAACUGCCUGUUUUAAAGCUUCUGUACUGAAGACGAAAUAAACUAGAGAUUAGUUCAACAUUUUAUUAACACACAGAGUAAAUAACAAAGCAAAUUAAAUAAGAUUAAAUAAGACACAUUAGGUAAUUCUGUGUAUUUUUCCUGUUUAUUUCGCCGGCAACUUACAGAAGUGAGCAGGAAAAGCUCAACUCUGAUUGGCUGUUGUCACGCACACUUCCGCCAUGUUUGAUUGUGUAAAUAUGCUCACAGCUAAUCACCGUGAUUGAACUGUAACUUAUCACGAUCAUUAAUCACCAUCAUGUAAACGCCCAGUCCUACUUGCCAACUCAGAUCACUGCAUGAGGUGAGAAAGUUGGAGACUUUGUUUACAUUUUAUUUUCAAAUACUAUUAUAUGUGACCCUUUGAUCGUUAAGAUGGAUUUCGUAAAAGAAACCACUCUAUUUGCAUAAAGUAAAUAAAGUUUUAGAAUGAAAAAAGUCUCAUCAAAGAGUUUAAUUACAGAUCUCUGCAGGCACUAAAUCCCAAGUCAAACUUUUUCCUGAUGUAAUGUUUCUGGGCAUCUCACAGGAGAUGGACGAGAACAAGAAAAACAGCAUAGGGAAAAUGGAUUAUUUGGAAAACCCAAACAAAGCAGUGUUUUUGGCACAUCAGAGUUAUAUUUCAAUCAUGCAAAUGAGCUCGGUUUUGGUAGUUAGUGCGCUGUUGGAGUGUGUAAUUGAAAAUGCAAAAGAUUUCCUCGCAUCAAAAUGUUGAGGAAUGCAUUGACUGGCUGCUAAUCAGAACAGCCUCCACACGUUGAAUCACUGCCUCGAUCUCUGCAGAAUUGAAUCAUUUUAUCUUAAUUAACUGUGCUGAAUCCAUCCAGGUUUGUCAGGGAGCCAAUUUCUUUCAGCAACCCCCUCUCUUCUCCAGCAGGGAUAUUCGCUCUUUCACAGCUUUGAUAAAUAUUUCCAUGUCCAACUGUGAUAUUGAUGGGGAGCAGUGAUGGGAGGAUGGGAUGCUGUCUGUUUACUGUAGCUGCAUGGACUGUUUCUUAAACAGAUCGUCUGCUCUCUGCUGUCAGUGGAGCUGAGGGGACACAUGAGUCACACUUCCUCUCAUUUCAUCUUUACCGCCUUUACCGGCAUUAAUGUGUAUGUUCUCAACUGAAAACAAGAGUUAGGGUUUGACUAAACCGCGGAUUAACAAUUGGAAAAUUCUUCACCACUGAGGCAUCAUUCACUUAUUAUUGUCUGUUUUACAACAACACUGUAUUUUCACUUUAUUUGGUUCUCUAGCAACAGAUUUCCAUGAAUAUCACCCCCAUCAGUGUGAUUUUACAGCUAGAGGAGUGUGUAAGAUUAACAACUUCAUUAGUGUGGUCAGAAUUUUUCACAAGCACUGAUCUCCUGCUGUGAACAUCUGCAACUUUUACUGUCAGACAAUUAUGAAAGAACAAUAUCAGAGGAGAGGGAGAAGAAAGACACCUACAUUUAAAUGACAAAGUGGAUGGUUUUCUUGCCAGUGUUAGAAUAUGAUUCUUUCAUUUGGACACGUCUUUAUUGAGUGAUAACUCUCAGAAACUGCAGGCAAUUGUCUCAAUGCGGAGCAAUGAAAUUAAAUCAUCUUUCCCAUCUGGUGCUACUGCCCACACUGUUUCAAAAAGAAGGAUUCACAGCUUUAAUAUCUUGCAGCACUUAUGUACCCAGCGAUAAUUGCUGUGUUUUUAAGUCUUUAAACAACUAUAAGUAGGGAGUUUAAUGUGAAUUGGGUGUUUGCCUUGGCCAUAAAUUUACAAUUUACAAUUUUGUUGAAGCAAUCAGUGCUUAAGGGACGUGUCACCCUCCAGUAUCUAUAUUGUAAAUUGAUUUACUAAACAGAGAAAAUAGGAGGUUUAAAAUGCAGAGUCUGAAGCCUCAAGCCAAAAACCCAUGGGAUCUGUGUUGAGCACGUAGCAGCAGCAUAUUGAAACCUCAGUCACUAUACAGAAGACGUGUACAUGAACAAGUAACAUGAUUUUAAAGUUCCAAGUUUUUCAGGUUUAGAAUAUGUACUGUUUUCCUGUGCUGUUACCUUUAGACAGAGUUAACUAGAAGUCUUGUUGUGGUCCACAUGGAUCAGGGUUUGGCCAUGGUUGUUGUGUGUUGAUGAUAAAUCUAUAACCAGGAGCUGUGUCUUAUCUGCACGAACUGAUAAACAGUUGGGAGUUCACAGAUGGUGUUUUAUUUUGGAAUAUAUCCAAUGACAUGUGUGACAUCCUGUCUGGAAUGAUCUUGACAUGUGCUUGCCGCUUGCUCCAUCGUAAAUAGACUCAGUGCAGAUCUUAAGCAAAGCAGUACACAGAGACGCUUCUGGGAUGUAGCUGAGAUGCACUGUGACGCAUCCUGUUUGCACUGCUGUGUAGCACACAACACCGAUGUAAUGCACCCAACACGCAUCCUGUGGGUUUUAGGCUUUAGUUGUAGUUGGAUUAUUACAAAGGAGAAAUCUUCCAGUUUUGUUCAGAGGUCACAACAGACCAGACCACUCAAAUUGUUAAUCUAUACUUGAAUUCACCAUCCUGACAUCCUCUGCAGGGUAACCAAGCUGUUUUCAAAUAUUUUCCAUAAAAUAAACAUAAAUUUAAAGUUUUCAUUUGAUGUGAGUUACAAUUGAAAUGCAUCAGCCUGUGUGUAAUGAAUCUAUAUUAUGCAAGGUUUACUUUUUGAAUUGGGUUACUGAAACAAAUCAACUUUUUGGUGAUAUUUUAAUCCAUUGAGAUGAAAGUUUCUGAUCUGCUCAGCACUGAGUGAGAAAUUAAUGCAAGAAGGAUUAACUUAAAUUGUUGAACACCAAAUCAUAGCCAUAGGCGUAGUAAAGCAUUACAAUUACCUGAAUAAAUGAGUGUCAAUGCCAGUAGUACCCUGAGUUGAAUGUGUAAGUAUGUGGUCUCUAAUUAUUAACACUUUUCUUUAUGUGAUAAUUUUAAUUUGUUUGGAAGCUGCCGUUGCUCAAAAUAUCCACCAGUGAAGAUUUUAAAAUCAUGUUUGACAAAUGUAGUCUUCAUUAUCAAAAUGUGGUCCACAGCCGACUCACAAUCAUUCAUCCUGAAACAAUUAUUCAUCUUUGUUAUUUUCUUUAUAUUAACAAACAGGAUGAUGGUUCAGUGUGCGAGUGAGCCAAACUUAAAUGAAGAUCAGAGAGAAGACAGCCUAACUGCUUUGAAAAGCAUUUGGGAUUUUUAGACACGCUGCUUUUUGAGCAUUUUGACAAGUUGUAAUUACCUAAUGUUGUUGUGUUGGAGAGAGGGAGGCCGUGUACAAAAAAAACAAGCCAUGCUGUCUGCUUGCCAGUGUACAAAUAAUUGCUUCAAAAAUGCCUUUAACCAUAUUUUAACAAAAAGUAAAAUCACAGACUGACAGUGCCUGGAUAAACUUUUCCUCACAGCCUCAAAAAUAAAAACGAGACAAAAACAGGUUUUUUGGCACUGGCCCUGACUGAAACUUAAAAUAAAGUAUGCUGCAAGCGUCCCUUUGGUGUCUCUCCCACACUUGAAGCUUGCCUAAAUGAAAGACAAAUGUGUCUAAUUAUCCAGACAGCAGGUGCAGAAAAAUGGUUGGUUUUGGCAGCAGGGAGCAUCUCCUCUGGCGAGCUGUAAAUAUUGACUGUUGAGGAUUGGCCGUAGUGUGAAGAACGCAGCAGGAGAGAUGACUGAUUGUGACAGUGGCUGUGACAGCAGCUGUACACUUUGUCUCAUAUAAAGUCAGUGAUUGAAAACAGAUUUACUUCUCGUCAGUGUUUGUUUGUGUAAGUGUUCCCCUCCCUUUGUGGUUGCAUGUAGACAAAGUUGUUUUAGUGUCUGUGAUGCCUGCUUGAAACACAGGUUUGUGUAAAUAAAGUAUUUCCCUUGUGUUAAAUGCAUGUAUUUCCACACAGAACACACAAAACAUACCUGAGUCUACAUGUUUUAUGUGUGUGUAUUCAUAAUUGACAGGGCAUCAGGCUUUACUGUAGGCGGGUGACACUGCAGAGUCGCUAAUAUAUUGCAGACAGGGGCUGACUUGAGGGAGUUGAGUUCCUAUCUCUCUAAGGUUUAGCUGCCGGCUGAGAUGAAAAAGGAAAAUAAUGAUAAAAAGAAGUUAAAAAAAAAAAGGGAAGAAAGACAGAUGGAGGUGUCAGGGUUUAAAAAAGGCACAAAAACAGACACAUAGGGAGGGAGACAGACAAAAAUAAAAAGCUGUUUGAUCAGAAAAUGUCAUCUCUCCUCUGCUUGCACUCCCCAAAUGAGCUUUAUUUCAAGUUAAAUGAAAAGUAAUGCACUUUGGGAAAUGAAAUGAAAUAAAUUUAAUAUAUGCGAGCAGUAACAUAUUCAGAAAUCAAAAAUUUCUACAUUAGUCUGAUCAAGACCGUGCCCUGCUGUAAAUGUCAAAAGGGAGGCCAGAAGUGAAUCUGUCUAGAAAACUCAAUACAUUCACAAGCAUAAAAAUCAGCCUCAUUCAUGUCCCCAUGUAUUAUUAAUAUGUCAAAACUCCAUUUGAACAUGAGCUCUUUCAUUCAACACGCCACUUGAAAGGCAGAGAAAAUGUGUGUCUGACUCACAAGCUGUCUUUGGUGUUUUGCCUCCAUUGUACUGCCAUAAUCAAUCACACUCAAGUCUUGGAUGGGCUUAAUUCAAACCCCUGUUACAUCUUCAUUAAAGCUUUGCUCCAGAUGCUAAGUUUUAGAGGCUCUUUUUAGUCCCGUAUUGAUGUUGGAAAUCACUGUGGCUCCAGACUCUUUUUACAUGGGAAUAGAAGAUGUCGCAGACGGGGAUAAUGUCAUUAAAAAGUGCUUGAUCAAUGACAGUUUUGACGGUUACUUAAUGACAUACAUUUAUGGAAAGUGAACCUAGAGUAUUUACCAUCUUAAGAUGGUUGGAGCAUGACAUCCUUCAUUAAAAUGAUCUAUUGCACAUUUUCACAGUUCUAGCCCUACUCGUCUCUAUUGACUUCAGUUUUUUUUUUUUUUUCCAUUGCAUUUGAGUACCAUCUCAACAUGGGUGAGGCCAUCAUAGCAAGGUGUCCUGAAACUCCCAUGACGUCAUUUGUAUGUGACACAAACAUAACCCAAAUGCACUGCUGCUGUCGCCUUGUGAAUUAGUUGCUCUCAUGACUCAUACAACAAUGUCUGUUUAUGUCACAUUUAUGAUUUGACUCAGUUCAUUUGGAACCCCUGCCAAGUAGGCACUAAUAUGUACCUGGUAGCAGGUGCUACCACCUAAUGGAACCCCCCCCAAAAAACGAGUAGAGUUGAGUGGAGACUAGUAGGUGCUUGUGGAAAAGCACUAUAACAGACAAAACAAAAGCUCUCUUGAGCUCUUAUUGUUCACUGGGAUCUCAUGGGAAGGCGUAUUUAAAGUUAAAGAAUAGCUACAAUCCAUAACCCUAACUCAUUACAAUAUUGCCUCGGAAUUAGAAAAUCAAAAGCACUUUUUUUUCUAAAUGUGAAGGUAAAAAUCUGACCAGAUUUUUUUUCUUUUUUUGAAGUUGGAGGGAAAUCGUAACUGUGUCUGUAUUUGUUCGACUCUUUCAUUGUCCAUUUCAGAGUCCCGAUGUAACCAUCCAGCUCUGAGAUAUCAGACAUAUUUGACUAAACCCUUUAUACAGCUUGAUCAUCUAAUUUGAGAAUGCAGACCAAGGAUCCUGUUCAUUCACCACUUAUCAGUACCCCGAACUCUUGUCAGCAGGAAUUAGCUUGAGGCAGAAUUUGUCAGAGAUGUACAAAAGUUUUUUUUCAGCUUUAGAGGGAGUUAUACAAAAUCUGCUGCUGCCUCCUUGAUUUAAUAAUGCCAGUUUUAACUCAAAAUAAGUUUGAAUAUAAAUAGAAAGUGAUCGACGAGACAAAUACAUCCCAGUGGACAAGUCUGCUAGAGGCUAAAAGGUUUGAGGCGACAUGAACUGUUGGGAGACCAAGACAGAACUGUUGAUAAUACAUGCAAUGAAGAGGUGGUCUCCAAACAGUGCUGAGACUCUGAAAGUUAUUUACUGACAGCCGUGUUCUGCCUUUAGGGCUAACAGAAUAGAAAAUGCAUUAACACACACACAAACCAUAUUGCAUUCAGUCUAAGUUUGGAUGAUGUCAAAUGAACUACAAUCCCGCUGGUUUAUAAAGGGCAUAUUUCACAACUUCAUGUCAUAUUUAUGGAGACAGCAUGGAAAUACAACUUUUGAAGCCCCAGGUCACAGAGGUGGUUAAAGCAAGUUUACCCCAGAAGCUGAGGGAACAUUAACAGCAGUGGCUGGCAGUCAUGGUGGUCAGGUGGGUGGGCCAACCAAUGCAUCAUACAGAUACCAAGUUAAUACAUCAUACUAAUACAACAUAACAGAGAAGGGUUAUUCAGUGCUUCAUGUCUGCUUUUCCCUAUAGGACAAAGAAGAGGUGAUUUAAUACUUGGAAGUUUACUCAAACACUCUUCUAAUGUUACUGUUGUUGUAACAUUAGUCGCUGUUUCUGGUUGACCCCAUACAACUGUCAACAACAACAGCAGGUCUGUGCCAGAUGUCAGAAGUGGCUACAACUGCUGCUGGGCAUUUUCGAGCACAAAGUACAAAGUUCAGAUGAGGUGCACGCUACUCCUCUUCUUUGGGGUUUUUGUUCGAGGUUUACGGGGGCGUGGUGCACACACAUGUGCAUUGUCCAGUCAUACUCCAGCUAUGCUGGGUACAUGUACAUGGUAGAGAAAAUCGAAUUCCAAUCGUAUUAUCUGGGUGUCUCCACUGGAGUUCUCAAACUUCGAUUAUAGUCGGACUAAGGUGUUUACAGGCACCUCAGUUGUCCAGUCUUAGUCGGAGUAAGGAAAUACUUUGGUUUUCUCGAGUGUCAUGUAAACGUACUGUGUGAAAAGGGCCAGUUUACAUAUAUUGUUUACUUCUCUGAGACUUUAGAGUUCUGUUACCAAAAAUGAGAAAAAAAUCAAAAUAUCUGUUGUUAAUUAUAUAAAAAGAAAUAGCCUUGGGCAUGGCCUUACCAGCCCAUUUAUACCAGCGGUCCCUGGCGUUCAGUGACUCUCAGUGGAUUUUUCAUGUGUACUUGUUUAAAUUCUCUAGUAACUGAUGGAAAGCUCUGUUUGGUGGAAUUACUAAGAGAGAAAAAAAUAGGUUGAAGGAAAAAAACAUUUUUCUGGUAUCACAGCUUGGUGUGUGUGUGUGUGUGAGUCCCCUUUGUUGUCUCAUGUAAACUUUUAUUCUCAACAGGAAGAUAGAGUGGCACAGAAGCCACCAGGGCUUUGUUUGUGUGCGUGUGUGUAGGUGUGUGUGUUUGUGUCAGAAAGAGAGGGAAAGAGAGAAAUUGCAAGACCCCUCAAUAUCACAGAGCAGUGUUUGCUGUCAGCUCAGCAGCAGUGUGGUUUGGAAAGAAACUCCUCUAAAAGGAGCCGAGCACAUAUUCGGGUCGUACAAAUGUGAAUCCCACUGAACAGCUCCAUGUUUGUUUUUGGGUAUCUGUACAUAUCCACAAACAACUGCAUGCAUCUCACAUUUCACCAACACACGGACCUCUGUAUGCUUUCACACAACAACCAAGAGGCUGUGGAUGCACACCCAAUCUCAUUGACAGCAGACCCCCUUCAAACAGAAACUGUGACCUUUGAAUCCACCUCAUCUCUGCCUGAAUGAGGAGUGUGAAACAUCCUGUGUGGCUCAGAAAUGAGUUUGCAGUGAUGCUGAGUUGAGAAUAAGGGCCCUGGAGAGAUUGUCAGCUAUGAGCAGCGUCCUUGUGGAGAGUUGAAGCCACUGAUGUGUAUCUGCUGUCAGACUGUAAUGUGCCGUUAUAGAUGGGUGCUUCUGAAGGUUACUGCAGUUUAAGGCCUCCACAGGCUCGUAAAAUAUCUUAAAAAGUCUUUCAUUGUACUUUGUGUCAAUGUUUUGUGCUGCUUGUUGCACAUAAUUGUUCAAAGAAAAAAACGGGACACAACAAUCCAGCCAAAAUGCCAAUUGAAGCUUUUCAUGUGGUUCCUUUGAGAAGUUUUUCGGUGCUUAUAAAAAGUGUUGGAAAAGUUCUUAAAAAAUAGAAUUUAGUUUGAUUUCUAGUCAUUACUGUUAAAAAAAAAAAGAAUUAUGUGUUAUGUUGCAAAAAUAGUCAGGUACUUGGGAAAUUAACUUAAGCAAUUCUACAUUUUUGCUCCACUACUUUUAAUUAGGAAUGAUAAUAAAUUAAUAAUUAACAUCCUGAGAGUUGCCUCUAUCUCUCACCUUUUAAAAGUAUAUAUAAUGAGCAUUUGACUGUAAAAAGAUAGAAUGUGACUUAAGGUCCUUUCACACCAAGACCAUUUUUAUCGUGCAAUUAUUUCAGAUGUCGAUAUUUUUCCAAAAUCGCAUUGCGCUUGAUGUGUAUAGUCAGGCGCUCCAAAAUUUGCCUCAGAAUAUUUCGUAAUUUCGUGUCAGAUAUGUGUGUCGGUCCUGGUGUGUAAGGACCUUUAGUCUGAAAAUACCACUUUGCAGGGGUCAAGAUCAGUUUAGGGCAUCACUUUAUCCACAGGAGGCGCCAAAAUCAACACAAAAAUAAAGCUCCUGGUUGAUGCAUUAAAUGAGAUCUGGCUGUUUUGUACUGUUGAUAUAAUUUUGUAUUGAGAGUAGUUGUAUUUUGUACUUUAAGAUUUGGCAGAGACAGAUAUUAUCACUUUUAAAACCAAAACAAUGUUUUUAAAUGUAAAAACUCUAAACUGAUAUUCAAUUUUGUGCCGGAAUCUGUGUCAAGAAAUUUAAGUUUUGCUUUGGGACUAGUUUUGGCUCUUUCGGUGCACCGGGGCUUCUAGUUGUUCAUUUUAAAUCACUGUUGUGUCAGUGUGACGAAGAAUAACUGUGCUUUUAUCUUCGGUGGCUCUUACUGCUGAAGUGAGAAUAUAAAAACCAGAGCUUUUGAGUGGCCUGGAGGGAGCAAUGCCAAGCUGCCAAGAGUUUCGAGGCAUGAUGCCCAAUAUGAAGCUUGUGAACGACUCAGCUGGGUUUGUUAAAAGACCGCUAGCCAUUGAAUGUGAGCCUGAAGUAAGGACAUUUGUGGGAAAUCAGCUGCAGUUACUGAUGAAAAAAGAGAAAAAAGGAACAUCACACUCCUUGUUUUUGUCCUCGGUGGACUUUCUGUCUUGCUUUUUUCGCCAUCUGCACUAGUUUAUAUUUCCUCCUGGGAGCCGCGAUCAAAGUCAAGGGGGAUCUUUGCUUUAACAGGGCCUGUGUAAUUACAAUGCCACACACACACUGUGUGAAAUUUAAGCAAACUAACAGAUAGAGAGUUCUCCUGUGCCGGUAUUUAGGACAGGUCAUUAACUUUGAAUAGAGCCUCACUUUUAGUUUCUAGUUUGGUUGGUGCUGCUGAUAAUAUCAGGUUCAGAUUUUAAUUCAUGCUCACCAACAAAAUGCAUUUGCCUGAACUGUUCUUGUCUGCCCAGUCAUGUGUUAUGAAUACCAAUGCAUGUAAGCACAAAUGUGGCCUUACUUAAACAUGCUAAUGGAGAAGGGAAGCAUACGUGCAUGCAACAGCUACACAGAGGAACAACCCAGCUUACAUAUUUUAUUCAAAAACUCUUUAUGUUGAGAAAAUAAGGUAAAAAAAAGAUAGUUUGAUUGCUUAUACAUUCAUAGAUGACUUAUUAAUGAUUAACCAGACACUAAAUUAGUGCAAUUUACAGCCUUAAACCCAACAAUAUGACAUUAAAACAGAGUUAAGACUUUCUAAUGAAAGCUUUACAUCAGUGAAAAAUAGCAGCUGUGUGAACAUGAUGAAGAGAAAAAGCUGAAAAGGCAGCCACAUUAUUUCUCUUCAUACUGCUGUCCCCACAAGUUAGUGUAUGUCGUCUUUGUUUGGAAAGUUAUGUUAGCUUCAGUAUAUCAUUUUUUCAGUCUUGCUCAGGUAAAUUUGUAGUCAGUUCAAGGCCAGCAUGAGGUUCCUCCAGUGGAAUGCAGAAUCAAGAUUAACCUUAAGAAAUGAGUUUUCUGAAUCAUGCAUCUAUAAAAAAAUGAAGCAUUUUUAGCAGGGCGGAUAAGCUGUUAGUGACAUAAAUAAGGUGGAUUUAAGACAUGCCGAGGCUCAAAUGAGUGUUUACACUCUUCAUCUCUGGCAUCCAUGAAAAUGUUUGUGUCAAGCUUUGACUGAGGCCAACCUGUUAUUUUAAAUAGUCAGAGGUGAGACAGGCAUUCUGUUUGUUUUUUCAACGUACAUUUAGUAGGCUUAAAGGGAUAUUUCGGCAUAAGUUUAAGUCAUGGUCAAACACGCCAUAACACCAAGUUAGACACCCCCUUGAGACGCCGACUUCAUCAACAGUACAUAUAGGGUCCCAGCCAUAGAACUAGCCAUAAAACAUCUUUUUAGCUUUGCCUGGUUUCUUGAGCAAAGAGACUGAACAUAGCUUACCCACUCCCUUGUUUGUGGGGGGAGCCCUGACGAGUAGAUCACCAAGUGCAGUGGAGUUUUGCAGCUCAAGGAAGAACAUUUAUGAUUAUAACUUCAUGGAAAUGCAAUCACACUGAGAUGUUAAGGCAGGAGAACUACUGAGCUUGCAGUGCACAUACAAGAUACACAAGAACUCUGAUUGCAUUUCCAUGAAGUAAUAGUCAUAAAUUUUCUUCCUUGUGCUGCGGAACUCCGCUGCGCUUGCUAUCGUGUGGUUGUUACUGAAGUUGGUAUCACUAAGGAAGCAAGCAGUCGGCAACACUCAUCUCUUGAGGGAGUGUCUAACUCGGUGUUACAGUGUGUUUGACCAUGAUGUAAACUUACGCCGGAAUAUCUCUUUAAGCAAGCAAGCACUGGCUCACCGUGUUGCAUUUCCCGAUGAGUGGAAGGUAAAAAAAAUUACAAAAAAAACUUUUCGCAGACAUGUUUGCAGUAGCUAAGAAAAUCCACAGCUUGCAACUUUUUAGAUUAAUAGAUAUUGAGCAAAAUAGAAUAAAUUAUGAUAUUUUGUUAAUAUAUCAUCAAUGGUUGCUAGGAAAACUCAAACUACUCAGCAAUCUGUAAAUGAAUGAAUCAAGUUUGAAUAACGCAGACAAAACAAGUUACAGCUUCAUCAGCUGCAAUGAAAAAGUGAUGGACAUUUUAAUACAUGAAAGCUUUUUAGCCAAAUUAUACUGUUAUCACGAAGUAUUAAGUUCAUAUGUGUAGAAUGCACAGUUUUUUUGUCUUUUUCUUGGAGGGAAAAAAUGCAGUUACAAAGGUUUACGCAAAGAGCAGUGAUGUUUUUUAGUGUAAAAAUUGUCGGUCAAAAGAUUUUUGAGCUUUUAUCCCUGAGCUACUCUUAUUCAGCGUGCACUCAGGUGCAAGAGAGUUGCUAUGGUAACUGGGACAGUCACAAAAAAUCCCUAGAUUAUAAAAAAAAUUAUGUUAUAUUAUACACUUCUAAACAUAAAUACACAUGACCUUCUUGUGAAGAAAAACCUGCUUUGCUCAAAUAUUUCCGGAGAAGAGGUUUUUCAAAGUUAUUGAGCAGAUGCUAUGAACACAUUGUAAGAAGAGAUCAUUAAGAAUAUAUGUGUGUGUGGAUGGGUGUGGGUUUGGGGUCAGUCCUUUAUUGUGAGUUUGUGAUCAUGUGCCUGAUCUGCGGUUUAAGAUUCUCCCACCUCACCAUCUUUUUCCCUAACCCUGUCAUUAUGGAGCUUGCGAAGUCCUUAAACUUGUGUGAAAUGGGGACAGAGAGGGAAACAAAAAAAAAAAAGAAAAAGUCUCAUAGCUCUUUUCAAGUAAUAUAUGGGAUACGUCGCAGGUACUCAAUUCCUUGGGCCUCUGUAUCACAUGUUUCUACUAUGAAUGAUGAACCAAAGACUGUCAGUAAAGGGCACUUUAUGAUGUGAAGCAUUAUUUCAUGUCUGGUUAUAAAAAAAUGAAGAAUCUCUGAGAGGCUUUUCCUCUGCAAAAACUCAAGGCGGCAUGAGGUAAUUAUUCAACUGAACCAUUCGUAGCUUCUCUUACUCACAAAAUCUGACGGUAGAGGGAUUUUUUCUGUCAAAUAAAACUGUGUCUGAGCAAUGAUUGGAAAUGAUAGACAGUCGUUCCCUAAGCAUCGUCAUUUCCAUUCCCCUUUCCACCAAGAAUAUUCAAGGCUGUGAAAUUCUCUGUGGCACUUAAGGGGGAGGAUAUAGGAAGAGAAAUACAUGCCGUUGGUGUAGCUGGCUGCAGGGGAAAGCCUCAGAAUUCAUCUCGUUUCAGAGUUUGUGAUCAGUGAGAUGACGGUCUGCUCUCUCCCUCGUCUCCUCCUGAAGCGUGCAGUGGAGUUCCUCAGGCCACAGAGAGCAGACUCCUCUCUUCCAUGCUGUUUACCACCUCACCGCUGUCACGGGACAGCUACUUCUCUGAGUGCCAAAAAACCAGCACAGUCCACUGUGUCUGUGCCAGAGGGGGUCUCAUGAGUGCGCCCGUGCCUCAGUGCUAAAAAAUACAUCAGGGUUACUCUCAGAGAAAUCACAGUUAGGGCUGUGCAGGCUAAACUUUAUCAUCCAUAGGUUGACCAGUGAGGGUACAUGCUGGGUAAAAACCAAAAGUCAUGUUUUGCCUGAGGCUGGAUGGUUGUCUCUGAAGACUAGCAAGUACCUUCAAGCUCACACGGUUACACAUACUCAAGACUGGGCUCUUAGACACACACAAAUACACAAAAAUAGUUUUUCUUAGCUGCAUUUUUUUUCUUCAUAUUUAAUCAUUUAGAUAUCUUUGAGCAUAUUUAGGGGAAUGCUUAAGUUCAAUCUUCACUGCUUAACUGCUCAGACUCACCAUCAUGUGGUCACUUUUUCUUCAGCUCUUUUAUUCACGACACUUUUUACCGAUUUAAAUGUUCAUAAUAAAAUGUUUGAUUUCACCACAUAAUGCGCCUUAUAGUCCAGUAAAUGUUCUUUGAAUGGAGGACUAGAGAAAGCACAUUAUGAAUACAGUCCAUUUACUAUUAACCUUGAGGAAAACUGCAUCUGUACCUUUCCAUACUAAGCAAUCACUCAAACCCCCCCCAACCAUUUUUUUCCCCUUUUCUCUAACAUAAUUUGUGUUAUGGUUGGGUUUGUCUUUUAUGACUUCAAGAGCAGCUGCAGUCAUUGAUGCUCAAGGUCCAUUCACUUUCUUACAAUGCCGUUAAUGCUAGAACAUUACUCACCCCGCAUUUAUUUAUUUAUUUAUGUAUGUUUUUUUUUUCUUUUUCUUUUUUUUUUUGCAAACUCAUUGCAUUAUUCUGACCUGCCUGACUGCCUCAGAUUUCAUAUAUUCAAACACACACACACACACAUAUGCACACAGACUCAGACCUGUUUGUGUACAACACUGAGUAAAGCUGAAAUGGAUUCACUUGGAUAUGAUUAAGUUGUACCCAGAGUCAUUGUUAUUUAUGAGACAGGUCUCCCUCUGUCUCAGCACACCACCACAUCAUCUGUCAAUGUCACUCCUGCUAUUUGAAUCCCUUUCCAAGUGUUCUUACUUCACCAGGAAAGAGAGAGAGAGAGAGAGAGAGAGAGUCACAUUGUGGCAGUAGGUUUCAAAUGACUCUUGCAGAGUCCACACGGUUCAAGUCGAUGUCUUGGAUUGGCCCCUGUGGGCCCUUUGUAGAAAAGGCUAACUGCUGCUCUGCUCAGUACAUUUGGCCCUGUUCAUUCAAGAGCUCUCGUCUCCGCAUUCAUCUCAUCGAAACAACCACCAGCACCUCAGUGACUCUCUGCUUCAACAUGUGCCUCUUCCUUGUCUGGAAACAGCACAUAACUGUGGGCCCACAGGCAACAGGUAGAAAUAAAGUGUCAUAAAAAGACCGUCCAUGCCCCAUGUGUGUCGGUAAGGCUGAAAGCUCUGGGGCUGUUUUACCUUCUGCAACCAGCAGAUUGUUUGUGUUGCUGUUGCUUACAAGCAACUCUGAUACACAGGAGGACAUGAUCUCUGGACAUAAAGUGGGAAAACAAUUCUGUGUGCAGAUGAAUACAGUAUUUCCAAUUUAACCAAAGCUCAACCAAGAUGUUAAUCAUUUUAUAUUCAUAACAGUUUUCCUGCCACACUCAUAGAGAUUAUUGAGGAUAGCUUUUAAAUGUCACUUUUUUAGCCGAUAUCUUUCAGAUCUAACAGAGGUAACUCAUAAAAUUAUGUAUUGUCUCUUUAAUGCUCUCAUAAGGAACUUUUGCUUUUUAUCACUUUAGAAAGCUGCUGUGGGGAACCACGGUAAUCUUAACACUUUUCCAAUCCCAAUUUAUCGCUCCUUUUUUUUUGACAAAAUACUCCCUCCUUCUUUCUUUUUAUCAUUUAUUGGGAUAGCUUUUGGUAAAAGUGUAAAGAAAUGCUGUUUUAUAUGGUUUGCUGUAUCAUCUAAUAAAACCUAAAAUGUAGUAACUGGGCGAUAAUGUAACAAGAUCCUGAGCCCAAAACGUAACUUUUUUCCUAAAAUGAAUCAAUUUGUUAAAUUUUUGGUCAGUUAUUAGAUUUUGGGUUUCAUUACAUUUUUUAAUCACAUUCCAGCAUCAACACUUUUGUAACAUUAUUGACAAAUUAUUACAUUUCGGGUCAUGGUUACAUAUCGGACACUUACAAGGCCGACCUGCAGCAGACCUGCCAUUUGUUAAAGCCCACGGUUAGCACCAGACCGCUGAGUUUGUGCAGUGUGUGCAUUAAAAACUACGUCUACAGGAGGUGGUCUCUCAGUAUGUCUAAGUGCAGGCUGCCCACCUAAUCAUGAGAUGGAAACAGUAUCGGCAUCUUGGCAAGCCUUUUGCUCCAUUUGCUGAACAAACAUUUUUUUUCCCUUAAAUGUUUGAGUAGGUAAAAGCUACAUUUAGGUGUGCUGAGCUUUACUUACCCAGGUUUAAACCAGGGUAAUAUUAAUUUAUCCUUUGUGUCUCCAGUUAUCAACUUAUAAGACACAAAAUUUAAAAAAGGUAAAUAAACAUUAUUAUUAUUAUCAUUAUUUUAAUUUUAGAUGAAAACAAAUAGAAGCUCAGACAAACAAUUUACUCAGUCUUGUUGCUGAUAUCUAAGCGGCAUUGAGCUGUGCCUCAUACAUCUUGGUUGGGUCAUGAAACUUAAAUUCCCCUCAUUUCUCUGAAAGGAGGAAAUUUGAUUCCACCUAUCGAUUGCUGCAUAAAUGUGUUGCCUGGUGAUGAAAGAUGAGGUGUGCUUUGCUUUCAUGUGAUCUGAUUAACCUCAAGCUGGGAGCAGCCUCUCUGAUCCGCCCUGCUUCUCCUGGAGUGUCAGGGGGCACGUGACGGCCACUUAGUGCGAUUAGAGUUCCAGCGUGUUUUGUUUGUGUUGACACAGCAGACGGGACAUUUCACUGACCCGGGAGUUGAAAUACUAGACACCAAAAAUGGUUUGUUUAAUGUUGCAGUUUAUUCAGGGUUAAAAGAGGCACUUGACAUUUUCUUUGGCUUUUUCUUGUGCAGCAGGGAUUUAUAUUGAGGGAUUUUUCUUUGACAGCCAAGUAUCAUUAUCAUGAUAAUAAGUCACCACUGCUUGAUCUCAUUUGGAAAAUGGUAAUCAAGCACAGUGAUUGUGUUAAAUUUGAAAGCUCUCCUUCUACUUGUCUCUGCAGAGAAGACAUUUUUUGAUGAGGUUGUUAGACCUCCUGACUUUGCCAAUAGCAUUGUCCACACCUGAGCAAACUGGCAUUUAUACUAAGCCAACCAGUUGACAAAAAAAAGCCAAUUAACUCCAGGUUUUUGUGACUGAAAUUUGGAAAACCAAAAAAAAACUUGAUUUUAAUCAUUACUGGCUCCACUGAUAGUGACCUCAAGGUCCUCUGAGCAGGGGAAAGCCCUCAAAAGAGCAAAUGUUUUACAACAGGAAAUGCCACAAAAAGAUCAGGUCUUUAGAUUUAACCUGGUGGACUUUUAAAAUUGGGACAUCAAGCGUUUCUUAAAUGUCAUCUUUGGAAGAUAUGAAACAAAACUGGCCUCUUCAGUAUGUGGAAGUGGCAAAGCUUUGGCACAUUUUUUUAAAUUCUCUUACUACUAAAAGUGUUCUCAGUGGUCUUUAAAUUGUGAUUGUGUUUUUAGCCAAAAUCACGUUACCUGUGUCAUUUUCAAGGAUCUUUCUUCUGCAGAGCUCCAGUAGCUCAUUAGCAAUUCGCCUCAGAGUCGUAGGCGAAGACAGCACUGCUCUGCACACUCCUCUUCACGCUACCUUGUAACCUAACAUUGUUGGUGUAGUAGAAGUGGCAGGUAACAUAGGCGUUAUUCAGCUCUUGGACACUAAUGUCUUUGGGGACAUGAUGAAAGUUCAUAUUUUAGCCGACUGCGAGGGCGCUUACACUGGGUAAGGAUUAAAAUAAAGAACAAUACAAACAGUAGUCUUUUCGUGUCGGCAGCAGUGUCCACUCUGUUUAAUUUCUCACUCUUUUCACUCGUCAACUCAGACCCUGUUAACAACAACAACAACAACUUCCAGUAUUCCUUGUUCAGCAAUUGUCCUCUCUAUUUCUCUGAGUCUGGCCUGCAUAGCGGGGCUCAGGGGGCGAAGCUUGGAUUUGCUACGUACGAAAUCUCACUGUGUCUGAGCCUGCCGUUUGGGUCUGCCAAAGAUUCACAGCGAUUUGAAUUCAGAAAUACUUUUCUCAUGAUAUGUCCUGUAGUGUCAGAAAAAUGCCAAAUGGACAUGUAGACAACAAGAAAAACAAGAUUUUCAUCAGAGUGGGUCUGUAAUGGCUUUGACGAAAAUAAACCAAGUAAGACUUAAAUUGCUAAUUAGAUAUCUUCAUAAAUGCUCUGUGUCAUCACACUGGGUUUUUUAUAAAUAGAAGUCCUCAGACUUUCCUGUGAAUCUGUCAUGGACCGAAAUAAAGGAGUAUGUGCUAAAAAAUGGAUGGGCAGACAGAUGGACCAGAUUUAGACUUCCUAAAGCAACCUUGCCAGCAACCACUGGUUUUCUAUUAUUGAGGGAGAAAAGACAGUGAGAGUAGCAUGGGUGAACUCCUGUACAAGUUUUUCUGUAGUCGGCCCUGCCAGUGUUUCACUGUGUGUGUGUGUGUGUGUGUGUGUGUGUGUGUGUGUGUAGCUGCAGUCUAAUUUUAAACCAAAUCAUAAGGGUUAGGACCAUGCACUUCAUCUCCUGUGCUCUAAUCUUUGAUUUCCCUCCUCAUCUCCACCUCUCACUUGCCUCUCUAUCCCCUCUUGCUGUUCCUCUCCCCACCUCCAUCAUUCCUGUCUCUAUAGAUUCCAUCUAAGUGAAUCUGUUUGAUCAAUUACUGAAAUCAGGCCAACUUUAUGUGCUUCAUCGGGGAGUGGUAGUAGGAUGCACACAUGGUAGGGGAUUAAGAAAGGAUGAGAAGAGGAGGAGGAGGAGGAGGGAGUUGAGAUGAAGGGAUUAUAUUUCUUGGGUGAAGUUUUAUUCCAGUCACUAGAGAUGAGAUCAGGUGAUCGUAAGAGACUGAUGUAAAGCAACACAUGGCUGUCAUAGGGAUACAUGCAGUAUAAGACAUAAAAUGUUAAUGUUAGAUGAAAGCUGUUGUAAGAAUUCAACAUACUCUGAACAUAUUUUAUUUUGGAGCCCCCUUGGCUCACUUUACAUGAAUAAUUAUCAAAAACUCUAAAUACUGAGUAGAAGAUAGGGAAUAUCUGAAGAUGAGACCUGUCCAGUUUCUUUGCACGUUUGAGAUGUGAUCAGAGCCAUCAGCUUAUGUCCUGAGGGGUUGGCUGUGCCCAGAAAUGCCCCCGCAAAAGUUUACAGCCUGGAUUUGGCACACGAGUUGAAGAUUCCAGCAUGAAUUAUUCCUGCACACAGCGGCACAUGAUGUGGAAACUAACAGGCAGCUCAGGGCUUCAGAUCACACCAGCUUUCCCUCUAUAGUUAUAAUGACCUCUCGGUGUCACAGUAAGGGACAUAUUACAAAUCUUAAAUUACAAAUUGCAACAUUAUUUUUGGCAGUAAUGAGGUAUUUAGUUUAAUCUGUGUCAUGGUAAGUGGAAACUAGGACAGUGUGUCACGUCCCUCUGAGACACAGAGAGACAGGAAAAUCCUUUCACUGUGCUGUUAGUAUGAUCCAACAGCAGCUAAGCACCUGAUCCCCACACGACAUUGCUCUCUGUUUUGUUGUUUUUCAAAGUAAGCAUGCUUCUCACGAUCAAAACGGAGCACCAGCAGUCUCUCACUGUAAGCUGUCUCAGCGGAGGCCUUGGUUUCACUCCCCUUCAGGGAGGCAGUGAUCGAUUAAACGCAGUUUGACUCCGAACUGAGGAGUAUUAGAUUAGUGAGUUCAUGAAUCUGUAUUUCAUAACUGCAUUUGUUUUAGACAUCAGCAUGUUUUUUUUUUCCUUCUUACUGUCUUAUUAUUAUGCAAAACUGCAGUCUGUUACGACGGCUUUUUUUUUUUUUUAUCAGUCAAUCAAAUUUUUAAAGCAGAGAUUGAAACAAGAGAUAAUUUUUGAGCAUUUGGGCUUUUAAAAUAGGAUUAAGUGCAAAGUUUGUUACGUAAAUGCUCUUUCAACUGAAGUAUUAAUCCUCAUUCUGACCUGAGUGAUGCAUCAAAACAGAGCCUGUGGUGAACCUGCCUUAAAAAGAUCCAACAGAUGAGGGAGGAUUAGAUUUUGGUGCUGUGACUGAGGUCCACAGUCAAAGAGGCGAAUUUUGUUGAAACUCCUCCCAGUGGUAAUGAAAACCUCCGUUUAGCAGUAGAAGCUGUAAAUUCUCUUUUAUUGUUAAUAACUAUAUGCAUGGUGUUUAUUUUCCCCAAUCUGUCUGUGUAAAAGGUUUGAUUAUGAACUGCAUACAAAGUUAUUUUCAUAGACUGUAUAUAGAAUGGACGCCGUCUGCCUCCUUGCUGAAGUGAAGCCACGGUGAGAACAGCACACCCUGGUGACGAGCUGCAGUAAAGGUCAUCAAUCCGCAGCUCCGUUUUUUAUUGGGGGGUUCAUGUUUUCUAUGAUUGACACUUGUUACAGCCUAUGGGCGUACAAAGAUACAAAGCUCACUCGGGGGAUACGCUGUUUGACUCGAGCGUCAUCACAGCAACUCUCUGCGACUCUCCCGCGGAAUGCGUACAACGCUACUGCACAAUGUUGGUUUCAGGAAGUGAAGAAAAAACGCAGAAUUACUGAGAGCUUUUCGACGUCGAAUCCAUAUACUGGCGGAAGGUGGAACCAAGUUGUCCAUAGUAUAUACAGUGUAUGGUUAUUGUAGAAGCAUAACUGCUAAAUGUUGAGCCGGGUUGGCGAUUUGAGAAAUGUUGUGCCUGAUGCUUUCUCUGUCCAUGUGCAGAGCUAUUCGGUGCUUUACUACCAUGAACCAUCACAAAUCACAGCCAUGCCACAUCUUCAAUAGGACGGCAUAAAAAAAGAAAAUCAAUGUCGCCUCAUGGGUUAAUCUAUUGGUUGAACUCUCCAGAGGAUAAUGGGAAAGAAACAAAAGGGGGUGGGGACAGUUUGCAGGUAAGAAAAAAAAGCAGUUGGUGUUGGUGAUAGUUCAGGGUUUGCUGAGUAGAUGGGUUCAAGGUUGGUUUAUCAUCGUAGUGUACUGUGACUAAGUGAAAAACCAGUGAGAAAGAUGGGAUGUCUUAAGGCAAAAAACAAACAAACAAAAAGAUGUACAUUGUGACCUUUUUUCUGUACUCGUCUUAUGAUACUUGAGUGAUGCUGCUAAUACCUUAGAGUGCCUUUGAUGGUAAAAGAAAUAAUAUUUGCACACAUUAUGAAGAAAUGUGAAACAAAAUACAGAUCUCCAAAUUUUAAUAUCUUAAAUUUGCAAAUUAUAUACAGAUAAACAUAUAGAGACAGAAACUUUAGAGAGAUAGGCAGCACCAUCCCUCUAUGCAUCUGCAGAUUUGUGGUGCAUGAGGUCUUUAGAGGUGUUGAUUCCAAACACAGUGAGCAGACUGGUCCAAAGAGUUGACUUUAAGUGCAACUGUAUCUGGAGAGGUUAGGCUGAGAGAAAAAUUCUGAAUCUGAGCAAUGCCCAAAAGGAGACGAGUACAUUUCAAUUUGUGUCAAAGCCCAAAAGCAUACAGAUGCAAAAGGAGAUGCAUCUUUACUGGGCCUGGAAAUUGAACUCUCUAGUAGCAUGUUGUAAAAAGUGUUUAUCUCUUUGCCCUCCUUACAUGAUAGCCUUUUACUUCCUCUUACCUGCUGAAGAAAGACCCUUACUGAACAAACAAGGAGUGUGAUACUUCCCAGAGUCUGUUGGGGCUCAGCAGCCUUGGCAAUACAUUACUUGGAGAAGGAGAUUCUCAAAACUACAGCUUGAGGAGCACAGCUGUGCAGCUCCUCACUCCGUCUGGUCUGGAGAGUCAGGAAACAAUGAUAGAUACUAAUAAGUGCAGAUGUGAAAGCAGCCCAAACCAGCUCAGAUAGAGAGAAGUGGAACAUGAUCCUGAACUCUAUUAGCAACAGAGCUGGUGGGUACAAACCAAAACCACAGGUGGUGAUAAGGCAACAACUUUAAAGUUGUGCGAUUUGCCUCAUUUGUAUUUAAAGGUGUAUAAACUGAAAAAAACCAGAGAGGGGGGCUUACUGAGCCAUUGUAGACCACUUAAGGAACAAAGACCUAAAGAUCACACGAUCAGAUCUCAGAUCUUUAAAAGUUCGGUGGUGUUCAGGCUCUAGACUUCACUCUUGCUCUAUAUAUGGUAAAAUCUGAAUUAAAGCAAUAGUCCUCAUAUUAUCACAUAGUGAAACAGUCUUGUUUAGUCAUACACUGACUACAUUUUCAGUUCAUAAUGAUAAAUAGCAUCACUGCUGAGUGAGUCCUCUGUGUCUUUGACCUCUGACCUCCUGCUGUCAAACAGGGGCAGAAACUUAUAGGGUUGGCAGAGUCUUUGUCACAGUCUUGAAUGUGCUAUUUUAGCUCCUCAAGACACUUCAUGUUCUUUAUGCUAAGAUCCAAGAGGGGCCAAGUCCACAACAGGUCCCCAUUUCCACAAGGUGGAGUACUGCCUAGGCACCAAAGAUUCUGUAAGAAAAAGAUUCUGAUGAAGGCAAAAGUAGACAGAAAAAACAAAGAGGAUGAAACAACUUAAAGGGAUAUUCCGGCAUAAAUAAGUUAGGGUCAAACAUUCCGUAACACUGAGUUAGACACCUCCUCGAGAGAUGAAUGUUGCAGACUGUUUGCUUCUCUAGCUAUAUCAACUUUAGUAACGACGUCUUCAUGCGCAAACCUCAACCAAAAAGCCACUCUAUAGCCACAAAUAAUGCUCAGAGCAACCCCUAACUUCAUCAACAGUACAUAUAGGGUCCCAGCCAUAGUACUAGCCAUAUUACUAUGCACUCGUGGGGAUGUCUAACUCAGUGUUAUUGUGUGUUUGACCAUAACUUAAAUUUAUGCCGGAAUGUCCCUUUAAGUUGGUGUCAAAAGAUCGUGAAGGAAAACAAGACAAGCCUAAACUUUGACCCAGGCAAGCAAGUAUUUUCUCUCUGGUUUACCAAGUCCUUUUGAUUGAGAGCAGCAGCUCUUGUAGUGACAUCAUACUGACAUGUCUCCAACAAAGCCUAAAUGAUUCAUCAAUAGAGAGUGUCUGUAGAUGUGUUUGCCUCAGGCCAGAGGAAAUGAAUGCAAAUCUCAUGUGAAAAAUGCAGUGCUGCCCUCUGGUUGUUUAAGUUAUUCACCUCAUUUCACUCAUCGAUUUCACACCUGGCUCAGAUUUUAUUGAUGAGAAUAAACAAUCAAUCUCUCUAUAGAGAAACAAGCUGCAAAAUACAUGUCCAGAAGUGUUUGUGGUCUGAAUUACUGUAUGUGUCUCUCGCUCGAUAGUUGAAUCAAGGGUUAAUGGUUAAAUAGCUUCUUUGUCUGUUUCUUUCUCUGUUUCAGUUGUGGACAGCAAGGUGAUCCUGGAGGGUCUGCAGAGGUUCAGCCCCACACCGAUCUAUCUGCCUGUCAACUACCGGAUUCUCAAUGCUGAGUCGGCUUUCUUCCUACAGGAGGCCAAUCAGGACAUAAUGAGGAACUCCAGCCUGCAGGCUCGCACAGAGUCCUUCUUCAUCCACCAGGCCCGACAGAUGCCCUUUGUCAACGCUAACUACGGGCCGCUUUCUGUCCAGCAACCUGUUCCUCUAGAUCUGCUGCAGACGCCACCAGGGCCUUUUAACACAUCCCCGUUCUCUUCAUCAUCAGUGCCAACAUCCUCGUCGCCAUCAUCCUCGCCACCCCUUUUUACAUUCAACUGGAAGGUGCAUACGUUUAUUAUCAGUGAGAGGAUUUACCCCAGUUGGCCAAAGGUUCAGGUGUUGUUCUACAUUGCAGGAAGGGACUGGGAUGAUUACAGCGCCGUCCACAAGCUGCCCUGCAUCAGGAUGUUUGCCUUCCACGAGACUCAAGAAGUGCGUGGAACAUGUCGGCUAAAAGGUGAGCUGGGAAUAUGUGUAGCAGAGCUGGAGCCCCUGGCCAGUUGGUUCAGUCCGCCCACCAUCAGGCCAGGUAGACAGAGGGUCUCAGAGCAAGCCCAGGGCACUCCUGUGGAGCUCUACUACAUGGUUCAAAGCACGGACAGCGGAGACUGCAGCUCAGAGGAUUCUAGGAAAAGCACCCCUGUACACACAGACCAGCCCAGGCCCAUGGGAUAUUUUGCAGGGCACACACCUAUGCAGCGCAUUGGGAGUGUCAGACUGUUUCAGCCACUGUCCGAGCUCAAGCUGGACAAUAACUUUGUGGUGAUGGCACCAUCCAAACCCAUCCGACAGAGAGAAACACUUUCGACUUUCCUGGCUCUAUCCACACUAUCUUCAGUGCAAAUUUUCACACUCAGGUGAGUUCUUGUUUCAACUUUUGUUCCCUGUAAAAUCCCUUAUAUUUCUGCUGUGGAUGCCAAGAAGCUGCAUAAACAUCCAUCUUUGUGUGGGGGCAGCAUCACACUACACUGUAAAGACUUCAAUUUCAUGAAAAAGGAAGGGUCCACCUCUGAAAUGUUCCACCAAGAUUAUGCAUCGAAAACUUGGAGGCAAACUUCAUAACUUUGUGCCUGUAAAGUUUACAAGCUGCCAUGUCAAAAAGGAGUUUGUAUUAAGACCAAUCCCUGGUUUUCCCCGUCUUUUUUCAAUAGUUGUAAAGAUUGAUUUGAAAGUACCUGCGUUGGUGAUUUAGCCCUGAGCUCCUCUAUUUGAAAAGGCACUGUGGUGCACAUCGUGUGUUGCAGGUGGUGUUGUCUUAAAUCACAUAUGAUGUCAGCACUACUAAGACAGAAAAUGUUCCUCAUCGCAUCCUGCAAAGCAUUUUCAUAGAAUCACCCUUCCAUCUUAUGGUGGAUUUUGAUUUGUCCAGGCACCAGAUCUCCAUCAGAGGUUAUUUGGCCACAUGGUCUGUAGAACAACUAUGGGACAAAAGCUCUUAUAGUCAUCAAUCUGCUUCUCAUUGCCCUUUGACCAAAGAUACCGUAAAACAAACAAAUGCUGUAAUCCAAAUAGUUUUAUUAAACUUUUUGAUUGAUUUACUUCACUAAGAUAAGCAUGUACUAAGAAACACCAAAUCAGUGCCAACCCUUUACUUGGUGAGGGGGAGAGAGAGACUGUUAACAUCCUAAUUAACCAGAAGUUUUUGGCACUUAGGCCUGAGAAGCUAUCUAAACACUUGACUGUUUGCUUUAGUUAUUGUUAUAAUGCAUAAAGCCAUCUGUACAGUAUCCAACGGGUGAUAGAAAAGCAUUAAUUUUCAUGGUCAAUUUAUUAUUCAUUUCUAUUUCCAUGUUAUUCAUAUUUACUGAUUGACUUAGAAAUACCCAUAUAGUCUGCAUGAUGGUGCUGAAGCUAAAGUUGCACAAAAAUGCUGUCAAAGCUCCAUCAUUUUUGGUCAGAAAAAAAACAUAUGGACCAAAAUACAGUGACCCCAAAUAAGUGAGAUCACAAGUUGUACUUGAUCAGUUUGAUGUGCACAACAUUCAAAACACAAACACACUCCAUCUUCAAUUAUCAGAGGUCCCCCAGGUUAUAGUUCCUGGAUGUGGCUUUAGGGUGAAAGUCAAUCACAAAGUGUGGGUAAGCAACAGCUACUCUACACCUUUGCUGUGGUCAUAGGAGAGAUUUUUGAUGUCUCAGGAAACAGUCCAUGUGAAGUUACAGGUGAGUUGUUGAGCUCGGUAUCAUAUAAAUAAUCAUUGAAAGUGACACUGAUGGCUCCAUGUUGUGAAAUGAAUGAAUCCCAUGGAUGUUUAAGGGGUAUCACUUCCCUGUCAACCUCUUUUAUGCCUGAGAUCUAAAUCACAGUAGAUGAAACAGUUAGCGUCCUCAAAGUGGAGCUGUGACGGAGCGCUUUGGCAAUUUGUCAACCCCAACUGAGCAGGAAAUCUGCCAAAAAGCCUCGUUGCUUUCUCUCACUUCAGUGGUGAUGAACUCCAGUGAAGUAUUAAAGCUCUCAGUGUGUGUUUUCACAUAUGUCAGCAUGUGUGUGAAGGAGAACGUAGAGGUACUGUUUUUCCUUUUCACACCAUACUGCACCUUAAUCAUUUAUAGUGUUUAUCUCUCAUUAAAGAAAGUGUGGAGUUAAAGCCCAACCAAAAUGUCCCUAUGGCAGAUAAAAACUCAAAACGUUUGAAACUCACAGAAUUACUCCUGAGUACUCGGGUGCUAGCUUACCAGUGUUUAUAAGAGGAGAUUCAAACAGCUUUGUUCUACUUUAUAUCUUUGGGGGGUGCCUUUCUUAUUCUUGCAAACAGAUUUUCUUAAAGGAAAAAAAUCCUUUAAGUACUGAAAAUCCUCGUGCUGAUGGUGUAAUUCAAGCUCUGAUCACUGGAGGAGGGGGUUGUAAUGUGUUUCCGACUGGUUGUGCUGGAUGCUGGGACUUGGUUUGGCCCCCCUGCUGUGUGUGUUUGCAUUCUGUGGCCCAGUGUUUGCCUGUCCUCUGGUGUGUUUGUGAAAAGCUUCUUUACAGAUUCAUCUGCCGUGUUCCUCACGGUAGCCAAGGCAUUAUCAACUAUUUAUGGUCUCUCACUUCUCCAUGGCAGUGGGUGCAACUUGUGAAAAAGAGCUGAGAAUAUCUCUGACAGCUUUUCAUCUUGUACAUGUGCUGCUGUCAGAUCAAAUUGGUAGAUUUACUUUUCUCUAAACUGACUAUUUGGACUCCUCUCUGCACUUUACCGUUUGUUUCUGUGAUAGUGUUUUAUUUUUAACGAAAUAAGUAUAUGUUUCUUAUACUCUUGAUUCAAAUAGUUUGGUCCUCUAAUGUCCAGAUAUCUGACAUUAAACUGUGACUGACAGAGUAGCAUGCAGACAGAGAGGAUAAACGAUUAAAAGCAUCACCACUGGGCGGCAGUGUUAGCAAGGAAGGCAAGUCCGACUGCCCAAGCUCAGGAAGAUAUGCACCUGUCAUUCUUUCAAAUUUGUACAGUAUAAGCCUCAGCCUCCAAGAGAGAGAGAGAGGAAGGGAGGGGGAAAGAGAGAGGGCAAAGGGAACCACAACAACAGUUGAUCCUCUUUUGUACGAAUACCUCCAGCAGCUUGGACUGCUUAACACAACAGGCCGCUGGACUCGUGGCAAAUCCACUUAUUCCUUUCAAUCUAAAAGGUGCAUCAAAACCGUCACGCAUGAGUUCAAAACCUCACUAUUACCUCACCAAGCAUCUUACUGACUAUCAGAGGAGAAGUGCAUACCCCUAUGCACCCAAUAUCAACAUGUAUGCAACAGUCAUUUCAGUGCAUUUUUUUGCAUUCAUUCACAGCAUAUGACUUAUUAGAUUUAAAAAUGUUAAAGUUAAUACUUUAAAAACUAAUGUCUCAGGCAAGUGAACAACUAAACUGAGAUGGGUACUUCCAAAAAUGAGCUAAAUUUGGCAGCAGACUUAGUCCCAUCUGCGGAAAACUGUAACUGAGGUUGUUCUGCCCUUUGAAUGAGGAACUGCAAGUUCUUUUGGUAAUUCCUCAUCAAAAAGGGCAAAACUAACCACCAUCCAUUGUGGCUCGUACACUUAUUAGAGAAAUCUCAUACAACCCUAUACUUCAAAAUGACCGAAUACCCCUUAAAAAUGGGACAUAACCACUCAACCAGAGUAAUACCAUCACUUGUGUCCCCUGAGAUACUCGGGCAAUAAUUCGUCAACAUUAGUUUUAAUCAGAAGUAAUGCUCUCAUUUCAAGGUUUUUCUCCCCCAGAGGUUAAAAGAUAGAUUUCGAUUUUCAAAAUUUCUUUUCCCCAAGUCUUAAAUUGUAAUAACUCCACAGUCAUUUUGGCAAUGCCUUUAUAAAUUAUACCAAUUCACCGCAAUGUUCAUAUUGUAUAGCCCAAGAAACCACUGCUAAACCUCAAAUUUAGCCGUCCUAACAGAGGUACUGGUCGACUAGCUGUUCUUCCUUCUGCUUUACUGUGCAAAUGUCUGAUUAGAUUUUAUAUAAGAUAAUGGGAUUCAAUUAUAUCGAAUGUAAUUGCAGGCAGUGGGAUGAAUACAUAUAUAUUUGUGGUUGUACAGAGCCAUGCAUAUGCAUAAAUACACUAAUUCCUGGAGACACACACACGCACACGUAGGCGUAUUUGCACUUACACACACACAUUCAUGCGUGGAGGUGGUGUGUGUUAACCGUAAAGUCAUACUGUGUUUGUCAUGCUCCCCAUGGAAUCGGUAAUUCCUGCUGGCUGCCUCAUUAGCCAUGAAGAGAGAGGUGGAACAGGUUGGAAAAUGAUUCUCCAGCUUCACCUUAUUCAACAUGCAAAUGAAAACAUCGUUUCAUCCUGAACAAAUUAACAGGCUUUUCAAAGAUAAAUUGGCCCAGCUGUAUAGUAAUUUUGACUAACAAUCAAAAACAAUCCCGACAUAUUUGCACAGAUCCCCCCAAGGCCAGUGCUGCUGAUGAAUGCAAAUGAUUGUUUAAUAUCUGAGAGUGUGGUAGAAGUGUGAGAUUCCUGCAGGGCUGUUUUUGUUAUUCACAGACUGACGAGUUAAAGAGGCAGGUUUAGUGUCAGGUUAUGAAUAAUGACGCAGAUUUAGCUGGGGGUUUUCAUGCCAGUUGAUUGUGUUUGAGUUUGUUUCAGCUGUUUGUUUUUUGCCCAUAGUAAAAGUUGAAUCAAAGACGCUCUUCUUCCAUAAGUUUACUCUUUCAUAAUCCAGUUUCUAAAGGUAACCUUAGAUGGGUUUCUUUUUCCAUUUCUAUUCAUAGCUGUACUUUGUCCUGUACUCCAUCUGUCUCCCAUUUUCAUCUCUUCCCUGUGCUUUGUUCCACCUUCUCACCCUGUACAGUACAUCCUCUCGUCUUGACAUCUCGCCUUCCCUCUCUGCUGAAACACACAAAGACACCGCUAUUUACUUUGUAGUUCAAUGAAACCUACUUAGAGUAAAUUUGUCACAAUGUUCAGUUCAGAGUCGCCUUAUUCAUUUUUUCGCCCAUCUUUAUCCCCUCAUUUGCUCACCAGUGUUUACUUUGAAAGCACAGUCCUUCCUGUUCCCCUCAUUAAUAAGUCAUUAGUGGUUUGCAGCCAUGGAGACGGUGCACUAGUUAGAACUUUCUACUGAGCAUUGGUUGCUUGCAGCCAGUCAUUCAAAUCCUCGUAUUUUCCUCCCUGAUGAUUUUCAUCACUUUCUCUCCACCUGAAUUUGUGUGUACACUGAUGAAUACUACCCUGUCGCUUGACAUCAUGUUUUUCUUCGCUCUUGUUGUGUAUAUCUGUCUUUGAAAAGGUUUGCAUGUCCCCCUGGAGAUUUUUGUGAUCCACAGUUUGGCAGAGGGUUGUUCAAAUGGAGCACACCAUUCAGAGUGACACAUACCAUAGAGAAUUCGGGGUCAGAGGCCGACUCAGUCUCUCCUGCUGGGUGUUUUGAAGCUAAAAAAAAACCCUGCAGGAUUUUUAUACUGGUGGCAGAGAGAAAUGAGGGGAGUUGGAGUUCUGUUUUCCUGUGAGAGUUUUGCUCUGUGAUAUCUGCUCUUUUGAUAGGAUGGCUCAAGUGUCAGUGUUGGGUAGGGCCUCCUUUCAACAUCUUCAAAAAUGUAUCAGGGGCUAAAACCAAAAAGGUUUGCCUAGAAAUUUCCACAUCUAUUAUACUGCAUUACUUUCUUGACACAAGCCUUAAAAAGAACUCAAAAACUGAACAUUGACAAUAAAGAAAACAGACCAUAAACUAGAUGAUAAAAACUGUGAAUAACAAACCAGUCAGAUGGUACCAUUUUUACAUCUUAGAAAAGCACCUCAAACACAAACUUAAACUAACUUUUGAAUAUUCAUAUAGGCUGACCCUUUUGAUUAAACUGUAACACAACUUCGACAUUUUAAACAAAGGCACUAAAUCCUGGCUGAAAGAGGAGCAGCCUAAAACAUGAGCAUACACGUAAGCAGCCUUUUUACUGUAUAUAACCACAAUCACCAGGGUCUCCAUCUCAGGCAAGAUGUCUGCUGCCAUAGUGUAGAGUUCCUGCAGUGAAGCAUGUCAGGUAUUAUGAAAAUUACAUCAAAGAAAACUGGAUUUGAUUUGGAUAGUCAUUUUUUAAAAUAAUGUGAAUAUUUGAAGUUCAUAAAAUAGGAAAAGAAAAGCGGAUGAUUAACAGAUUAACAGAUGUAUAGUCAGCUCCGCCUACUUACGUGGAUACGAAUGUACGAAUUUGAGUACGAAUAUUCCUUUGGGUAUCAAUAAAGUUUUUGAGGUUGUAUAACUUGUCACAUAGCCAAUAAUGAUAAUAUUAGAGCCUGUAAUGUAACUUUUGAAAUUAAUGUUUUAUGUGAAAAACAGUUACAGCCAUAUUGUUACAGUAUAUGUAACAAUAUGUUAUUUUUUAAGAAGCAACAUGUUACAUUUUGGAUCAGUUAUUACAUUUUGGGUUUUAUUAUUAUUUUUAUUUACUUGUGUAUUUAUUUUACAUUUUGGGCUCAACACUUUUAUUACAUUAUUGCCAAAUUAUUUCAUUUUAGGCUUUAUUAAAUUUGCUUUAAUAAAAUCAGAUUAAUCAGAUUACUAUUUUUCACAUAAAAGAUUAAUUAAAAAAUGUGAUGGAGAUAAUUAACAGAUAAACAGAUGUGUGUCAAGGUCUGAUUUCUUCAGGUUCUGUAUGAAUGAAACCAUUGUUCCACAAAGACAUACCACAGUAUACCUGAACUGUAAUAAUGUUCCUUAGACCUGAAUCUUCAGAAUCAGUACAUUUACACUUACAGUUGUAGGCUAUAUUGAACUAUAUUCUGCAUCAUACAGGAUUAUCAUGAUUGAUUUUGUUUCCCCCCCCUUUUUUUUUAGCAGUGUUUGCAACUUCCUAUCUGUUAUUAACAUCCUCAGGCAACACCUCCGCACUCAUCUGCUCUUAACUAGAGCUUCUGCUGUCAGAGAAAGAUGAUACAUAUGUAGGAGUUGACAAAUAAAGUGGGAUUAAGAAGUGAAGCAGCCCUUGCAGAAUAAGCUGUGCUGGCUAAAUGUGGGUUGGUGUAUCACGCUCACAGACAAUCAUAAGCUUGGCCUUCUUGUCACUAGUUUGUCCUUUAUGGUUCUCAUAUGAAUUUACUUUGAUUAGUUUGAUUUCAGUGGCCUGGCAGCAAACACAAAGUCGUGCAUAUUUUAAUGUAAACUUGAAGCAAAGUGAUGAAGUGAGAGAGAGAUGAUGAAAGGCUGUUGUUGUCAGACAUCAGCAGUUCAGGAAAUCUGACAACCGGCCACAAAACGCACCAACUCCUCCAAGCUAUAAAAGAUCUUGCCUCACCCUCAGAGGGGUAGGAGAAAUGUGCUGAAACAAUUAAACGCUGAUUAAUCAAGGAGUCCAAGACUUGGAGAAGGAAUGAGAAGCAAACAUUCUGAGAUAACCGUUUGAAAAACAUCUGUUUUUGUCCCAUUUUCCAUCAGUUUCCACUUUGGCAUUUAAAGCUCCCGUGGGUAACAUUCAGCCUGUGUCAAUUUUAGCACCCCAGUGGACAUAGCAGACUUUGCUUAUCUUUUCCUCUAUAUGUUAAAGUAGUGCUAUGAAUAUCUCCCGUCCAAUCCACAAACCUAAAAAAAAUCCUCACAGGAGCUUUAAGUAACUGUGAGAUCAGACAGUAUUCUGCGAUCAGAGCCAUCAUCCCAAAUUCCAACUCUGUCCUCAGUUUUUUUUUUCUCUCGCUCACUCAUGUUUGGUAAAUAUUAGGUCUACAGACAUAAACUGAGAUGGGACAUGGAAAAAUAAAAAAAAAUCUCUUUGAUCUGGCACCAUUGCUUCUAAAUGUAUUACUUCACUGAGUUCUCUUAUUUGAAAUGAAAAAAGUCAUGAUGGCAAAAAUAAACAAAAAAUAAUAGAAAUAAUAAUGAUGAAACUGAAUUCCCAAAAGUUUUAAAAGGUUUGAAAAUAUCUGAAAAUAUUUUGCACUUAGAGGCAACAAACUUGCCACUUUUAAAAAUGUGAUCAAUCUGCUGCAUUUUAAAUUGGAUUGAAAAAUAAGGACAUUUCUAAGAUGCAAGAACAAAGACACAGUGUUCUCCACUGCUUCACAAUGACAGUGAUGCUUGGCUAACAGAGCAGCAGUGUACUCCAUAAAGAUGAAGAAUAAUAACUUGAGGUGCAUACUGAAGGACAAAAAACUUUACUUUGAAAUACAAUAGAACUUAAAAGAGAAGCUGCUAGUGCUUUUUAAUUUCCACAAUAAAGCUGUUAUACCACAGGUGCUGCAAAUAUUGAAUAAUAAAAAAGAAGAAGAAAGAGAAGAAACAUAAAAGAUUUGAAAUUCUUUCCAUCACUACCAGAUUAUAUUCUUAAAACACAGCUGGGGCUCUUUCAUAACACAACAGAAGCAUCUGCAGUCUCCCAUCAGGGUUUACAGCUGUUAUCUGAAAUACUUUGGCAGCCAACAAAAGAGGGGAAAAAUCAAUACAACACAUCAUGUAAGUCAAAUGAAAACAGACCAGAAAUGCAGGAAGAAGCUGCAGGUUGGAGCUUCAUGAAAGUGAAAUGUGAGCUGCUGUAUGACUGCUGGAGAAUCACGUAUUGAUUUUAGUAGGGGUAGAUCAGUUCUUUUAGAUUAACAAGAGCAUUUGAUGGAUGACUUAGAUAAUGUGCUUGAAAAAUAACACCCACACAGCACUUCCACUUAAUGCUAAAACAAGCUUUGCAAUCUUGCCCUGUUUUGGAGAAGCCUUCCCUGUUUUGCUUAGAAGCAAAAGCUAAAUCACUUUUCUGUGCAUGAAGACACACGUCCUCCAAACAAAUGAAAUAUCAACAAGCGAGAACAAAAUAACAGCUUUGAUAAAUUGAAGAACUAUAAUUAAAGUAGAGGCUAAUGUAGUUGACCGUACAUCAGUCAGUGAAAGAGUUUUUUCAGCUGAGAUUUCUUUGGUCUAAAAAAGUAAAGCAGGAUUUUGUCAGACCUAUCUAUGGCCUCACAGUUGAUCCAUGAAACUUUCACCUUCCACCAAAAACAUUCCUCUUUUGUGUGUUUUGCCUGUCAUUUCUCAAACAGUUCACUGUUCCGUCAUAUACUAAGGUAAUCGUGCAGAGUUUGAGGUGGUGACAAAAACAGCAAAAAGACACAGUGGCAAAGAAGUGGAGUGAGAAAGACAGGAGGAAAAUCAGCUGACAGAGCUGAGCAGGAAUCAUAGGAUUGAUGUAUGAUUCAGUGUGCAGCUUGGAGCAGAGUCUUUGGCUGUGUUUGGAGCUGUAGUGCUGGUCAGUGGAGCUGUAGCUGGAGGUCAGCCAUUGAUCUGCAGAUAGAAGCUGCUACUUUGGAUACAAGCCUUCAUCAUCCUGCAGGAUGCAUGACCACUGAGAGCAGAUGAGCCUUUCUGCCACAAUGAGUGAAGGGAUAUUUGACUGUUUGAGUCUAACCAUAUACAGCAAGUCUACUGAAGUUGCUAAAUUGGGUUUGUGUGUUUGUGGUCUGUUUUUUGUCAGCCCUGCUCUGCAGAGUAUGAGAGUCAAUAUUGUGCAGCUAAAUGUGGUGAUGUGAGUUUUUUUCAUCGCCUCCUACUUGUAGUGGAGCCUGAUGAUGGGGACUUUUCAGCAAUGCCCACUAGUGCACAUAAUGAAGUGCAAAUUAGACUAAUUUAGUGGUUGACAUGCUAGGUUUUUACAGAUCAGGCCUGAAUUGAUUUACCUGCAAUCUAAGCUCUGCGUUUUCCAAUAAUGUGAACUCAGAGUGCAAGGAGAGGUGUGCAGAUAUGCCAGACCGGCUGUGCUGUGAGAGAGGCAGAGAAAUGUAUUUGCAGAAAACCUUGAGAUUGCAAAUAAAACUGCUGGGAGUCCGCUCUGCCACACUUGAUAGAUAUUUGUGAUGCCACUCUAUCAUCUUUUAGACAGACAAUAGCUGAGGUGUUUUGUUAACAUGGUGACUUUCAUCUUCUUUGUCACGUCUCUAUACCAGCACCCACUGUACUGCUAUUACAUGUCUCUUAGCAAAUGUCAACUCUGACAAAUACAACAAAACAAGGGCUGUCAAUUGAUUAAAAUAUUUACUCGGGAUUAAUCGCAUGAUUUCCAAAGUUAACUCAUGAUUAAUUGCUAAUUGAUCACACAUUUAAUCUGUUCUAAAUGUCCGUUAAAAGGAUAUUUUAUUUUUGAACUCUCUAUUUAACAUUAGAGUGGGAAAAUAGGCUUACGAUUUGCAAAUAUAUUGCAACAUUUCAAAUUUGAGCCCAACAAGAAACAACAAACGGCCAUAUUGACAUGAAUGUAAAAUUACUAUUACUAAUAUUGGGUCUUGCUCCAAGCUUUUUUAUAAAAUUGCUUGUGUUCAUAUGAGUCGUCCUGCAAUCUGAGAUCUUCUGGUGACGCCCUGAUGGUCGUUCAAAAGUGGAAGCUCAAAUCUAAAGGAGAUCAUAUUUUUCCAUCAUAGCCCCUCGACUCUGGAACCACCUCCCUGAGGAUAUAAGACACGCAGAAUCAAUGAUUUUUUUUACAUCCCCUCCUAAAACUUACUUUUACAGACUUGCUUUUAUGUGAAUUUACUUUUUAGCUACUUUUUAAUAUAACCCCGUACUUUUUCAACUUCGUUUUAUUAAAAAAAUCUCAUAUUUUACUGCUUUGGUUUGAACCAUUUGUUUGCAAGUCCUCAUUUGAGCCCCUUUUUCUACUGUCUUUGAUUACAUUUACUUCAUUUAUCUACUUACGUAUUCGUUAAUUUUUUGUUGAUUUGGUUGUUUGUGUCUCACAGCUCCUCAUCUUCUAAUCUGUUUUCAUUCUGAAGUGAUGUGAUCUAUCUUUUUACCUUUUUGUCUCUCUACUUUCCUCUUUGCUUUUGCUUUUUCCCUCUUCUGGGAAUCUUUAUUGCAUACACUAUGACUUAAGAUCUAUUUCUCCUUUGCUGUCAUAAUAGUUAUUUACUCUGCUUUCACUGUAAAAGCACAUUGUACAUUUCUAUUUUUAAAGGUGCUGUAUAAAUAAAGUGAUAAUUAUUGUUAUAUUAUGAUUAGAUCUAGCUGGCUUUUGUGUUUGCCCCUGGUGUCUCAAAUUCUCCCACCACAGUAUAUUUUUAUAAUUUGUGGUCUAACAAGAGGGUGUGAUUAAUAGUCAGCCAUUUGUAAGAACUGUGAUUGAAAUGUUUUAGCACAUUGCCUGAGAUUGAUUGUUUCUGUAAUGACUUUAGAUUGCUGUCAUUUGCAUAUGUAUGGCAAUAAUGCCUUUUUGUUCUCUCUCUCUUUCGCAUUUGUGUACAAACUGCCUGACAGACAAAGUCCCGUGUAGCUCCUUAUUCUUCUUUAUCAACCUCAUCCUUCAUCGAUUCUUCUUCCCGAGACAUUUUCCUUGUAUUGUAUGUGUCCUGUCCCAAACAAAGGGGAUCGUGGUUUAGAGAAAUUAAUCUGCUGAAUUGUUCUGCUCCCAAGGUGCACUGGGAAAGAAACCAGCCUUUACAGUUGAACAUCAGAGCAGCAGAAUAUGAUCAACUUCAUUCUAGGAUCAACAUGUUUCCAGAUUUGGUGUCUAUCUCAGUAUACUUGGGAUGACCCAGCAUUACUGUUGCAUGUAUCUGUUGACAGUAUGCAUGCUAAUCGGUGUAACCCUUCCUACAUCAGGUUCACGAACUUGCCCUAAUCUAUCCCACUACAUCCUGAGAUUAUUCCACCCGGCCAACUUCUACAUGCAUCCAAAUAGUGGAUCAGUUCUGGAUCAUCCAUUUGGCCCAGCAAAUCCAGUGCAGAAACACAUUUCUAUCCACUGGAUGAAACCUUAUAUGUUAAAUAGAUUAAGUGGAAGCAGUGUGUGCAUGUGUUCGCUCUAACUCCUAUUUAACUGGCUAGGCUCCCAUUCAGAUGACUGCCACAGGGAUCAAGCUGCUGUCUGUCUGCCACAACAUGACCCCAUUUCCUCAGCUAAUCUACAGCAGCAGUGGUAGUAAGUUUCUGAAAUCCAGCAUCAGAGCAAAUGAAAAAUGAGAGUUUGUAGUAUACUGCUUGGACUGCUUGGCAUAUAUUUUGGCAGUUCUAAAAACAAAAAGGAAAACAAGCCUGACAUAAAUGUCAUAUUUGUGUUAAUCUGAAAUCCCAUGCGAACUCCUCAAAUCCCUGACACUAAUGUUCGUCCAAACAUACAGUAUGUAGGGCAGCAGAUUUGUAAUGGUCUUGAGUUUUAUGCUUUGAGUCUUGAGUCGUGAGUAGAGUCAGGCUGGUUUACUGAAGGUGACUAGCUUUUGGCCGCAGUGGAUGUUGCGCUGUCACACCCCUCAGUGUCAUCAUCCUGUUGGCCUGCUUUUAAGUACACAAAUGCAACACACACUGGGCUCUUUGUCACUUCAGUCAAUACCCUCCCACACCCAGCCUGGUUCUUGAUUCAGUGUAUCAAUUAUUCUUUGUUGUUUUAUUCUUUGACUGUGUUUUUUCUCUUUGAAAUAAUCUGAAAUAUAAUGCAACAGAGAGAUAAUGAGAGCUUUGGGCUGACAUAAAAAGAUCAGUCAUUUACUGCUCUGAGUUAUAAGCUUUGAUAAAAUUAACUUUUUUUUGGAGUUCAGCUCCUUAAUGUUUCUCAUUGUAUUUGUCUGUUUCCCAUUUGAGUAAAUAAUCAUUCAUUUAUCAUUCAUGUCUCUUCUAUGAUUGCAAAUGUACAGAUCAAUCUGAACCCAAACAGAAGCUGCAUUUUUUUUCUGAAAUAGGCUCCAUACUUGUGAUAUCAUACCAUAUAUUCAAAUAUGAAGCAGAAAUCAGAUUAAUUUGUUUUUCAAAUACUCUGUCACUUUUAUUUUAAGAUCUUAAAUAAAGCAUCUCUCAAGGAAACUUCCCCAACCGUCAUCUACCUUUCAUUUGCUCAUUACCCCCAAUUUCCAUUGCAUCGGAACCGCACCUCUCUUUUCAUGCCGUCCAGCAAUUCCUACAGGAUGCAUUUGUGAGGCGAAUUUCGUGGCAGGAAUCGCGAGGACUCACAAGAACCCACAAAUUCACAUGCAAUUGCGCAAUGACAUGUUGUCUCUAUAAAGACACCCACAUAACCGUAUAAGCAGUAAAUCCACUCUGUCCAGACCAGUAGAUCAGUCACUUUUGUGGGUGAAGUGACGUCUGAAAGCCUUUGACUUGUUCAUCCCCGCCCACGUUUGCAUGGUGUGAAAUACGAUCUGCCUGAAACACGUUGCGUUUUAUUUUGAAAAGUAGCCAGAUGUUUUAUUUUGUGUCUGUGCCUGACUUCCUUUCCAGCAAAAUAGAACCCUGGCGAUCGGCUACGAAGCCCGCUGAACAGCAGGGGGUGGAAUGAAGCCGGUGGAAUCUGACACAUUAACUUGAAUGGAAAUGAUCAGCGACGAUUGGUAGCGAUUGGCGCCAGUGGCCUUUUCGCCACUGUUCCGCAUGCAAUAGAAAUUUAGGGUUAUUCUGCUGAUGGAAAAAAGAGGAUGACGCAGAUUUGCAAAAAAAAAAUACCCCAGAUGAUUCAAUUGGUACAAAAAAUACUGUCCAGAUUUUCAAGCCAUGGGCUUCUCUGAACUCACUUGAACUGCUUCCCUCGGAGCCGUGAUUGCUCUUGAUGUGCCGUGAAUUCUAUCCUGACACAAGGCUGCAGCCUGCUCACAUUUUGAACCUGGACUCAUUUGAAGUCUCUUCUCUGACAGUCAUCCUUUCAAUUCUUUUAUUUUCUUUGAAGCCAGGAGAUUGUGCCCAGACCUCAGCACCAAGCUCCAUCUGCCAAUCAUCUGGCUGCUUUUUCUUUUAAUUAAAAAUAAAGAGUAAGAAAGAGAUGUUAGAAGAGACAUCUUACUCUGUUUUCAAUCAUCAAGGAAUGGAAGAAAUGAGAAUUUGGUGAUCGGCAUCAACCCUUAAAUAUGCAGAGUUUUUCUUGGUCAGAACAGAUUCUUGUAUGAAGUUACAUGAGGGAAUAUGUGUAUAGUGUUUGUUGACAAUCAUCUCUUCUACAGAGUAGCACUUAAGGACGUAUUUCCUUUGCCCAUCUUUGUCCAACUUCAUAUUUGAGCCCUACACUCCCAGAGCACCAUUCAUUCACUGUUUGGUUUGAAUCACACAGAUCUUGACCUGUUAAGAAUGUUGAGAUGAGAAGGCAGGAAAUGUCUUCAAACAGUGAAAUGACUUCUCAAAGAUACUUAAGGUCAGUUUUCCCAUUUACAAGGGUAAAGUGAAGGAUCUGGUGACACUCACACAAGGCUACGCUUUUCAACAGCACUUUUCCAGCUGUGCCAGAGGAAAUAAGAGGUUAUGAGGAAGGUUAGCCCAUGAUAGCCGGCCAAUGAUAGUACAUUACUUUUUUCUUCACAUUUCUGCGAUGGCUCUUUUUGGCAGAAAAAAAAGGUUAUUUCAACUUGGCUUCCUUUUUGAAGAAGUUGUAGACUGAAGAUUUCACAGCCUUGUAAAGCCUCCGAACUUGAAAGCACUGUAAACUAUAAAUGUCGAUGAUAUGACAAUGCCCUGGAAGGUUAAUUACAGAUUUGUUCAUCCACUGAUGUUCAAGCUUGUGGAGUAGCAAGUAUAUGAGUGAGAAAACUGCUCAUAGUGAGUGUUCUUUAUAUAGAAAUACAUCACUUAAGUUCACUUCAAUAUGGUGUGUAGAUAGGGGAGUAUUUGACAUUAUCUAACAGCGUCAGAUUGAUGAUUGAAACACUUCUCUACUCACCUUUCCUGUAGGUGAAAUGACAGUGGAAGCUCCUGUGAUACAUAAGAAGUAUGAUCCUCAUUUGUAGAGUUUUUGCUUUCAAGAUCAUAUAUCAGAACUCUUUGCUCACAAUAACCACUUUGUCUUCUUUGUCAUCUGCCAACUGGUGAGUUUGUCAUGGUUAUUCAUUAAAAGCCAAAUCACAUGGAAUACUAGUUUGUCCAUUGAUGAAAACAUAGUAGAUCAAAGUUUUUUAGCACAGUUUUUUACCAUGUUGACAGUAACGACAUCAACUGAGAAACAAACAAAUCACUCGAGGAAGUGAUUUGGUUCAGUACGUUCACUUAAAAGAUUUGUUCUUUUGAUGAAUCGUUCAUGAACAACACAACACUAACAUGGAUUUCUCUGAGCACUAUCUCGAUCUUCUGCUUUGUUUGAAUGUCUUGUUCGGGAUGUAUCUCUUUUUUUCUGUGCCAUUACAACUUUCCACAUUGUGAUAAAAUUGAAUUUGCUCAGUUCAACUUUGAGAACAUUUCAAUUUAAAGAACAUCUAUGACCAUUUCUUCAUGGACAUGCAAUCAGAUCGAGACACUAAGGCAGAAAAACUACUGCGUCUGCAGUGCAAAAUGGUUAUUAUGGUGAUUAUUUCUUCAAGGAAAUGAUAAAGUAAUGAUCAUGCAUGUUCUUCCUUGAGCUGCAUCACCCCACUGUAGUCCGUAAUGGACUGGUUGAGGUCUCACUACAGACAAGCGGCUGCUGGAAGAGAGUAGGUGAGUUGUGUUUAGUCUCUUUGCUAAAGAAACCAGGCAAAGCUAAAAAGAUGUUUGGUGGCUAGUACUAUGGCUGGGACCCUAUAUGUACUGUUGAUGAAGUUAGGUGCUGUCUGAGCAUUAUUUGUGGCUGCAGAGUGGCAUUUUGGUUGAGGUUUGUGUGUGGCUCCUGAGACUGCUGUAUAUUGCUAUCAUGAGGUUGUUGCUAAAGUUGGUAUAACUAGAGAAACAAGCGGUUGGCAACAUUCAUCUGUCGAGGGGGGUGUCUAACUCGGUGUCAUGGUGUGUUAAAUUUAAGACGGAAUUACCCUUUAAUUUGGUCGUUAGAGCAUUACACAUGCGCUUUUCCAAGAAAAAUAAAACGUUCUGAUUCUGGUUUUUAUCUAUGAUAUUCUUCCAUUUUUUUACUCUGGCCUUUUUUUUCUUGUGCUGAAAUUGUGUGUGCAGCUUUUUGGCUUGAUGAAACAUCCCUUAUUUACACCACUUUAAUUUUAGUACUUUUGCUACUGCAGCCACAAGGUUAAUGAAGGAGCGACAUUAAAAAUCUUUUUUCACACAACGGUUUGGUGCCAGCAGGAAAUGGUACAGAUUUUUCACACCACGCAGAGCUUUGUGCGAGUCUGCUAUGCCAGAAACUGUAAAAUGACAGUUAAGGAUCAAAAACUACUGUGAGAAACCUGGUGAAGGUUUAUCCACCCAAGUCAUUACCAUGAAUAAAGCAGCAGUGUGUCACUCUUGGAUCCUUGAUCAAGUUAAAAACUUGAACUGCAGCUGUGUUUGGAUCCUGCGAGGGAGGAAGGAUGUCUGAGAAUAGACAGACACAGGCAGAGGAAGGUAAGUAGGAAAAGUGAGAUAAAAGGGUGAGACUAUGAAAAUUAUGGCCAAAUGAAUAGGAGGAGAUGAGCUUUGUCUGUCUUGCUGCUUUUUAUCUGAUCGUGUUCAUCUUGUCCUCGGUUUGCAGCGUUGUCUCGCACCAGCAAUUUGAACCACCCCUGAUAAUGAGAAGAACAGCAUCAAACUCAGCAAUUGAAUUAGCGCUCUCUUUAUCUCGGCAUUAGCCUGUGUGCGCUCAGCCCUAAAAACACUCUGCAGACAACUAUUCCUCUGCUAAUUGACUCAGAGCAGCUCCCUGUUUCAACUCCCACAUUAUUGAACCAGCUCCCCGCCUGCCUCACCUGCCAAUGGCUACUAUCUCAUUUAAUUUUACCCCAAGGUGGUGGAGAUUAUUUUGUCCUGGGUAAAAGAGAUAGGCGUGGGAGAAGGUAUAAAGAAAGCUGUGAUUCUGUGUGAACAGCUUGAAUAUUUAUUCAGUAACUGGAUUUAGCUGCAGGUGUUAAUAAUGAAGGGACACCAGCUCUUAAACAAGCAUAAUGUGAUUUACCCAGUUUCUCCUGCUGUCAGUAAUUCAGUGAUGUUGCUGGGCAUGCGGUGUCUCUGACAUAUCAAUGUCUAUAAGGGGGCAUUAACCUCCAUAUUCAGGCAUGGUUUUCCUGAAGUCCUGUCUUCCUACUGGAAAGUCAACUCUCUUAAACGCAGCUGUUGUUGAUUCUGUUGAAUUAGCUCCAUCUGCUACACCUUGCUUGCAUACCCCACCUCCUUUACGUUCUUUUGGCUGACUGCCCACGUUAGUUAAAAAUGUCCAUCAAAGGUCAUCAUUAUAAUUGUUUCAACAAAGCUCAUACUUGGUAAAUUCAGGAAGUAGACUGGUGCAUUAAAAGAGCAGAGUUUAUUAUUAUCCUCACAGGGGCUUUAAAGCUCCUAUGUGGAUUUUUUUUUAUGGUUUGUGAAACAAACUGAGAUUCAUACUGAUACCUUUUAAUGUUAUUCAACAGCAAACAAGACUUCUGGUAAUGAUUACCAUUUCUGUGCCAUAACCUUUAGUACACAGACUAGUGUGAGGGGGCAGGUGUCAGCCAAGCAGCUGAAAACACAGCCCUGUUUUUCAGUUUCCUCUUGACUGUCAGUGGCAGCAGGAUGAGAGUUUUUGGUCAAAAGUCAAGACUUAAGUGUGUUAAAGACAAAACAAGGAAAGACAACAAUGUCCACAGAAUUGGCAAACUAAGAUUUACUCACAGGGGCUUUAAAUGCAUUUGAAUACACUGGAUGAAUGCACAGGAUGCAAACAGAAAAUGAGGCCCUUGAUAUCUAAGUGCCACAGGGGUUGGAUGAUAUAGAUUUAGAAACUUGGUCAUGUUUCACUGUGCGUUCUGUAGUUCUACUAGUGUGAGAGCUUUCUGUGUUGUCAGAUCUCAAGUAUGAUUUCUUAUGAUAUAACUUAAGAGCAUGUGCCAACUGUCAUUUAUUAGUUUGUUGACGUUAUGUCAGACAGAGACAAAGAACAUUGUGUGUUUUCUUAGUAAUGACAGUAAGUCAUUGUUUUGUCACCUGGGUGCCUUAUAUGAAUUCAAAGGCAUCCAGGAAACGUUGUGCAAGCUGCAUUCAUAGAAGGUCAGGGAUGCAUUUUUUCCCUCAACCUGCCCGACUGCAGUGUGUGUAACUCACAGCACAUAUGGAUUUACUAAGGGACAGUAAAUUCUCUUACAGGGUGGCCCCAUGCAUAGAAGACAGAGGGUUGAAUUGCACCUGAAUGUGGGUUAUAUGACCCACCAUCGGAGUACUGCAGUUUAUCAUGAGGGCUGUGGAUAGCAGGGAUACAUAAACUUCAGUAUAACUCUCAUAUGCUUUUCAGUUCAUGUUCUCAAGCGCUGUCCCUCUUGCUUGUCUUUGUUUUCUUCGUAUUCAGUUAAUGAAUUUGAUGAUGGACAGGUGUUCACUUGUAUACAGUGCAGGGAGGUAAAAUCCCACCACAAGGGGUCACUCAAGAGGCAUUCAGAGAGCCUGUCAAUGACAGAAUGAUCAUGAACAGCUGUACACAAGGCUGCAUGUUUGUCAUCAGAUCUCUCAAAGUUUAAGCUAAUACUCACUUUAAUGGUGACAUGAUGACUAAACACUGUAAAAACAUCUGAAAGGCUUUUUAGCCUGUAUGACAGCUGAAUAAUACCCAAGAGUUCAUUUUAUUGACACCAGGUAGACUAAAGGAGCAAAUAUACUCAAGAGCUACUCAUAUUGACAGUUUGAUGUAAUGCUAAUGAUGAAAAGCAAUUAGUUUGUAAUUCAAACUGAAUGCAAACAGAAGAACCAAAGACAGUUUUAAUACAAGUCAGUUUAAUAAUGAAAACCGAAAAAGAGAGGAAGUCAGUGCUGCACAUCACCCUCAUAGGACUGAAAGUAUUUCAACUACAGGAUUAGGAUUUAACGCCGGAUUGUAAAUACUUUUAUCGUAUAGCCUGUGAGUAUGGAUGGCUAUUGCUAACAUAGUGUUGGAGCUCAGUCUCUCUGCAAGUUUGUGGUAAUUACUGCACAUUGGUUUUGGAAAGAAGAGGGCAGAUGGAGAUCUGUGCUCUCUGAGUUGUUAUUGUUUGUCCACACCAGCAGCCUUUAUCUCUGCCAUCAGAGAGGCAGAGUCCAACAUGAGUCCAGUUAUUACCACCUCAGCAGGCUGGAUCAGAUCAGAGAAGAGCGGGCGAUCACUGAAGAUGUAAUGACUGUGCUCUUGUAAGGACUGCCACAUGGUUUGUCAUGCUGUUAUUCUCCCGUUAAUGCUCACUGUCUUUCCUCCAUCCUUUACAAGUCUGUCACAGCUACAGAACAAAAACAGUCUCUGAUUAUUUCCAUGCAGAGUAAAUUACCCAGCAUCCUUCUCCAUUAGCAGUGUGUCCUUCUCUUCUUAUUUUUAUGCUGCUGGUGUUUGUCUUUAGAUCCGCCUGGUCUUGCCAUCCCUGCUGUCUCUUUUUUUCCAACACAGUUAAAAUGUUCCAACACUGUUUUGCUAGUGGUUUGAACAACAACAAUUUGGCAUGCUUGAAAAAGAGGAAACUGAGAGGCGGUUGUGUAUUUCUUUAUGAUUCAUUUGACAGAAGAUGAUGGGGAGUGUGUCAGUUCAAGGAAGAGGAGGUCAUGGUUCUUCUGCACCUGCAGGGUCUGCUCAGCUGCUUUUUCUUGUUUGCAUAAGUGUAUUUCAGAGAGACCCUGAGUGUUUGAAGAGUUUGUUUUGUGACCUCUCAAAGACCCUCAAAGCACCUCUUCCUGUCACAUAUUUUUGGUAACUUGUUUUUUUUUGUUCCAGAAAGAGAAAAAGUGAGAGUUCAUGUGUGUUUUUCUUGUGAGCAAUUCUGGUGACAGCUCAAUUAUCAUCUGAUUGAAUGUUUUGUUCUCUUUUCUGUUGCUGUUUGUAGGGUGAAGCUGAAGGAUGGUGUGGCGUUCCUCGGAGCCAGAGCCAGUAACCCUGUUGUCUGGACGGUGAGCCAGGAUGUCAGGAGCGAAGGCCACAGGAUCGUCACCCUCCACUGCCGGAGGAAGGAGAACAGUUUCAGUCAAAGGUACAAUUCCUUUUUCUGUAAUGCAUGCAUAAAUGAAAAAUGAGAUGAACAAGCUGCUGAACAAACACAAAACAGCAGCAUACAUUUUCAUUUCCUUGACAUCUGUCAGUAGAGAGUGAUUGCUGAUACAGGAAUUGGCUGAGGAUGUGGCUCAGCAUCUGAACUGUUUGCUUGUUGGCAAAGGACUGCUGAAGUCCAAUACAAACACUUCAUUCAGUCACACUUUUAACUGGCUGACAAGUCCAUUUAUUAUUACAAUGGGCAUGGACCCUCAAGUUCACUUAUAGUCAGCCACAAACUUACACUGUAUUUGUGGGGAUGUCAGCAACUGAGAAUAGUCCCAAAAAGAUGCACAGUUUGCUCACAUUUAUGUCCAAAGUUUAGAGUUAUUUGAUAUAAACAGAGUCCUUGUUGUUUGAUGAAAAAGAUGAACUGUAAGUGAAGAAAUCCAUCCUAAUAUGCAUUCAUAAAUAAGAUAAGAUAAGAAGAAUUUUAUUUAUCCCUGAAGGGAAAUUUAAUAAAGAGCCAUGGAGUACUUACGAUCCACAAAAGCUGGAGCAGAGUUUUCCGUCUCUAAUCUCAAGUGAACCUAAUCGUAUAUGCUCCUAGUGAAGGAGAUUCAGUUUGUUUGUAGAGAUCCAAAUCAUUCAGCUCGGCAAGAACUGACUCUUUCAGCUCCCAAAUAGCUCUUCACACUAUUGUACGGGUACAAGAGCUGGGUUUUAGUGCAGUUUCAUUCAAAAUCGGCAUAAAACUUGUCUGUGUAGCCUUGUAUGCUGCCAUGGUACUGCAUUCAGUGAAGUCAGUGAAUAUGACCAAAUCUAAGAAAUCUGAAUUUGAAAUAUGCCACUAUUUGUCUCGAGUUUUCAUGGACAGUUCAGACUUUCUAGCUUUUGUGGUAUUUCAAAUGAGCCAUGAAAAAAUAGAGAAAAAAAAAUGGAAUAAAAGUGGAACAGUACAGGGUCAGAAAUUGAUCCUGUCAAUUGCUAAAUAAAGGGGGCCUCUUCAUCCCAAAACUGAGAGAUAUUCAUACCAAACUAGUCAUAUCACUUCACAUAACAAUGCUAAAAAACUGAAUAAUAAACCAGCUUCUGCAGCUUCUUUUCCUGCCUCUCUCUUGUCUGUAUAUCAGAGCUCCACAGGGUCAGGUUGAUACUCACAAACAUAUGAACGCCAUAUUGCACUGUUUACUACUCUGGGGGUCUGCUCUCCCACUGAAUCAGAGCUACUGGGGUCAAGACUGAUGACAGGGCUACCAACUAAAGGCUCAUUCGAGUUAUAUUUUCUGUUGCAAUGAGAUUUUAUUUUUUUUAAUUCAUAGAGAGAUGAUGCAACCCAGACUCCAUUACAGAAUGAACAAUUACAUUCAAUAUUGUGUUUUGAGGUAGUUUGCUGAGGGACCAUGUGUUUAAAUGACCUUUAGUUCUGCAUGUAUUUAAGCCUUUGUGCCAAACUGAUGUAUGAAUACAUGUAUUUUUCACCCUUGAAAGGAUAUUCCAGCAUAAAUUUAAGUUCUGGUCAAACACACUGUAACACUUCCCUCGGUGAUCGACUUGUCAGGACUCCCUCACAAACAAGCAGCUGCUGGAGGAGAGUAGGUGAGUUGUGUUUGGUCUCUUUGCUAAAGAAACCAGGCAAAGCUAAAAAGAUGUGGUAUAGACCGCUGUGUAUUGCUAUUGUACGGUCGUUACUAAAGUUGGUAUCACUAGAGAAGCAAGCGGUCGGUGACAUUCAUCUCUCGAGCGGGCGUUUAACUUGGUGUUACGGUGUGUUUGCCCAUAACUUAAAUUUACGCCGGAAUAUCUCUUUAAUGCCUGGACUACACUUCCUAUAUGAUCCAUAUUGUACUCCACAACCAACCAGUGUUUUUGUGUUGCAUUUCUAGGCUCAACAAAAGACUUCCUUUAAGUACUGGAAUGAUAAUGAGGCACCUGCAGGAAUCUUGGGGUUUUUGGGUGUCUGCAGCUCAAACAAUGAACAAUAUAACCACAGCAAAUCAGAUAAUCAUUAAGCACUGUUUAUAUUUGGCUUAUUUUGAUUAAGAUACUGAACUUUGAUUCAGCCAACUUUUUUUACGCAGUUAAACGUAGACUAGUCAGAAGUCACAGAUUACAGUAGUCCAAAUUAUGGGAUUUGCAUAAAAACCUGUGGAAAAAAAAGUGUACAAAUAAAACUUUUCAUUAAAUUCAUCAGAAUUGUCUCAUGUGGAGCAGUUUUACCGUCAACAAAAAUUAAGUGCAAAUAUUUCUACAUUAGCCAAAUCCGGGAUGAGUUAAUGGAUAAUGCUGAGAUAGGAAGCCAAAGAUGUUGAAGUGGCAUGUGCUGAAAGACAUUGAAUUUGUCCUAAAGUCAAUUGGAGCUCACUUUGCUGACCAUUAAAACAGCAUCACUGCCAGAGGCUGUUAAAAUGACAGUGGGAGCAGCAAGUGUCCUCUCUGGCUCGAGGUAGAAAGUGUGAUUCUACAGCCGAUAGUGUUAACUCCGAGUGACAGGGUGACUCAGUCAGGCUUGGUAUCUAAACUCCCAAAAGCUAAUCAGAAGAGUCAAUAGACUCUUGUGUGUCAGCUCCAGCACCCUUCUCUCACAGCCAUAUAUCCUCUGUUCUGAUCUUUUGAGCUCUGCAAAGGCUGAGGCAGGUGAUAUGUGAAAAUGGAUAAAAAUGUCAGGGCUGGUACAGAACAGGAAAGAAGGUGAAACAAAGUCUAGAGGAAGUCAAAACAGAGGAGAUGUCCAAGUGUAAUUGAAAUAAGAUAUUCCUUUAAUAGUCCUACAGGGGGGAAUUCUAAUAUACAGCAGCAUACAUACAGAUACAAAAAUAGAAAUUAAAGGAUAAGAAAACUUAGAAUUAAAAAAAACGGAACUAAUUGACUUUAGUCCAGAAACUGCAUGCUGCAAAAGCCUAUAUAUUCUGACGUAAUAAACAGUACUUGUCCCUGGUGCUUUAAAAAAAUGGGAGAACAGAAAGCUAAGCAGCUAAAACUAAUUUAUACUUUUGUUGGAUUAAGGUUAGACUACUUAAGUUGAAGCAAGGCAAUAAUAACCCAAACCUUUGAUCACCACAACAAAUCCAGUUUGCCUUUGAGAUAAGUGGACUCUGUGCACAUAAAGAUAGACAAAGUGACAACCAGAAAACAUUACCCGUCACAGCUAUUGUCAAAACAGAAGCACAGCAGUCUUUUAAAACACUUUUUCAGGGACGGACCUGACAUAAAACAAAUCUCUUCAGUACUUUUGAGUCGAUUGUUUCACUCUUAUGAAAAAGACAAAAAGAAAUACCAGUCGACUAAUUUAUUGCUGGACACAAAUAUUGAUUUAGACAUUUUGUCUAUUGAACCAAGCGCUGUCUUAACAUCUGUUUAAAUCAGAUUUGAACAAUGCUGUAAGUUCCAUAAAAAUGAUGAUUUAUGCCAACCUGCUGUUCCCUUAUAUAAAGAAAAUGGGAAAAGCUCAUUCAGACAUGACCAACGCAAUAGUAAUAUUAAACCAACAGAGCAAUGCAAACUGUCUUUUAAUUUUACUGAUGGAGUCACGUUAACACAUAUGGUGUUGGACACGAGGGAACAAAACCCACCAAGUAAACAAACUGAGGCUGUUCCCCUCCAAACUUUCUAAGCAGGAAAAAAAAAAGUGUCAUCACAUUCAUCUUGAGGGCUGCUGCUGAGACGCCUCCUGCUGUGAAUGGAAAAAGUGUGGGAGAGACUCACAACACCUACACAUGAUGCAAUUCUGUGAACACAAGUUAUUAGUGCAGCUUUCGAAAAACAACACUAUAGUACAAGUGAGUGUUGAAGUGCAUUUUUGUCACAUUUGCACUAAUUGGGGCUGUGUUGAAAAGGUGUUUUAGGGUCAUGAUUUGGAAAAAAAAAUAUGCAUGUCUUUUUGAACAGUCUUAAAUUCUGCUGAUAUUUUUAUGAGAAAAGUCUUCUCAGGCUUUGAAAGGUUUCUACAGGUCUUAUUUAUGCUGUUUUAUACCCAGCUUUAAGCAUCAGUAAAACUGGAUGAGUUUGACCUAGCUGUGUGCUGAGGGAGCUGACAUGAACCACUGUGCAUCCUUCUGUGACAUAAAGGAGGUAAACAUCGGUCAAGGGAUUGUAUAAGUGGUUAUGCUCUUCAUUUAGCAAUAAAUUAGCAUUCCUUCUUAUGAAUAAAUGGAUGACUCUUAAAAAGCCCUGUCGUUUCCGUAGCAGGGCUUCAUUCAACAACAUCAAUAUCAGAAUAAUUGUCCAAGACUUGAGAUGAGCUCUAACUUAGUCCCCUGAACAAGAAAGCUGCCCAACAAUUUCAAGGUACCGUAUUUUCGGGCGACAAGGCGCACAGUGAAUUAACGUGUCUACGUUCACACAUAAGGCGCAUCGGAUCGUAAGGCACAUUGAGCAUUGAUUGGUUUAUUGUUGCUAGCGCGUAUUCCAGGCCUGGGCUCCCUUACAUGAAUGCACUUCUAGUUUAGACAUUACAGUCAGGCAGCCUUGUAGACUGCUCAGGGGUCCUGUUACGGGACCGUAGUGACACAGCGUACCGUAAUGCUCUGAAUAUCCAUUGAGUGGAGCGGCUUCAUAGCUUACCAAAGUUGUACUUACACAUUUUGACAGAUUUUUGAGCGCAUUGUAACACAUACAAUCAUUUAGUAAGCACAACAAGUAUCAUACAUAAAGUGUGCUGGAUUAUGAGGCGCACUGUCAAUUUUUGAGAAAAUUUAAGGAUUUUAAGUGCACCUUAUAGUCCGAAAAACACGGUAUCCUCAAAUUGUACCUAAAAUACUGCCAUUAGGAAAAAAAGAUUUUAAAAAAAGAAUUGUAUCUUUCAUGUUUUAAUGUGUUAUUUUUAGCAGUAGUGCCAUUCUGCAGUAGCUGAUUUGUGUAAUUGUCAAAUUACUCCAUUAGCUCCAGUUCAGGCAUUAAUAGAUAAAAGAUAGUUUAAUUAAAUCAAGAGUCGUUUGCUAAGUGCUGAUGUCUGAAUAGUGAGCCCAUGCAAAAGUACUUGGUUUGGUUUAGUGAAUAUGCAUCCAUAAGUCAGUUUUACUCCAUGCUAGGGAGUCGUUAAGAGCCGCAGUCAUUGACAGAACAAUGGUGAGUGAAGAUUGAAUGAGAAAGGAGCUCAAUAUUCAGUCGUUUUCAGUUCAAGGAGGGAGGUCAGAGGGUCUUGUGCUGUUCUAUCUGGGUGCACUGAGCUGAACUCCAACAGCCAGUGAACACAUACAAUCAAUUGUUGGACUGUGCAAGACCAGUGGGACUGCAUUUACAGCCGGAGUUAAAUCAAAGGUCCCUUCAUCACAAUCUGAUUUCAAUGGAAGAGCUCUCCAUGCAUCAGCAAGAUGUAGGGAUGUUAAUUACCUGCCUGCUGAGUGUGUGUGUGGAUGUGUGUGUAUGUGUGUGAGUGCACAUCUGCACCUUUUUAUGUGGAUUUGAUUAAGUGGGAAAUAAGAGAACAGACUAGCAUUAGUUUGGACCUGCAGAACGUGGCAGUUUGAUUAGUUCAGUGUUGUAAUCUCUUUGAUUAAAAGCAGUUCAAACAGUGCACUGCUGCACACAAAUGGAGAGAUUUAUACCGUCUGUAUGUGUGUGUGUGUGUGUGUGUGUGUGUGUGUGUGUGGUCAGGUGGUAAAUGAGGCAGAGUAAAAAGGUUUCGCUGUGCGUGCACGUUUAUUUUUCUCUCUGUCACUGAGACUGUGGAUGUUGUUGUCAUAAUAAGAUGUUCCUGUUAGAAAAUGAGGAGAUGUAGUGAUUAUCCUCCCAUGUGGUUUAAUAUGAAUGUUUGUCAAGUGCUGUUUGCUCCAAUCUACUUAUCAUAGUCACAUGAAAACAAUAUAAUUAAUUGUUUGGAUAUAAUCCCAUUAAAUUGUCGUUCAGACGUUUUAAUAUCUUGUUUUUACCCUGUAGGCCAGUAAUGAUAUUUGAAGUGCUCUCUCCUCACUGUCAUCCUUAAAUCAAAGUGGAGUCUAGCAGUUUGGGGUAAUGAUGUGAUCUUAAGAUGGAUCCACAGUAUUGAUCAUGUGUAAUUUAAUUUGACAGAUAUGUAGGGCAAGGCCUUCUUGGCGUAAUUAUACAGGCCCCACAGGACUCAGUCCCCUUGAGACCAACUGAGUACUUUCAGAAAGGUUUUUUUUUCUUCUUCUAUCCUGCUGUCUCUAUCGAAAGUUAAAGAACAUGAUGCUGUUUUUCAGCUUUGUUGAUUUAGUCUCAUGGACAUCAUUCUGCUCACAUAUUCUGUCUUCACCUCUACCUUGCCCUCUUGAACUAGAGUUAUUAAUUAGACAUUUAUGGUGAAUGAAACAAUAUCCUUACUAGGGAUGGCUGUUUCUAAUUUUUAUUGAUACUGAUACCAUUAUUGAGACUUGUAUUUCAAAAUAAAAGCAUGUGAAAGUCUUUUAAUAUAUAUAUAUAUAUAUAUAUAUAUAUAUAUAUAUAUAUAUAUAUAUAUAUAUAUAUAUAUAUAUAUAUUAAUUUAAUAAUGCAAUGUCUCCUUUUAAGGAGUUUUAUUUACUCAGUUAAUGAUGUGGAUGAAUCAUAAACUUGAACACUAUUAAAAAUGGAUGAUAACAUAACAGUUAACUCUGUUGAUCAAUAAAAUUUAUGGACUUUAGGUAUUUUGUUGCUCUGUCCUCGUCUUGUCUUUUUUCCGUUGAACUUAUUGCUAUGUUUUAGAGUUUAAGUUUUUCAUAAAUACUAAGGUAAUAUUGUUAUUGUUAUAUAUUUGUACCACAAUUAUCCUGAGGGGAAAAUCUGAUAUCCUGACAGCCUUACUCUAUCUGAUUCACAUGCAGAGAAACUCUCCUCACAGAGGUUUUCAAAUAUUACAGCCAAGUCUUCUCUCCUCCUGUGAAAGCCCUGUAGCUCCUCCAUCAGAUGGUAAUCAGUCGCCAAAGCCUGCUCUGGUGGAAGGUUGCCCACAGUCGAGUUGGAGAUUGGCCAUGGAGCCUGCUGGUGUUGAUAAGACAGGUCUGUGGGCCUUUGGACCCUGACUCUAGACCUUUCACUUUAUCUUCUAAUAAAUCCUCCUCUGAAUCUUUGGCCCUGACUCUUUGAAGAUCUCUUGAAGUUGUUGUGCUUCGUGCUGGAGAUACUGCACAGACUUGUUGUUGGAUCUACAAUACUCAGGAUUUUGCCAAUAACUUUCACUUACUUUUUGGAGCUGCAGGCUUUGGUUGUUUGGUUAGUUGAUCAUAUUGUAUUGAUGUGUUAUUUGACUUUUUUUCUCUUAAAUGGUAUUGUAUGCAUUGUAAAUCUAUUUCUAUGUAGGGGAGCAGCACGAGCAAAUAAAGCAAGCACCUCAGGGAUUUGUUUGCCAAACACCAGGUAGAGUAAAAUGUCAGUGAUGUCAAAAUACGAACCUGCAAACGAGGGUUUCUGUUUACUCAACAAAUUAAUAGAAACCUGUGUAGCAAUUUGAAUUUAUAAUUAGAUACAACUUUAUAUAUCCUCUGGGAAGGUUCCCUCAAGCAAAUUAAAAUUAAUUAUUAUUAUUGUUCUAUAUACUUGUAUUCAGAUUAUUCAAUGAAAUUAUAACCAUUUCUUAACUCUUUCUGCUACUUAGAGUAAGGUUAUGAUUCAUAUUCAAUCACUUUAACUCUUACAGGUCUAUGAAACUGUCUGGAAGGCUGUUGAUCUAAAAAUCUAAAGACUGAAGGGUUUAUUCUAUCAGAGUGAUAUCUUGGCCUGUAGACUACGUAGAAAAACAGUACACAUCUCAUUUUGACACAAAUUUCAUAAGAAGACUGAUUUGUAUAUCGUUGAAAGCUUCAGACAUCAAUGUCAGUCAUUUAAAUUCUCUCACCAGAUGAAUGCAGUUUUUAUCAGUAUAUGGUUGAGUUGGAUUUUAAGGCUAGGGCUUCAACUAACAACUAUUUUAAUAGUCAACUAGUCACCGACUUUUGAGAUGAUUAGUCUCGACUUACCGGAUAAUUACGCGCCUUCUCCUCAAAUGUUUGUGCAUCACUGAUGCUGCCAUGAUACGCAAGGUCUGCUUUGCAAACCUUGGAAGUUUUUUUUUUCCGCCUUAUUUAGGCUAAAGUGUUCCCAAACUUUGGAGGUUUUUAAGGGCGUACUCAUAGCUGCUGUAUGGGUUGCCAGUUCUGCCAUGUUUGAAGACUCUACUGCUGGGCAGAGAUGCUAUUAGGCAUGUUUGACUCUAGGCAGUGAUUGAAAUUGAAAUCAAUUGAAAUCAUUGUCGACUUUUUUCAUUAUCAAUUUUUGUCGACUAUGUUAACUAAACCUAUUUAUGACAGAGGUCUGGAGGUCGGCAUUCUGCUCCCCAAACCUUUCCUUGGAUUUUGUGUGUUCACACACUUCAAGACAGUAAAUCUCAAAUGGGAGACCUGCGUUGGGGCAUGAAUGAAUAUUUAGAUGGUCAGUGAUGGAGUUAGUUUGAAAGGUAAUAAAAACUCUGUAUCUGUUCUUCGAAUUGGCAAAUUGAGAAGAGGCAGUGGUUUGGGUUUACCUCCGGUUUAGUCAGUUGUGUAACCAGAAAAUCCAAACAAGUCUGGAGAGAUUUGAAUGACCCUGUGUUCUGGGGCAAGGAACCUUUUCAGCGAGAAAUGAGGGAGUUUCACACAAAGGGUUGUCUUGAUGCUACACCAGAGAGCAGAGGCAAAGGUUUAGUCUAGUGAGGGGUCAUGAUGGGGGAGCAUUUUUAAUAACCAUCCUCAUACACUGAUCAAAAACACCGGACUAGAGAGCAAUGGGUGUCUGUUCAGGUUUUUGUGGGAGUGUGGGCAUUGAUGCAGAUAAUUUGUUUUGUAUAAAAGAUUCAGAGAGAGAUUUACAGCCAGAGAUCAUGAAGGUGCCACUGGAAACCUUGAUGUACUGAAUACAUGAAUAGAUGCAUGUAAAAUGCUGAAAAUAUAAACGAGACUAAGUCUACUUUGAGGAUAUGAUACAGAGAUGUAUGAGUCAGACUAGAUUUGAGAUUUGUAGUCAAUGAGGGGUAAAGGUAGCCCAAACUGUCUGGAACUGAGAGGUCAAAACUCUAGGUGGGUGCAGGUCCUAAAUCAUUUUCUGGUCCAGCAUCUCCUGGUGUUUUCUGUGCUGAGAAGAUAGAGAGGAGCAGAAUGAAGGGGUUUUAAAGGUGAAGGGUCUUGAGAACCUGGUCAAAGAGGGGAGAAGGGUUUAGGUAGAUAUACAUACACAUAAGUAAUGGCAUUAAGUAGACACAGGAGGAAGCAUUUAUGAGGAAGUCAUCGAUGGUAAGACUCAUUAGUAUUCAGUGUAUUAGCCUUUGGAAAUUCCCUUUGGCCCCUUAGAGAGCGGUUAGCCCAGUUCCUAUUCCUGUCUCUCCACUUGCUAUCGACAAGUGAUGAUAAAUAAAUCAACUAGCUGAAGGUACUUUUGAAACAACAACAAAAAGAAAACAAUAAGGAUAUAACACAAUUUUAUAGCUGUAAGAAAGAACACAGACCUUCAGUUUGGGUCAAUUUUAGCAUAUCCUGUAGACAAGCAACCUUUUCUUACAUGAUUAAGUAGUGCCUUAAAAAUAAAAAAAUGAAAAAUCUCAUCCUGCUGACUUUUAACAGUCAAAUGUAUCAUUCAGUUGGAAUCUUUUGUGCUGAUAUUGUAAAGACCUUUGCACCCGUUUCAGGCAUUAAAAACUUCAAUAGAACAUAGGUCGGUCUUGACAUUAUAGAGGUCUUGUUUGCUUCCAUGAUAAUAAAAGAGCAUCAAUAUGAAUUUCUGUCUAUUUUAAAGUUAUCAAAAAACACCUAACAAAAGCCUGAAAGAAAGUAUGAAGCAUAGUUUCAGUGAGAAAUGCUGAAGACAGUAAAACAGAGCAGAGAUACAAAAACCUGACAAUAGCAAUGUCACAUCACAGACACUGCCCCGACUUAAAGGAGAAAUAAAGGCUGUCAGACAAACAAACAGGUAAAUAGAAAAGCUCAUACUGUGUCAAUGACGGAGCACUAAAUUUCCUUUUUUUUGAGUGUGAACAUGCCACAGUGGACACAAAAUGUUUUAGGGUAAUCGUCUCAAUUCUCAGAAACAGAGACCUCUCUCCACACUUUGCUGUAAUAUGGUAUUACAGGAUUUAUGAUGUGUUUUCAAAGAAAAUGAUCAUGAAAAUGGUUUCAUACUUCAAUCUUCUUGUUCAUUAAAUUGACAAUAGUUUCCAGUUUAGCUGUGAGUGAGAUCUUUCUAGGAUAGGGAGGCAGAGAAUAUUCUUCUUAAAGUCAAAUUUUGCUGCAAUUAACGCAUUUCAAAAAAUAACCAGGCAGCAAACAAUGAAAAUAAAAUUUGGACACUAAAUUUAAUUGUUGUCUCAGAAAGUUACCUUGUAGGUAAAAGAACAGCCACAGCUUGACAUCUGGGCUAUGAUAUCACUCAAGACCAGUGAACUCAAGAGCUCCUGAGAGUGCUACUCCCUACAGCCACUUCAUUUACAUCAAAGCCAGAGAGCUUAUUACAUUAGCAUUAGGCUAGCAGUGAUUUAUUAUCACUCAUCAUUGUGUUGUCAUUUUGCCAAUCAUGUUAAUAUAUACCCCACACACUGUGUGCUUUAAUGUAGAGGAGCUUUGAUUAUGGUUGUGAAUACUGAAGACAUGCACACGCAGCCAUGUUGUUAGAUAUGCAACUUGUACAUAUUAGAUUUUUAAAGGAAUAAUUUGUGUUUUUUCAACUUCAUUUUUUUUUUCAAGGGAGUGCACAGAAAAUUGAAUUUAGUGUAUUUAAUAAUCUUAACUAUGCAGUGUGCAUAGGUGGUGCAAGGGCAGAAGGAAUGGGGAAGCUCUGGGACAAAAAACAAAAAACAAGAAAAGAAAGUCUUUACCCAUAGGCAGAUACAUAUAAUAUUUAUGUUCAGCAGCAGAAUGAUUCCUUUCAUUCUCUACUGUUUUUUUCUUUCUUUUGUUUGCUGUUUUAAUUAAUUUUUUAAUUAAUGAAUGUUCUUACCUUAAUGAAGGAGAAUCCUCCGCGGGGCCUUUAUAUCAUAUUUCUCAACUAUUUCCUCAGGUUUAAUCCUCUUAGUUAUGUCAGUCUCAAUGUACAUAUGCUGCAGAGAUGACAGUCAAUGCUGUGCCAUAGUUGUCGUCAUCCAGUUGCAUACCUGCCGCAUGGCUGAGAUUGUGCGCUCACACUUUGCGGUCCCGACUGGAGGCAACAGUGCCAAUUUCAGCACUUUGGUGAAGUUUGGGUAAAAUGCAGUCAAGGCAGUGGCUUCAAAUUUUCCAGAGUUGCACCACCCGAACUCCUUUUCACCAUGACUAAAAUGUAUUAAUGUAUUUCCCACCUCUUUCUAAAAUAAUGUUAAAAAAACAUUAUUUUAUUAUUUUAUUGUGAUUAUUUCAUCUUAUUUUCUGUGCUAAGCUUCUCCUAGCCAAUAAUAGUGCCGCCUUUCGCUGUUUGUCACGUAGUGGAGGCUUGCACAGCUGUGGAUAUGAUAGACGGAGAAGCUAUUGUUAUUGCUCCUUCUUCCAUCACACUUAUGUCACACUCACUAUAGUGGCUCUUUCUUUUAUUUCGAGGUGGAUAUAAAAAAGUUACCACAGUUUAGAAGAAAAAAAUGUCACUUUCAUGUGAACAAGCUUUGUAAAGUGGAGCUUUUUACUCCUCUUCUUCACUGUCUGGCUGUCCAUGCUCAAACGAGACACUGCAAGCAGCAACAGCUGAAAGGGACCUCAGUCUUUUAAUGAAAGAUGUAGCAGCUCACGUGCACUGAAGAUGCCGUUUGCUUUACUCCACCUCCACCUGAUACACUAUUCAGAGGCAAUAUUUUUGAUGCAACAUGUCACGAUAAAGAUCAGACAUGAUUAAUGCCAAUGACCCCAGGAUCUGCAUCUCAUUGAUUCUAACACUCAGUCAUGGUUGUUGCCACAUGUCAGCUUCUAUUUCUGUAUCUCUUGCAGACUCCUCCAUCAUUUUUCAUCAACAUUUUACCAUCGCAGAAUGGAGAGUGGAAUAAAUUAAGAAAAAAUAACAAAACUUUGCAGUUAUUGAAUUUUCCACUGACCGCCUGAACCUUAAAAAUAAGAAAGAGAUGACCCCCAGCAACUGUGUUUCUUGUCAAUCUUCAUUCUUCUUGUGUUAUUUAGUUUUACCUGUUAGAGGAAAUUGAAGGGGGUUUAAUCUUCUUGGCCUUGCCUUUAAAAUAGCCAGGUAUCUUCAAUAUAUUCCAAACACCCUGAUCCAUUACAACGUGAAUCUUUGCAAGGAGCUAAAAAUAUCAGAAAUAUAAUUUGAGCAUGAGUAAAUAUAAUCUAGAUGAAUAUGCUGUUUUCCCUUCUUUAUAUUACAUAUGUCAAAAAAUGAGCUAUUAUAGUAUCUAUGAGAGCAGAGGAGGGUGAAAAGUGAAACGAGAAUUGCAAAUUCCACCGCGCUGCCGCACACUGAUGGUUAGAUUGACCCAGUCUGAGAAAAAAGAGACCGUGGGAGAGGGAGAUAAGGACAGAGGAGUUGUAAGUCUGGAGCAAAAAGUGAGAAAAAAAAGAAAUAAAUAUGAAAGAAAAAAAAUAAGAUGGUAAGUGUGAUCAAACAGAUACCUCACAGGCUGCAGAACACAAAGUCUGAAUUGUGAGGCAAGACAUGAGAGGGAAAUAACAACAGGGACAGCUUAAUCUGCCAUGUUUGUGUAUGUGUGUGAAUUACAAGGACAGAAGAAGAAGAAGAGUCAAUUCAGGUGGAGAGUUUUCACUCUGAAGGAGGAUCAGUCACACUGAGUUGAUCUUAUUGUUCAGGUUAAGAGGAUGAGCAGCAGAGUCCUCUGGAGAGCUUUACUAACACCCUGACAGCUCACACAGAUCAAUAAGGGGACAGAUAAUUGUGUUGAUACAAAGACUCUUAACAUGUCCAUUACCAAAAGUGGGUCAUUGUGAGCAGCUAAAUGAUUAAAGGUCCAAAAGGGAUCAUGGUGGGAAAUGUCGUUGGAUUUAAUUGAUCUCUGCAGUUUCCACAUGUGUUUUCUUGUGGUUUUAGUGCUGAUCUUCUCAGUGAAUUUAUUUAUUUUAUUAAAGAAAGUCAAAUUUAAUCUGUCCUGCAAUCUCUUCCCUUAGAAAAUGAUGGAGAAGUUCAAAAUUAGACCCACUGCGCAGACAGAUAAGAUGUUUUAAAAACUUAGGGGAAAACUGUCUUCUUUUUCACGUUGCAGGUCUACUGUAAGAGUCAUAUGUGCUGACAGGGACAGGCCUGACACUGUGGGGUUGAUAGAUCCUUGGGGAAAUCUCCAACAUGAAUGUGUAAUUUUACGUUUCAUCUGCCUCUUGACAUGGUGUCAUUUAUGAUCUCUUUCAUCAUCGUUCUGUCAUGUUUAUGGCCCCGUAAAAACAUCCAUUACGAGUAUCACUGGAGGAAUCGUCACCACUUCACUUCAGGCUGCAUUUAAGAGCGCUGUACACCAGUAGCUAAGACGUGACUCACUGAGGGGUCUUUGGAGAAGAUUUUUGGUGUUUAGAUUUUUGUGAUGACACAUCUUAUCGACACAGUAUUUUGAGCUACUUUUGAAAAAUGGGUAUGCUUUUUAGUGCUUUUACAACUCCUUCACAUCAGCAGGGCCUCCUUGGCCGGUAAACUAUCCCAAAACCAUCGAGCCUGGUUGAGUUCAGCUCUGUUGCUUAAUGUGCGUCAGGGUGCAGCUCUGCCUGCUUUGAUGAAAUUUAGUUUAAUCAGAUACUAGAUAGAGACAGAUACUAGACUCCAUAGUGAAACUCAUUAGAGAGGAGCUAGAACUCCCUUGGGUAGUACGCAUAGACUGUAUAUACUAUGGACAACUUGGCUCUACCUUCGAUCAGUAUACGAAUUUGAAGCCAAGUUGCCCCUAAUAACUCUUAAAAAUGGAGCUACACAGAAAAAAAAAAAUACUUGAGCACAAACCAGUCUGACAGUAACUACAGAAAAAUUAUAUUCUGUGUAAUUAAUUUCUGAAGUUUGUCCACAGCUCCAUAGGGAUUGCUGAAGGAGGCGGGAUUUAUGACCUAUACUGCAGCCCGUCACCAGAGGGUGCUGUUUUCACGGUGGCUUUACCCAGCGAGGAGGCAGACAGUGUCCAUUCUAUAUACAGUCUAUGGUAGUGUGUCAUACACAAUACACACUUUGCUGAAUAACACACCCAGACACACACAAUAUAGUCACUUCUGCAUCAGAACCAUAUUUAUUAAUAUUAUUCUAGUUACCCUCAUCUGCAGAAGGCUGAACAAUCCCACUAACUGAGAGAUAUCUUCACCUUUGUAUUUACAAUUUCCCCUUUUAUUAAAAUAUCUAUUUUCUUUCAAGAUUCCCAAACAAAUUGGAAACAAAAAUGUCACUUUGGAGAGUCAAGAGCAGCUCCGCUGGACAGAAAGUGGACUGUAAAUAUCAAAAACAGCUGUAAAAGCAAUUUACCCAAAUCAAUACAUGAGCCCAAUAUGUAAGAAAGAGCAGUGACUCAAGGUCAACUAACAACAGUGAGACACCACUUCAGAAGCGAGCUUAUUCACUCUGGCACAGCAAGGAAGAUGAACGCUCCUGUGUCUGGACACAUGGGGCCAGUAUUAAAAGUCGAGUAUUUUGCUUAGUUAAGCACAAAGACUCGAAGGUUAUUUGGAGACAAAAAAGAAAUAUAAGAAAAGAAAAAAAGCCUUUGCAACUACUUUGUGGCUGAUGAGAAAAAUUCUCUCCAAGUUCGUUUUUAUUGACUCCUUUUCUCUUUUAUUUUUGCGUCACUGUUCACUUGAUUUGUGAGCGAUAACCUUCAUGUUACCUGCCAUGAAAAGGUGAAGAAUAAAACUUUGAAGUGGAAGGCAAAUUAGCCACAAAAAUCUAACCACAGAGAAAAAAAAGCAGUCAUGGCCAACUUUUUGUAGCUCAUUCGUCUUUCUCACAAUAAUUGACAUCAAGAGCAGGAAUUUUUAUAGUCAAUCUUGUUCUCACCUUGCUAAUAUAAUGGGCAAAAAUAUUUUUAAUUUACCUGAAUGGAGCUUUUUGAGGUGUUAAUCUUAAAGCAUUGAAACACAAACUUUACAGGGACACACAGACUGUCUCUCUCUUUCCUUGUUGUGUAUGAAAAGAAGUCCCUCAGGUCUCCAAAAAGAGACAUCAGACUUUUCUGUCUCAGCUUUUAUCAGAGUCAGAUAUCCACUGAGAUGUUCAGAGAGAACAGAAGAAAACAUAGCAGCAUGUUUAACAGAGCUUCAGUGUUCCUCAGCGACGCUUUCAUCCUGUUUUCAAGAAAAGGGUUUAUUCUCGUCUUUUGUUAUGUUGUUGUUUUGCUGUUUCUUUCGACUCAAAGCAGUUUUGUUAUGGCAAGUUUCGUGUUUCAGACAUAUCUUAUAGGAUUAAAAGAGUGCAUAUGUUUUCCUUUGGGUGGAUCCUUUCAUCUUACCUUGUGCACUCACACACAAUGACAAGACUGACAAUGGGAAAGCUCAAAAGCCUUUUAAAACGACAUGACCGAUUUCACCCUGAUUUCACCACAAACUGGAGCGCUGUCACUUUUUUUUUUUUUGUGGAGCUGUGUAAUCCCAGGAAACAUUUUUCUCUUAAUUUAUCCCUUUAACCUCGUUGAGUUGACUUCCUCUCUCUUGCUCUCAUCCUCAAAUCAGAGCAGAGGCAGUCAUAGUCUGUGAUGAGUGAGCUGCAUCGUAUGUAAAUCCCACAGAGAAAAGGGCACACGCUGCAAGUAUGUUUCUAAUGAGAGAGGCUGGAAGUAAACUGACCUCUCCGCCAGAUGGGCCGCAGACAUUCAUCAUAGUGAAUUCAUGCUGAGUGACAGGGUGAGGAGGUGGGAGGGAGAACUGCCUGAUAUCAGAGCAACUAUGGCUGGGCAAUAUGGGGAAAAGUUUAUCACGAUAUAUUUCAUAUCAGUCUAUUUUUGAUAUAUAUAUAUAUCAGGAUAUUAAAAAAAAUCACUUGUCAAUCUUUAAUGUUCUCUGUCACUCUUAAAUGAAAUACAGUACUUAUUGGUAGCAUGUCUUUUUGUAUACAAAUUCGAGUUUAAAAAUAAAAGGAAAAUGAACAAAUGUGACAGUAUGGUAAUUUUAAAGCCAACUCUAGUUAUUGGUAUAAUCUACCAAAACAUGGCAGGAUGCCGACUAUCGAAAAGCAUAUCGAUCAUGUUUCAUAUCGACAUCGAGGGAAAUUAAUUUUUGAUAUAUAGUUAUCGUUUCAUCGCCCAGCCCUAACAUAACACUGCUGGUGAUUCAGAGAAUAAAGAUAAAGAGAUGAAGAGAGAAAAGACAAAAAAGACAAGAGAGAUAAAAAUAAAGGGAAUGAGUGGAGCAGAGUUGUAUUGUAGUGUUCAGCACUUAAGUUCUAAUUGUUUUCAGCUUCACUGUAAAACACAACAGAUCUCUAUGCUGAAGGUAAUUGAUUUAGCUGUAACUGUUUGUAAUUGAGCUUCCAUCUAACUGUUUUUGUUCACUGUGAUAUUCAGCCUCUAAAUUCUUCUCUCUCAUACUUUUCAACCAGAGAAGAUCCUUAAAUCUGAGCUUUGAAGUGAGGCUGGCCUCUGAAGUGAGAACACAUGAAGAUAGGGAGCUCUUAAUACAGACUGAGCCAAAAUAUGCUCAGGGAGAAACUUGGAUCUUUCCUCUAUAAACACACUCUCCUCAUGCUCACUUUAAACCCUCCACAGCGUUUGUGCAACUUCUCAAAAAGUACACAGCUGAGGAUAAAAAUAAAAGGACAAACAGGGUUCAAAAGAACUGGCACAACCAUACAGCUUUUGAUAUCUUUUAAAUUUGCUCUCACCUUGAACAGUGAAGCACCGCUUGUGGUCCACCUCCAGAUCCCUGAGCUUGAAUUGUAUUUUUGCAAAACAGUGUGUGACGGCGUCAGACAGCGGAUGGUGGCUGGAAAAUGUGUUGUAUUUACUUCUGACUGUGACCUGGAACACCUGAGGGAGAGACAGCAGCCUGAUAAACCUCAGCUCUGCAGUAAAUCAAAUCAGAUUGGAGGAUUUUAUUUUGCACUCUUUGUUUUUUGGUUUGUGUGUAUCCUCAUCAGCUGAGAAAAAUGUAAUCACUCUGCCCUCGCCGUCUGUGCAAGAGAAGCUGCAAGAGGGAAAAUGACUUUUUCAGUGGUUCAGUGUGGAUGUGGGAAUGACUUCAGUGUUUCUGUGAUUAGUUUGAUAUCUGAUUGUGAGCUGAAGGAUUUUGGCGCUUAAUCAUCUGCAUGGCAAACAGCAAAAUUAACGUUAUCUGCUAAUAAAGUAUUUGUUUUCCUUUUUCUACAGAUGACUCAAAUGUACAAAGCUGUGGUUUUCAGACAUUUUCUUCUAAUUCCAGAAUAUUAUAUAUAUGAAGAAACAAAUUCACCUCUGUCUACUGUCUUUUGAACUUUCCUUUUUCUGUUUUAUGUCCCAUUUUUAUCUUAUCUGUUUUCUGGCUCUUCCAACACCAUACUCCAUCCUCCAUUGCUUCUUAUCUCCCUCUUUUCUUCUGACUCAUGUCUCCCUCUCUCUCUCCUUGCAGGGUGGAGGCAGCAGGAUACCAGCGGGUGCUGCAGGUGGACCUUGAGGUGAACGGGUUGAUGAUGAAUCAGGGGGGACGGGAGGUGACGUGGCAGGUGGAGUAUCCGCUCAUCCGCACCCUGACCAGUGAGGUGCCCACUCUCAUCCGUCUGGCACCGCAGGACCUUGGAGGCAUUGUGCCGUUAGCGAUGGUGAGGCAGGAAUGAGACAGAGCUUGAGUGUAGAGAAAAGCAGACCAUAAACAGAGACAGUCUUUUAUGGUUUUACAUCUGCAUUUGUGAGCAAUCAUGAUUUUACUAAACAUAUAUGACUAUUGCUAUCCAAAACAUUCAAGGACAACCUGGAGAGAGUUAUUUUUCACAGAUCAUUUCAUUAAGACAAACCUUCAGGCACUUCAUUGAGAUUAAUAAUGGCAAAUUUUUUUGUCUAUAAUGUCUUUAAAAGUAAACAGCCGCAGUGCGAAAAAUUAGGUACCUUGACUUUAAUGUCCUGGAGGCAAUGUUAGAGUAGCAGUAGUUGCAUUCAUACUGAACACUUGUAAUUUACUGUUACAAGUGCAGCAAGGACAGCAGCAUGCCUCAGCUGUUGAUAAGAAGACAAAUACAUUACUGUCACUAUGUAUGAACACUGGUAUUAACUGGAUAACUCGUAAUCAUGUAAGAUGAGAAGCAACUGUCAAGGUUUUGAGUUCUUGGAUGGCUUAUUUGCACCCCUAAAGGUAUUUUAUAGUAUAGUUUGUAGUAGUGCAUAUCCAGUUUGACAUCUAAGAUUGGUAACCAUAUAUCACGAGAGAGACAGAAACCUGUCUGUCGGAUCUGAACUAAAACAAAAUAGUGAUUUGCACCCCUACAUUCUCAAAGUGGCAUGGAAGUAAAACAAAGUGAUUCGUGAACCACCCACUCUUUACCUCCUGCACAUGGAGGUAAAGAGGAGGCGCUGUAUGACCUGAAAUACUCUCAAUUUUUUGCUGCAAGGGCACAGGCAAUUUUCUUUCAUUAGUAAGCAUUUAUACUAAAUUGUUCUAUUAUUUAUUAACCACAUUAAACCUCUGAACAGGAAACCUGCUGCAAAGGCAGUAAAGUUAGAUACUCGGAUGAAAGUGUGCGUUAGAGUUUGUCAUUGAUCUUUACCUUUGCAGCAGGACUUUCAGGUAGACGCUGAGCAAUGCUGACGUCUAUGUUCAAUACAGCUCUCAUCUCUCUGUGCAAGAGAAACGCAUACUCGAUCAAUAUCUAUCUGCCAGACCACAAACACACAAAUUACUGCUAUCUUCAUUGAAAACUUACAUAAUUAUGUAAGUGGUAAAAGAUCAAGAGCAAAAAGAUGUUUUAAAUCAAUAACUUAAUGUUUUUAAAUCUCUGAAAAAUCUAAAUUUGAUCUGAGGGGAAAGAUGUCUGCACAGAGUCUGUUCACUCAUUAGAAGAGACAGUCAGUGAGGCCCCUACAGCGCUACACAAUACAUCCCGAUGAUAUUAUCAGUAUCUUUUUUUAAUUAUGAUUAUGAAGUUUUUUGACAAAAUCAUGUUACCAAUGUUAUUUUCAAGGACUUUUAUUCUGCAGCACGUUAGCUUGUAGCCUAACAUUACCAGUGUAGUAGAAAUGGCAGGUAACAUAGGAGCUAUUCAGUUCUCAGACACUAAUGUCUUUUGGGACAUGAUGGAAGCUAAUAUCAUAAUUAGCUUUCUUACAAGCCUUGCAACCCACUACUGCAUACACUUGGUCCACCAUCGUCCUCUCUACUUCUCAGGGUCUGGCCUGCAGAGUGGAGCGCCAGGGGCAGUGCUUGAGUUUAGAAAAUCCUUCUGUGUCUGGGUCUGCCAGAGAUUCACAGCGAUUUGUAUAUAGAAAUACUCAGAAAUACUCAAAUAUAAAGUUUGACCCUGAAACCUAACCCUCCAAAUUUAAAAAAAUUCCUACCAUGUACAACGACGUAUCAAAACAGAGUGUAGCAAAUGAAGAAAUACCCCACAGCCACUUGUUCUUCACUCUUCUUCUCACAGGUUAACAAUAACUACCUUUCCUUUGACCUGUAAUAGCAUGUACUUGUGAAUAAAAACAGUCAACGGCAUGGAUCUGACUUAUACUGAAUGCUAUAGUGUAGUAUGUGUCAUCCUGUGUGAGCCCUGUGCAUCGUGUCUAAAAUUGCUGGGUCAUUAAACAAGGCAGGGGUUGCCACUAUAAACCCUGCACUAAACCUGCACCUACAGGAGAUUUCUGACUGAUGAGUUUGACAGCUGAUUCUUACAUUAUCAUGUGGUGGCUCAACUUUUUACUUUGACAUGUUGUGUUAGUUUCUUUUUUUAUUUGUUGCACAGUCAGUUUAGACAUGAAACACCGUAACGUAAUGAAAAGGUCAGCUAUAAGAGCUAUAUUCUCUUUUGUAGCUGUGCUGCAGCAAGAGAAGGAGAAGCAGCUCUUAAGAAUGUCAGUCAGGCUUUACUCUGAAGUUAAGCCUGUCCAUUUGGUAAAUUGUUUGUUUGUUUGUUUGUUUGUUUGUUUUUUGCUGGCUUACUCUCUCACCCUUCACCACUCCGUCAGUUUGACUGGGGGGAAUACUUUUUUACUUGGCCAGUAGGGGCCAAAGUCCAGCACAGAGGAGGUCGACUUGCUUCUUCUAAUUAAAUCCCCUCAGGAGGAACAGGAUGGAAAUCUCAAAACACAGACAGGCUCUAUCAGGGGCAGCUGGUUCACCACUACUGACUUUGGCAUUUACUCACUCAGUGUUAAAGGGCGUGAGAGGGUGAGGAGGGAAAAACAACAGCGGCUUUGUGUUUAAUCUCACUAAAAGUUUCCUGAUAUUAAAGUCCAAAAAAUAAAAAUACAAAAAAAUACAAAAGAACAGAAAGUCAUCAGGUUGAGAAGAAAAUCAACCACUGAGAAAAAGAUGAAAUCACUGCUUGUCCUGUUUGAUAAUCAAAGUAUUUUAUCAUUCUGGUCCUUAUAACUGGUCACAACUUUUUGUUUGCCAAUACUGCAGUAACAGGGCCUUUAUAAAUCAGCGUUUAUAAGAUGCGACACUGGAGUUAAAGUAUAGGAAGGUUUAUUAUAACUUGAUUAAACCAACAAUCUCUAUUUUUAAAUACUGAGUGUUAAGUAUAUGUGCAAAAGACAAAACAAGCUUAUUUAAGAUUAAACACUCUUUCUGCUUUUUAAUUAAAACUUCAUUAAAAUUCCUGCUGCUUAAAUAGUAUGUUUAAGCGAAUGAUUAAAGCAUAUAUACUGGAGUUGUCCUGGUUUUUAUUAUGACACCAUAAAACAGCCUUUAUAUAGGCUGUGAAAUGUUACCAUUUUUUGGUGAGUGGCCAAGGAAGACUGUAAAGGUGCUGGUGGAAAAAUGCUUCAUAUUUAAGAUAUGAAAUAGAGAGUUGGGAGUGUGGAUUGGGCAAUAUAAUCGCACUAAGCUACAGUGGAGCACGGUUUACGACUUGUGUGCUUAUUUUCAGACUAAGCUGUUGAGUUAAUAGUGAAGCACUGAGUCUGUGCAGGUCAGAGAGGGCUUUUCAUUGCACUGCUUGUCCCUGAUUUCAAAUAUAUAGCCAGCAAACAGGAUCAAAUGUUCUCUUCAAACUGUAACAUAGACUGUAUAUAGAAUGGACACCUUCUGCCUCCUCGCUGGGUGAAGUCACCACGAGAACAGCACCCUCUGGUGACGGGCUGCAGUAUCGGUCGUAAAUCCUGUCUCCUCCAGUAAUUCCUAUGGAGCUGUGGACAAAUUUAAGAAAAUUAAUUCAAUAGAAUAUACAUUUUUCUCCCCCCUGGUUGGGAUGUUGACAUAUAGUUACUGUAAGACUGGUUUGUGCUCAAGUCCUCUUUUUUUCUGUGAAGCUCCAUUUUUUUAAAGUUAUCAGGGGGUUCAUGUUUUCUAUGAUUGACACUUGUUACAGCCAAUGGAUGUACGUAGAUGGGGUAGCUCAUCCGGGGAUAUGCUGUUGGAAAUACCGAGGGCACUUAAUAUAAUGACGGAAGGUGAAACCAAGUUGUCCAUAGUUUAUACAGUCUAUGAUUAACACAUAUAGUAACAUAUUUUAGAACUUGUUACCGACAAGACAUAACAAAUCUAGCUUUCUUGCACUUCGGACUAACUUUGCUGUUACAAGCCAAAGCUAAUAAGUGAUUGGAAUUUUUACCAUUAAGAGCACAUUUUGCAGGUAAACAUGGUCCGGAUGGUCUCAACAUGAGUAAGUAAAUGGACCUGCCAAAAAUGCACGUUUUGGGACAGGGGCUGGUUCUACUUUCUUCAUACAAUGUGUACUAGGUGACAUUUGUGUGGUUCAAAUGAUCUUGUGUAAGAGUCUAGGCUAACUCAUUGAAGCUAUCUCAUGCUUUGUGUGGUUGCUGUAUCCAUCCUGGACCUCUUAGACUUUCAAAUGCAGUAGCUAUUCUUUAAACAGUGCUUUCAAUGCCUGUUCGCUGCCUUAAACACCAUUCAUCCAACUCCAUAUCAGCCCCCAAACACCCCACCCCUGUAGGUUGCGCAGAAACAUAAUGGCCUUUAUUGAUUCCCCCUUUUCUUCCCGUCUCUCUUCUCUUUUCUGUCUCUCUACUCUGCAGCAAAGGGUUGUUAUGAUAGAUAAGCUGCUGUGUAAGGAGUGAGCCAAGCUGCUUUUGUGAGCCGAGCAGCAAGGAUGUGUUGUGCGUGGUGUGCGUCAGACUUCGUGUAUGUUUAUGCAUCAUGUAUGUGUACAUAUGUGUAGUGUGUAUGCUCUAACAUUGUACAAAAAGGCCCCACAAAUAGGACAUGUCUUGGUUCCUCACAACCGUAAGAGGUUAUUACACAACAAAGCUUCCACUAAAAAAGAUCCUGUCUUGUUUGCUAUAUAUCCUCGACUCCAGAAAUCUUGUUAAAUUCCACUGUGCCUGCAUUCCGUCUGAUCUUGUGAAAUAUUCAGUUCUUUGUAGCUCAAACAGUCUUCUUUUAACAAGGCAAAGCCCAUUAGGAUGUCUUUUUUGUCCCAUUUUGAAUGUAUUAGUGACUCAUUACCAGAAAUAGAUACUUACCAUCACACAUGAGAGAAAAAAAAACAAACUCAAAAGAGUGGUUCUCAAAGGUCACGAGAGACAGAACUCUGUUCUCCAUAUUAUUCACAAAUAUAAUGUCACCCCCUGUGCAAGGUCAACCACCUUCCUAGAUGCGUUGAUAAACUAAGUGGUCAAUAGGAUUGCAUGGUUCACAGUUACACUGCUGCUGCUUGAUUGAGUCCCUUUUCUGUGAUUCUGCUUUCAGUAAUAAUUUUUAAAAAGUGUCUUUCAGUUUUUAUUUUUUAUUAUUUUUAUUAUUUUCCUUCUUAUUCGACACAAAGGAGCAGUUUAUCAAGAUUGGGGGACAACAUCUGCGACCCUUGUUUGGUUUCCAUUGAUGAUUAAAAUGGUCUCAGCCUGUGUUGUUUUUAUUUCCUUUACUCUCAGAGGGAACAUACUUAUUCCCAAUGGACAAGAGAGUACUCACAUGGGGGGGAAACAAGAGAACGCUGGUGUAAAAAGGAAGCACAACAAUGGCAGCCAUGGCAACACAGCUAAACAACACAAGGGACGAAAUUAAAUGGACCAACUUGAUGAUUUGUGGUAACAGAAUGAGUGUUCCUAUAAAACAAACCACAAUCAAACUAACAAGGAAAAUAGUCGAACAGAAAUGACUUCUGCAAUAGCUGUACCAGACUGCUGAACAGCUGGCAAUGUUUGGUCCAAUAGUCCGCCAUGUUUGUUUUACCCAUAGACUGUAUACAGAAUGGACAGUGUCUGCCUCCUUGCUAGUUAAAGCCACCGUGAGAACAGCACCCUCUGGUGACGGACUGCAGUAUAGGUCAUAAAUCCCUCCUCCUUCAGCAAUCCCUAUGGAGCUGUGGACAAACUUUAGAAAUUUAUUACACAGAGUAUAAUUUUUUCUCCCUCCCUGGUUGCAAUGUUGACAUGUAGUUACUGUAAGACUAGUUUGCGCUCAAGUCCUCUUUUUUAUGUACAGCUCCAUUUUUAAAAGUUAUUAGGGGGUUCAUGUUUUCUAUGAUUGACACUUGACACAGCCUAUAGGCAUACAAAGAUGCGUACAAUGCUACUGUGCAAGGAUGGUUUCAGGGAGUAAAGAAAAAACACGGAAAUGCCAAGAGCUUUUCGGCUUUAAAUCUGCAUAGUGGUGGAAGGUGAAACCAAGUUAUCCAUAGUGUAUACAGUCUAUGGUUUUACCACAAAAAAUGUCUGUGGAUUUUCAGAUUUGACUCAGGACUCUUGUUGACAAAGAUGAGAAUUUCUUCAUACCGUAGCACUCAACACACUUUAAAAACUCAAGUGUUUAACCUGCCAUCAAUUGUCAUCCUGUGGGGUCUUUCAAAUUUUCAAAAUUGAUCAAGGUUUGAAAAUCUUUUAAAGAGGCACACAGGAAAAGAAACUUCAAAAGGGGGCAUGAGGGUGAAGAGACAAAGCAAACAGAGAGGUGCCAAUGAACAAAAAGCUGUCUGGAGACGAGGUUUUCUUUGCUUUUCAAAGGUUUAGGCCUCUCAUUGUUUAUCAAAACUAGUAAAUCCACUCAACUCUGAAACAUUUUCUCUGCUGGAGGAUUACCAGAAGUUGUCUCAAUUGAUCUGGUUUUCUCCUUCCUAUGACCCUCUGUUCUCAAGGGUAUCUUGUGAUAUAUCUAUACAAUUUUACUGAACUUAUUUGUGUCAACAUCUUUCUUUUCGCUUUAUACCAAGUCUUCAAGGGAAUCUUGAAGGAAGGCAAAUCAAAGUCUGUUUUAGAGCUGCAUGAGUUAAAUUUCAUUUAAGCUUUUACUGAUUUGUUUCUUUAUGUUUCUCUUGCAGGACACAGAGAUCCUCAACACGGCAGUCCUGACUGGGCGAACUGUGGCUGUACCAGUAAAGGUGGUCACCGUGGGAACAGAUGGAGCUGUUUCUGAUGUAACUGAAUCUGUGGAGUGCAGGUCAACAGAUGAACAAGUUAUCAAGGUUAGUGUGAUGUGUUUUAGCAGCUGCUUUUUAACAUCAGCUGUAUUUCAGUCCGCAUCAUGGUUAUCUCUCUAGUUGUGUGUGGGUAGAUGAGCAGAGUGAACAAAAGGUUGUUGUGUAGAGGUGCUUUGUGAUCAUUUAUCUCUGUGUUCAAUUUCCUCCAGCAAGACAGAGUGUGACUGAUUUUUCAUUUAAUGAUUUGCCAGAAAUUGAGAAGUUAUCCUCAGGUGUUGCAGAUCAAUAAUGUAAAAAAAAAGCAAAAGUACAAAUAGCAAAUGUGGGUGUUGUGGGAUCACUGAAGCACUUUUCUUUUUAUUGAAUAAGCAGAAAAGAGGAAGCAUUUCUGUCAAUGCAGUGUUGAGUUCCUGGUAAUGAAGACUUCCUCAAUAAAUCAGGUUUCAUCCAACAGCAUAACUAUUAUAAUUAACACUUUAAGACACAUUAAUGUUUUCUUUUUUGUGUCUCGGUGAAUAUGUUGGGCGGUAAUGCAUACUAUUAUACUCUGAUAUUUGAUUUUUUUAAUUGGCAAACCAAUUGACAGAUUUUUUUUCUCUCUUUUAGGAGAAAAAUGAUAAAAGAAAACUGUAAAAAUUGGCAUAAAGAAAAGUAGGUACAGCAGCUUUUAAACAAACGAAAUGAAGAUCUGCUCGUGUUUCAUUAUCUGUCGAUCCGAUAUCUGUGCCUCCACAGCUGAUUGCAAUGGUGCAUUUUGAAUGAUGCUUAUUUUACUGUCCUUAAGAUAACAUUAAAUGAAUAUAUAUACAAGAAGUAUCUGGUCAUUUCCUUUACCAUCAUUAGCACUUAGGAUAUGCAACUUUAUGACAACUUGCCAAUUAAAUAACUUCUUUGAAUUAUCAUAUCCCAUUAGAGCAGUCCUUCUCAAAUAGCAGGGCUCACCCUUUGAUGCCGGGGGGGCAUGUGUGACCCCCGGGGAACAUGUGUCAACAGAAUCAGCCCACCGCCUCACAGGAAGGUUUCUACGGUGUCAGGCACAUUUCCAUAACCACUGGUCAGGGGAACUAUCUGAGUCAGCACAUUCAAUUAGAUAGAUAUCAAUAUGUUCUGAUCUAUAUCCUAUCUGAUGAGCAUGUUUGGCACACGUUUGGACACUCAACCUGACCAAAUUAUCACAGCUGAAACUGCAUUAAAUUACAUAUCCAAUAAAAAGUCACACAUGACGGAGUUAACGAGAUAUUACAUAAACACCCACCCCCACGUGUUUGAUUUCUUUAAUGUUAAUGAGGAUACAGUGUUAUGCAGAGGUGUACUUAAAACAAUUUUAUCGACAAAUGAUACUAUUUAUAGUUGUGUUUGUGUGUGUGUGUGUCGCCAAUACACUGUCUUUUCUUGGACUCCAUGAGCCCUAUCAGUCUCUCCUCUCUUUCUGUAUCUCCCUCUAUCCCCGCUCUAAACCCGAUGCAGUAGCGGCAGUCUGAUCUGUCAUCAUUCGCCAAGUUCUGUGUAAAGAUGUGGAGACAGAUGACAGUCUUUCUAUCACUGUUUGUUCUAAAGAAGCAGCUGACAGCUCUGAGAAUGUUUGUGUCCAAAUUACUGACUGUACCAAUCAAGCUUCUGAUGCUGUUUGAGACUGAAAUGAAUUUGAUUGAGUUCAAGCAAAACUUAAUGACGGAUUUUUCGACAGAUUAAGUCUUCAAAAGGGAAAACAAUAUUUGAGGAUGAUUUUGCUGAUUUCGAAUGCAGUGAGACACUUCUGAUGUUCUGGUUUGUGUAUUUUUCACAUUCUGUGAGGGCUCUGACAAAUACCAGUAGAUAAUUAGUGAUGUGCUUUGACUGACUCAAUAUACUGCAGUGUGUGCUAACAUUUGAUGAAGCAGCUGUGUCUUUUUUCAGCUCUAUAUGUUGCGUUGGACCAUACAUUAAAUAACACAAGCAGAAGACCUGGCGCCUGAGAAGAAAGACGUUUUUUUUUCUGUUCUCCAGUCCAAAACAAGCAGAAGAGAGAAAGCUAGACCUCAUAAAAGUGGUCAAAAGGACAAAAGUUCCCCUCAUCAGACCACUGUGUAAAAACUGUUGAAUUUUACAACCUCUCACAAAGUUUGAAGAUUUUCUGUCCAAGUUUCAACUCUCAUAAAGAUCCUGUUGUUCUCUUUCUGCAUCACGUCUUCUCAUCCUGCCGCCUCUCUGAUUCUUCUCUCUCUCUUUCUCCAGAUUUCGGAGCGGUGUGACUAUGUGUAUGUCAAUGGAAAGGAGACCAAAGGAAAGAGCCGAGUGAUGCUCAACUUUACCUACAGUUUUCUGAGCGCCCAGCUAGAGAUGAGUGUGUGGAUACCCCGCCUGCCCUUGCUCAUCGAUGUAGCUGAUCCUGAGCUCAGCCAGAUAAAGGGCUGGAGGGUUCCUGUCAGCAUGAGCAACAGAAGGUAAGACACGGUGUGCAUUGAAUCUUGACUGUUGGAUUCAGUGUUAUGAAUUGCUUUUGAAGCUUUUGUUCUGGCACAAGGAACUUAGUACAUACCUUUCAAACUUGCUCUGAACCAUAGCUCCACACUCCAUUAGGCUUUAAUCCACAAAGAGUGUGUCCCAGGAAUGAAUCCAGCUCAUGGCCCGUUGCUUCUUUCAAUCCCCUACUCUCUCCCAGUUUCCUGUCCCUUCUCCUGAACACUCAAUAAAAGCAUAAAGGCCAAAAAAUGAACUAGGAAAGGUUAGACGACAUUUAACUUUAUCAAAGUUGAAAUGACAUGACCAACAAAGGACCCAAAAGCACAGGGAAAACACAAAAGACUCACAGACAAAUACAGUAAUUAACUGUCACAGGAAGGAGGACACCGUAAAACGUAAUACGCUCAAGAAAUCAAACACAUCUGUGGGAACAAGACACAUGCAAAACUUGGGUUUAAGUGAAGGAUGGUCAUAUUUCUUGAAAAAUCAUACAUUUUAACUUAAUUAGAAAUGGAUGAUGACAUAUAGGUUAUCUGUGUUUAUCUGUAAAUAUUAAGGACUUUUAAGAUUUAAAUAUGUAAUUUUGCUUCAUCUUUUUUCUUGCCUUUUCUUAAGUUUACAUAUUGUGUUGUUUUAAAUUUCAAGUUUUCCAUGACUAUGGUGAUGAUAUGGUUAUCGUGAUAUUUUUCAGCCACAAUAAUCACGAGGCGAAAAUCUGACUUAGUUGGGACAGAGGACUUGCAGAUGCACUUAUUUUCCUUUGUCUCUCAUGAUACAGCUCAGUAGCAUCUCCUCAUAGCCUCAGCCGACAGCAUGAGAUGGCACCAAGCUUCACUGUGCACACAAACAGAGGCACACUCCCACACACAACUGAGAAUUAUUCUUUUUUAACAAGAUUAUAAUAUGAUGUUUGUGGUCUGGUUGUGGUUUCACCUUAGAUAGUGUCGUCAAGGGGUUGUUAGGGACUUUUGACCAAUCAGAGUCCUGUCUAUAACACAGCAUGGUGAUCAGUAAGACAGCUGGGUAAUAAUACGUGUUACUACAACUGAUGCAGCCAUGUCCAUGAAAACCCUUUUAUGUAAGAAAACUGAUAUUUCUCUAAAGCAAAUUUCUGCCAUUUCGUCAUUUCAGUAUCACUUUCACUCAACCUCCACCUCAUAGGUUGGCACUCCAACCCAAAUACCCUGUGGUAUCAUCAGCUAUGCUUGAAAUGAAUAACAAGGAUGCAUAAUAUGAGAUUUCUAGUCAUAUUUGGAAAACAGAAAUCUAAAUCUUUAGGAAUUAGAAUAUUUUGUUUGUGCAAAUGUUUGUGCCCCCCAAAACUCUGACUGUGUCCAGUCAGUGCUAAGACUGUAUGUAGACCACCUUAUUGAAGUUUAACCUCAUUGCUGACCCACCAGGCCUGUAUGUAGACAUUCAGACCACCUUACUGAAGUCUAACCCCUUUGCUGACCUGCCACUCACUGCUACAAAAAGUCCCAACCUUAUGUUUCUUUCACACUUUGGUUUAGCCACCAGGUCGCAGCAUGUUAACCCGUCAGCCUGUUUUUCUGCCUAACCGGCCAUGCCUCAUUAAACUUAAUGGAAACUGUCACAGUCCCUCUAGCUAAGGCAGACCAUAAAACAGAGAGGGAACAAAGGUGUGAGUGAAUGAGAGAAAGACAGGGGUUGAAAAAUAGAUGACAAGGAAAACCAGGUUAGAAAUAGAUGUGAGGUAUAUAGAGUGAGUGUCAGAGAGAGAAAUGACAGUGACUCCGCACCAGAGAACCAAAGAUAUCUGGUUGAAAAAGCACUACACUGUAUAUGAAAUCUUUCUUAUCAGUCUGGAUGUUUAUUCAGAGGGUUGUAUGACUAAUUUGUGCCUUUUUAAUUACUCUUUGCUGGAUUUAGACAAUUAUCAUGUAACACUUGACAAUGUUUUUUUUUUUUUAAUCCAUGUUGCUUUUUUCUUUAAAUGUAAUUAAAGCCCAUCCAGUCAUGAUUAAGAGAGAAAUACUGAACAAAUACAUCACAAAACAACUUGAUUUAUUUGUAGUAUGGUGCCAGAGAUGGCUGUAUCAGCAAAGUCUUUGCCAUUGGCUAGAUAAAUGGCACACUUACAGCUAAAUCUCAGUUGCCCUUUUAAAGAAAGUAAGCAAGGCAGCAGUUGUACCUUGAAGCUAUUUUUCAAUCGGUUUUUGAAACAGUGAGAGUCUGUGACUUUCAGGUCAGGGAAACCUGCAGCAUAUGAGAGGCUUUGGCUGCAGGAGAUCCAGUCAAUGUUGCAUUAAUGUUAAUAUGAGAAAAUGAAAUACGUUGAAAUAUGACUUACACUUUCAUUUAGUGAUAACCUUUAAAAAAACAACCUGAGGUAAACUAUGUACUUGUAUCUGCCUUUACUUUCUGUCCCUGAUAAUUGACCCUCACUGUGCUCCUGUUCUUCAUCUGCCUGUCUGUUUUCCUGCAGGUACGAGAGGGUCACUGAUGACAAAGAUGAAGAUGAGGCAGCAGAGGAGAGGACAGAGAGCAGCUGUGUGUCUCAGUAUCAGAGCACCACCCUGCGGGUCCUCACACACUUUGUGGUGGAUAACGGAGAAGCUAAAGGAGCCUCAGAGGAGGAUGGGCUGGGCCAGCAGAACUUCCUACUGGGUAGUGAUUGGCAGGUGGAAGUCACACAGCUGGUCAAGGACUCUCUGAGGGUAGCUGAGCCAAAGGUCGCACAGUUGCUGGAUGGACAAGUUGUGAUGGGAAUGAGUGCUGGAACCACCAAAAUACAGGUGAGUGUUUUUUUUUUUUUUUUAAGCUAAUACGCAAACUUCAGUACUUUCUCAUUUGACUUCAUUACUUUCAGAUGUUUCACUUAUUUUCAUAUCGGGCAAAGCAGUAGAAGUCACUUUGAUUCAAAUACUGAACACUUUAUUUGACACCUAUAAUUCUAUCAAUAUAUAAUGAAAAUGAAAUCCCCUUUAAACCCCUGGUUCAUGACACAUGUUGGUCACAUUGUCUAGACAACUUUCUGGACUACAUGACCAACCAGGCAGAGGCAUAUGGAGUGAAGCACAGAUGUUCUAAAAUAUCAUGGAAAACAGGCUAUCAAUAGCCACUAGUGUUGUUCCAAUAUGCAACAAGUGAACCAAGUAUCUAGGUCAACAAAAGUCAAAACACAAUUACACAUACCUAAUUACAGACCCUGAGUCCAUAUUCUUUGCUCCAUAAAAAUGUCUACCUGCGGCAGAGGUUGGUAUUUCUUGUAGUCUCCACACACGGACGCCACAUUGCUUCAGAGUAAUCUAUACAAUUUAUGUUUUGCUGAUCUGUGCAGAUUUUAAACAGUCCUUAAUGAGGAGCUGCUUCUUAAGACCAUGCAGCAUCAACACUUCUGCUCGCAGUAAAUGCAACUUUACCAGAUAUGAAUCCACCUCUGGUUGGCACAGUCAACUCAGGGCAGUUCAAACUAAAUCAACUAUGUGUACCAGUGAGUAGGGCUGCACAAGUCAUUUAGUUUUAAUCUAAUCAUCUAUUAUGGCAUUGCUGGAGAAACAGAAUUGAUGGUGAUCAUUGAGGCUCAAAAUAUGCAGCCGCAAAAUAAGCUUUAAGAAACUCACUAACCUUUUGCAAAAGUGUGAGAGUAAUGACUUAGGGUGAUGGGAUCUUAGCAUCCCUAGGUAAUACUAUACAUAAGACUGAUGGGUAGUAGCAGAUCAGAUCCAGGUGCAAAUGGGAUUUCAUGGGUUCAGGUGGUGAACACCCCCUGAGAUCUGGUCACAAAUCAUACAAGACAAGACUCUGACAGCUCUGAAUAGAAAGAGGGGGCAUGGCAGAGGUCUUUAAUUGUUUUCUGGGUUGGUAUGAAUCAGCCUGUAAGCUCUGAGACUGGAAUGAGGACAGGACCUGACAUGUGUGGUGGGGGGAAUCUCUCAAUGUGGGCCAAAGGCCAGAGCUGCAACGUGUGGAUGAAAGAGAGUAUCACACACCUGCGUUCAAACAAAGGACUCUGAUGAAAGAAUCCCACUGCCAACCCAGAUUCAGUGGACGUGGUCUUGACCUUUCCAGGAUAAUAAAUAAGGGGGGUCCUGUUAUAAAUCGCACAUGCACAUAUGAUUCUCUCCAAUAGAGAAGAUAGGAGCUUUUAGAAGGGACUUAAAUUGCAUCCAAAAUGCAUUAUACACCCCAAACCAGCAGGUGACAGCAAAGUACAGUUCCCUUUAACUGAGACAAAAAAGAGAGAAGCGUAUAGUUUUGCGACAAGUCCUAUAGGUAAAUCCCAAUCCACUAAAUUGGAGUGAGUCUUUGAACCUGGGGUAAAAGUUGCUGAAAAUAAUGGAGAUCCUUGCAGGGGAAGCUGAGAGAUAAGGAGCUUGGACCUGACAGGCCAGGCAUGGAAAUAAAAUUGAAAUUCAACAACAGAGGGAGAAAUUCAUCUUUUUUUUAAGGAGCUGAUACACUAAAAAGUCUCGAGUAAUGAUGUGGUAAGCGUAAGUGGUACUAAGGCUCAUGUACAUCUUUUAUUAUGUUGAUGCCAGCCCCCUUCCCCUGGAGAAAAAAAAAGGAACCAGCUGCCACUGUGCAGAUUUUCAAGAUAAUACACCAGUACUACCAUGACAAGAACAUUAACAUCUGUGUGAUAAAGGACGAAGGAAGAAGUAGGGUAGAGAGGGAUAGAAGGUGGGUAUAUGACCUCAUGACCAUGUUGUUGUUUUUCUGUUUUUGUAUUUGUUUCAACCCAAACUAUAAUCUUUCCCUGCAAAGUUGAUCAGUGCCUUAAAAAUGUCAACAGCUAGCUUAGCCCCAAUUUCUUGUUGUUUUGCUCAAUACAGCUCUCUACAAAAACAACUUCUCACAAACUUCGAUUUGAUGCUUUUGUGCUCCAGACAUCUCUGUGGACAUAAGAGAGGAUUUUUCUUUCUGUGUUCACAGGAAAAAAAAAAAUCUCCUUGGAUUUCAUCGUUGCACCGUGACUAGCAAGUGUCGGUCUGUGUUUCAGGUGCUGUCUCCUCUCACAUCAUCGGUCAUGGCUGAAAGGAGCAUCAGGGUGCUGGAAGAUAAAGUGAGUGUGACAGAACUGGGGGUGCAGCUGGUGUCCGGACUCUCUCUGUCUUUGCAGCUCAGCCCAGGGAGCAACAAGGCCAUUGUUGCCACCGCAACCACACAAGAAGUCAUUCAAUCUCUGAAACAGGUACAAACUCGGGAAAAUCCAAAUAUCUACCAACAUUUCGAUUUGAAUUUAUUAUUUUCCAUGCCUCAUGCCACAUGAGAAAAGUCUAACCUUUUUUAGCUUUACUGUGCUCUGGAUUUGGCUUUGAAGUGGAUCAGAGUUAUAAUGGAGUCUGUGAUACAUGUUGUGACUUUUUCUUUCUAAUUAAUUCCCUCUCGCAGUUGUGCCUGUGAUUUACAUAUCCAGCCACUGACUAUCUGUGUUAUUCUUCUGAUUAUACUUUCAAAUGGUACAGGGCUGCCGUCUUUUUCCUUGGAGAGUUACAUAUAUUUGGAUUUUACAAGAAUAGUUUUCCAUCCAAUCAGUUUAAUUGUUUUUUGAUCCUUUCUACUGUAAUUAAAACUCACUUUUGCUUCCACCACAUCCUUUGUUUUAUAUUCCAGUCAUCCUUGGCAUUAACUGGAAAUGUGCAAAUGAUUUUCAGUGAUUAUUUUCAGAAUCAUCAGUGGCACUAAUGCUGAUUGUUGUUUGUAUUUGUAUUUGUUCAGGAGUCCCUCAUCAGUGCUUGGCUCCAGUUCAGUGAUGGCUCUAUGACUCCAUUAGACAACUACAACCCUGCCCAUUUUACCCUGGCAGCCUCCUCUUUGAAUGAAAAGGUGGUGAAAGUGCAGCGUAGUGCAGUGUGGAAGUGGCCUGUUGUCGUUGCCAAAGGUGAAGGUCAUGGCUUGCUUGUGCGUGUGGAAAUGAACCAACCGGAAGUGUGCCAGAGGGGGAAACAAAAAACUGUCAUAGCCACUGGAAUGGCAAACAUACAGGUCAAGUUUGGUCAGACAGAGGACCAGUUCAGACAGCCAGGAGACCGACGAACACGUCCUGACCCUCCUUACUAUGGUGGAUCUAUCUCUGACAUGGAUACGGGAAUAAUUAACCAUGGAUCUACCACCAUCAGGGGUCAAAUCCCUGUGAGACCCAAUGGUGGUCGUCAAUCUGUGGACAAUGGGGUAAGAGUCCCAAAUGAAUUCUCUGAAUAUCCAGACCAGGCAGAACUGCCGAGGAGCCACAGCACUGAUGAGGACUUCUCCCCAUCCAGACGUGGACUGACGGACCUAGAGAUUGGUAUGUACGCCCUGCUGGGAGUCUUCUGCCUGGCCAUCAUGGUUUUUCUUAUUAACUGCAUCUCUUAUGCAUACAAGUACCGCAGUAAGCACAUAUCCUUAGAGGCUCCGGAGACAAUGCCCCACGCUCAUGACUGGGUUUGGCUGGGCCAGGAAGAGGGGCUUUGUCUGCAGCAACAACAGCAGGACGAGCUGGGUGGAACCUUAGAAGAAGGUAGUCAACUUCUGAAUGGAGGCUUACAGCGGGGUAAUGUUGGUGGAUGUAGUGGGAGGAAUGAGUCCCUGAACUCACCGACCACCAAGAGAAAGAGGGUGAAGUUCACCACCUUUUCCAAUGUCAAGUCCAGUAAUGGAUGUCCCGUGCUUAGCCCAUUAGCACUGGUGCAGAGCAGUGAGAUAAAAUGGGUAUGUCCAGACAUCGAGCUUGGAGACUCAAAGGAUCUAAGGAACUACAUGGAUAAGCUUAAUGAGAAUGCAAUUAAGAACAUGGCAUAGGAGAUGCUGGAGGUUUUCACGAACUUUAGAGAAACUCACCUGAAUGCCUUCAGAACAAGGAGGGAAUGAGGGUUAGAGAAAGAAAAGGACAAGACUAAAAGGGGGCGCAGAAAACAGCCUGGAACUGUUUUUAAACUGUCCCUCAUGAUGACCACAGAAGAGUGUGUUCAGAAUCAGCAGUUUUCAUCUCACAGGGGAUCAUACAGUGUACCACAACAUGACGUGUUUGCCAUGACACAGCAGCAAAGUUAAAAAGAAGGAAAGUAAACUUGAUAUUGUUGAUUAACUUAAAUGUACGUUAUCUGUCUUUAAUUGAGGUUCAGUUUCCUUUUCUAUGCACCAUGUAGUUUCUGUUGAGCUUUCCUUAUAUUUUCAGUCAUCUUGUUAUCCCGUUGUACUUGUUGUACUUUUUUGUGUUUUGUUAAUUUUAUAAGAGAGAUGUUAUAUGCUCUGUAUCAUAUGUCAGCAAAUAGAUUCUAGGAGAGAGGGGGUUUUAAGCAGUUUUGUAUUGUAUAUAAAUACAGAGUUUGAUUUGGAAGUUUUGUAUGUAAAGUAAGAUUUUGUAAAGUGGUGUUUAGUUUGGUUUUGGUUUGUAGUUUAGUUUUUGUUCCGUCUCCAGAAAACAGACCCAUGCAUGAUGACAUGAAACAGGAGGUCUGACCUUUACUUGAAAUGAAAUAUAACAAAACCAGUUCCUCUGGAGACAUGUCACUUUAAUACCUUUGCAUACAAUCAUCAUGGAGCUGAUUUGGGUUUGUUUUGGUAUAUUUUGGCAUUCAUUUGUAGUGUUUUUUCGAGCCAUACAUUUCCCCCCUUAUGUUAUUUAUGCAACCCCUUUGGUCCAGUAGCAGGCUUUACCCAACAUUUGCUAAGGACAGUAAGAUAAAUCUUGAUAUGGCCUGAUAUUAUGUUCACAAAACAAAUCAUGUUAAACACAGAAAACAUUGAUGAGCAUUGAUAAAUUCAAUAGACAAUCAUGAAUAUUGUACAGAUCGAUCUUUUGAUUUAAAAUUAUCCAUUAAAACAAUUCAAGUUUACAUAUUGUACGGUCCAAUUGGAUAGUGAUCAGUUCAAGUGUCAACUUUCUUAAACUGUACAUGAUAUUUUGCAGCCCAGGGAAAGGGUCGUGAAAGUAAAUGAACAAAAGCUCAAACUGUGAAGUGAAAGUCCAAAGUCUGAACUCAUCUCUCCUUUAGUGAGUUAAAUUCAUCCUUUUCUAUCUAUGUUCUGAAAUUGGCUGCUGGACUAAUUAAAACUGAGAGUGGCUUUUCACUAUCUUGUUGCUGUGUGAUUCAUUGGGCUGAAUGUUGUGUUUUUCUCUCAGUCUUUGUUGUUUCACUCAUCUGACUGGUUUAUCGGAGUCAAUGGACAGUGGAUUCAUCAAGAGUAACAAACUGUUGCCUGUUAACACUUGGUACAGCUAUCAG